Molecule: messenger RNA, 98723 nt
Organism: Podarcis lilfordi (Lilford's wall lizard)
Lineage: Eukaryota; Metazoa; Chordata; Lepidosauria; Squamata; Lacertidae
Source: the annotation of a GenBank genome assembly
GGGGGGCUCUUUUCGGAACCAACUCAUGAAGAACAAGGGAGGAAAGCCGAAAGUCAAGAGGAAAGGAGCCACAAACGUCUUCGGCUGUGAUCUGACAGACUAUCUGGAGAGCACGGGACAAGAUGGUAAUAUUUAUUUUUAAAACAACAACAACAACCAAGGCCUUAUUCUUGCUUUCUCUAGAGAUGGGUCUGUUGCAGUGCCUUUUGAAUGGGAGGAUUAAUUGUCUACAGAAAUAAAGCAGGGAAUGAUUAUCUGGUGUGGAUAGGACUUUAGUGCCUUGUUCUGUCAGUGACCAACUAGCAAUGUGCUUAGUUCAGGGAAAUGUUUUGCUGUGUGAGAGAGAGGAAGAUUAACUAUUUGCCAUCAAGUCUCUUAACUUGAGGCACACAGAGAAGGGAUACUUUUCAGUUACUCAGAGGUGGGGUGCGUGAGCACGAGGCUUCAAGAUUGCUCCUUAGGAUGUGGCCCUUCCAUGUUUCGCAAGACUUUCCCUGCCCCCAACCACAGGAUGCCACAGAAUCAAUGGAGAUGGGAGACAGACAGCAGUUCUCAGAAUAAAGGUUGUAAUGAAGAUGUAACGGUGGCUCUUAGGCCCAAGCAAGGCUCCCCAAACGUUCUUACUUGUGAGACAAGGAUGUGGGAGAAGGAUCGCCAAAGUGGGAGCACAGCAGCUGGUGUUUCUUACUAGAAACCCCCACCCCUUGCCUACAAUCCUUUUUCUCAGACGAGCAUAUGAUGUGUCAGACCGUGGGAGGUGGCAGUGCCAAUCUGCUUUUCAAGCGGACGAGAUAGGAGAGAGAAGCAGAGAACAUUUCUUAAAAGUGGGCUGGGUGAUGCGAAACAUAUUGCCGGGUCUUUGGAAGGUAGAAGGAUUCCUCCCACCUUCUUCUUGGAAACUAAUAUUUGAUGAGAAAUCUCUCAGGAUUUUUCCCCUCCUCUGCCAUCUGCAUCCACAUGACGUUCCCAGUUUAGAUUUAUUUGGUUUCCUAAAACUCAGACUUUCCGGGCGAGGCGGCUCCUUGAGCAACAUUAUUAGGGUGUUUAUUCAAUAAAUGUGGGUGACAGUCAUUACAGAUGCCUCAGAAAGGAAGUGUAUUCAUAAUAAACUAAGGGACUUUGCUGUUACUCAGUGUUGUGGGCUGCCAGAGUACAUGACGUUGUUCUCGUGUUUCCUCUCUUACACAGGCACAUUAUACAGAGCAUGUGUUUUCCCCCCAGAUCAGUCCAUCAAGCUAAGCUUAAUUCAUUUGACAAAUGUUCAUGGCAUUUGUGUCGCUGUGUACAUUGCAACUGCUGCCUAAAUGCAGCCACUUUUAGGUUGCUGUUUUUCUCGUUUGGCUGUCCAUAGCAAUGCUUCAGGCCCGUUCAUCGAGGAACCUGAAGGAUGAACUGCAGGGGGAGGUCUAAGUUUUCGCAAAUCAGGCCUCAACAACUUGGGAUCCACAAAAUCAAGCAUUGUCCACCAGCCAUUUUAAAUGUGGAUUUACGUGAUUUGCCUGCCUAUUGCGCUCUUCCUCUGAGGCCUUGCUGCAACUCGGGAUUAGAGUCAGGGUCUUUUCGGUUGUGGUCCCUGGACAGCAACAACAGCAACACCCACGCAGCAACACCCCAGCCCCAUCAGCCAGCAAGGGAUGAUGGGAGGUAUAGUCCAGCUACAUCUGGAGAGCUCAACAUUGGCCACCCUUUGUGUGUGGAUAGCAGUAGGCUAGAUAGGCCAAAGGUCUGUUUUGAUGUGGCAGCUUCCUAUGUGAGUAUUUUCUAGCUGGCUAUGGUUUUUAGUUCUCCGUUGUUGUUUUGUUUGCUUGCUUAUUGUUAUAAUGCAUUUCUUUAAUGAUUGUAAGCUGCCCUAGGGGCUAAAUGCGGGGAGAAAAGUGUCUUAAUAUGUAAAUGUAUUGUUUUCUGCGUGAUGCCCACCUCCUCCUGCCCUGGGUUUUUGCAGUCUCAGAAGGGCAGCAAAUACAGAAGAUUUACUGGUCCCUUGUGGGCCACCAUACACGGCUUUGUGGGUCUCCAGUUGCGCUGCCUUGUUCUCAAUUCAAUGUAGCCAGGAAAACAGGAACAAGAAGGCAGCUUUUAUUUAUUUUGAAGAAAGGCGUGAUGGGAUCCUGUAUAUUCUCCAGUGACUGCAGACUUUGUCACCAGCUUCUUUUGCAAGAUGGCUCGGUCUACCAGCGUGGUCUGUUGCGAGGAGCAAAAAUGGGCAAAAGUGAAUUCCUUUUCAUGUUUGCUGAAUGGCAUGUCCCAUUGGCCAGCAGUGUGUGAUCUAGUAAUGAAAGACUCCAUUGUUACAGGAGCCAUUAGAAGGAUGUGAGUUAGAUCAUAGGGUGUAGGUUAAAUCUUAACGAUAACAAGAAGCAGAAGAGAUGUGGGAGUUUUUAUUCCUUUGUUCUGCGGCAAGGCAAGGAGGUGGAAUAAUAUUAAGGACAAAUCUGCUCUCUAGGUAGCUGUGAGGGCAGGCGGGGGUCAGGUGUCACUAGCAUGAGACUUAGAAGCCUCCAAAUUACCCUAAUUGGAGCCCUUGAGUUGAAAUGGCGUCAUUUGUGAUGGGCAACCAUCUAUUGUUGGUUCAGACCCUCCCCACCAUUGGGAGCCAAGCAAUAACCUUGAAAGCAGGAGCAUUCUACCUGUUACAGUUAUUCACUUUGCCUCCUAUGUGGAAAGGGUGGACAAUGCAGAUGGAUAUGGCCACUAUUUUUUAUUUUAUUUAUUGCUCUUUUUUGUAAAAGAAGGUUUUAGGAUUCCUUUGAGAUUUUGUUUCUUCAAGGAGCUUGAACAUAUGAUAUGGGGCUAGAGAAGAGGUUUCCGUUUAGCUAAGUACUGCGAACCCCCUACUUCUCAAAAGCCAAGCCAUGGACCCUCUACUUUAUCUCUGCGGUAGUUUUUGUUAAUGUGAAUGGUGCCAAUUGGACCACCAUUUGGGAACCCCUGGGCUAGAGCGUUUCCUCUUCUUAUUCAGAGUAAAGCAUUCAGAUGUGGGGCUUUGUGAGGAAGAGGUGGGGAUCCUGUGACCUUCCAGUUGUUGAACUGGCACCACCCCUGACUAUUAACUCUGCUGGCUGAGCCUGGUGGAAGCUGGAGUCUAACAACAACAACAACAACAACAACAACAACAACAACAACAACAACAACAUAAUAAUAUAUUUAUACCCCGCCCAUCUGGCUGGGUUUCCCCAGCCACUCUGGGCGGCUUCCAACAAAACACUAAAAUACAAUAACCUCUUAAACAUUAAAAGCUUCCCUAAACAGGGCUGUCUUCUAAAAGUUUGGUAGUUAUUUUUUCUAUGGAAAGUCACCCCCUUAAUUCUCGUGAAAGUGAGUUUCAUACUGAAGAGGUACUUUCCUUUGCCUGUCCUGAGUCUUCCACUCAAACCAGUUUCUCCCCUGGAUUGAGUUGUACACUGAUACUUCCAGUUCUCAUUACGACUUAGGGAAGGGCACUUAGUAGUUUGGUGGCUGGGAGAGAGAUCCUGACUAAAACAAAUGUCUAGAUGUAGUCACAGGAAGUGGUUUGGCAGUUCUAUACAGCUUUCUUCCUUCUAGGUCAUCUCUUAGCAAUCACCCUUGGCUUAUGUAAAGCGGCAAGGAGUGGGGAGACUGGGUUGCUAGAACUGCUUACUUUUGGCUGAGAUGUCAAUCUAACCUCAUGCCUGCUCUGCCACUAAGAGCACGAAUGUUGCUUUUGCCCCUACUGCAGAGGCUGAUGGGCUUUUCCAUGGUGAAACUGUUUGAGGCAAAAGUGGGGCUAAACACAGACUUGUUUCUCCUGCUCUGAUGAUUGGCAGGUGAAGGAGAAGCACGACGAGCAGGCUUGUGGAGGCUUUCAGAACAAAUGAAUGCCACACAGUCAUCUGAGCUGUGGUUCCCAUGAAGCUACCUGCCUGCAUGGCCACUAUCAUGACUUGCUCACCUGGAAUUUGAUGCUCCCAUAGCAAAAUAGUUUGCUUCUCCUGGAUUGCAUCCAGACAAUCACCACGUUUCACUUUUCUUUGUUUUCUACCUUUCUUUUUUCUCUUUCGUGUGCAUCUGUGGGGUGCACAGAGAUUUCUCAUGUGAUUUGUGCGGAUCAGCAGAGGAGCAGGGAAAGGGGCAAUUUCCUCCUCAUUGCUGCCAAGCCCAGCAUUGAGAUGGGAAGCAAAAUUGCACCCACCCUGCUCUUCAGGGAGCCAGUAUGGUGUAGUGGUUUAGAGCAGUAGUCUCAUAAUCUGGGGAACCAGGUUUGCUUCCCCACUCCUCCACAUGCAGCUGCUGGGUGACCUUGGGCUAGUCACACUGCUUUGAAGUCUCUCAGCCUCACUCACCUUAGGGUAGUGAUAAAGCAGGAUAUCAAAUCCAAACUCUUCUUCUUCAGAUAAUGGUCCUGAAGAGUAGAGAGGGCAUUAUUUUCCUUGCCAUCCCAGUGCUGGGCUGGGUGCAGAGUAUUAAACGUCUCUUCACCCAGCCCUGCACCAUGAUGUUACCCACCCUUAAGAAUAGCCAAGGAAAGUCUAUUCUCCUCCUUCUCCUUCUCCUUCUCCUUCUCCUUCUCCAAGCAACCGUCUAGUCAUUCCCAGGAUGUAGGAAACAUUGGAAUGCUCAGGAAACAGGAAAGAGUGUUCCAAUCUGCAAUGUUCAAGUGGCCAGGAAACAAUGGCGCUAUGCUCCCUGCUGCAGCUGGCACAUUGGUUCAGGAGCCAGAAUACUUUAUGUUUAAGGUGCUGCCACUGCUGAUGCCUCUACACCCUGACCUGGUGAAAUGGGUGAGGAUCUGGUGGAUCAGCAGAAAAGUCUAGGUGGGCCAGAAUGGGCCCACAGGCUGAUGGUUCAACACCUCUGCUGUAAAACAUGUUCUUACUACAUGAAGCUCUGCCCUGCCACAUAUUGGCUGCUAGCAGUGUGUACCAACAAAGAAAGCAGCCACUCACUUGGCUGUUCAUACAUUACAAAAUGUAUGAGUUACAAAAGGAAGAAGAGAAAGCAAUGAAUGUGAAAGAGGGUUUCAAAAGUGGAAGAGCCAGAGGCUGGGAAAUCUAGAGCGCCUUGAGAAGAGGUCAUGAUGAGCUUUCUUUCCCCUACUUUUUCCUUCCUUGUAGGAAGUGGCUUUUAAGCUGGUGGUUCGAAUCCCCGCAACGGGGUGAGCUCCUGUUGUUCGGUCCCUGCUCCUGCCAACUUAGCAGUUUGAAAGCACGUCAAAGUGCAAGUAGAUAAAUAGGUACCUCUCCGGUGGGAAGGUAAAUGGCGUAUCCGUGUGCUGCUCUGAUUCGCCAGAAGUGGCUUAGUCAUGCUGGCCACAUGACCCGGAAGCUGUACGCCGGCUCCCUCGGCCAAUAAAGCGAGAUGAGUGCCGCAACCCCAGAGUCGGUCACGACUGGACCCGAUGGUCAGGGGUCCCUUUACCUUUUAAGUACUUGCUGCUAGCAAGCUUGGCUUCGAAGUGUAGUUUGGGGUGUUGCGCAGUGUGAAAAGGAGUGUGCACACAACUCAUCACAAGCCAGCCUUUUCUUUUUUGCACUUCUGGUGCAAAUUACGUACAAGACAGCAGCUGUGCUGGUAGCCAUGUGUCUUGCCCAUGGAGGAAUGUUAAAAUACCCCCUCCCCUUACACACAACAGCAGAAGGGUCAAAGGGAGGCAUACUGGUUAUGCCACAAGUGCAUCCACCCUCUCAUUUUCUUUGAAACCACGUGAACUCCCAAAGGUGUUUCCCCUCACUAUUUUAGGGAUUUCUUACAGCGACUUAAAGUUUUAUGAUGAUUAAAACACCUUGGCACCCCUUCUCCAUUGCUUUCUCCUUUAAAUGAAAAAAGGAAUUUUCUCAGCUUCUUUGCAUCCCUUGUGGUAGCAGAUACUUUCUCAAGCUUUCUUUUGCAACCGGAGAUGGAAACUUUGUCAGUUCCUUUUUUUAAAAACCAAACAAAAACAAAAUGUUAUUAAUCCCUGACAUCAGCAAUGUAAACUGGAAUUCCUUGUUCUGCAGCUUACACUGGAAACAGCACAUUUUUUUCUUGGGCUGCCUUGUCCGCUCAGAGCCAAGCCCACAAUUUCUUCCUCAAGCAAGGGGAACACUUACUUAACUUUCUGGGCAUUUAUGCUAAGUCAGGCUUUUAGAAUUUGGUGGUUGGAUGAUGACUGAGCAAACAGACACACAGUCCCAUCCUAUUCAUGUUGGCUCAGAAGUAAAUCUCAUUUUGCAUAGCCUGCAGCUGCAGUUCUGUGUGCAUUUACUUGAGAGUAAACUUCAUUAGACACAGGGGGUCUUCUUUCUGGCUAACGUUAAUAGAUUCCCAUUGUAUAGUUUUGAAACCCAACACUGAAUGUAAACUGAGCUCAGCCUGAAACAGUUUAAUGAAACAUCAAGGAAGAGAAGGAAGAGGCAUUCACAGCCGCAAAUAGAAAAUGGGAUACCAGCCAGAUUUUAGCACUGCCAAAAAGGAUCCAGGGUCUUUGAUGGAUCGCAAACUGAAGGCAAGGCAAUGAGGUUACACUGUCUUAUAAAACGGCAAAUGGCAUUUAUCACAUCAGCUUUUUUGUUAAAUAAAUGAACUCCUUUUAUAAGGUACUGGAAUCUGCAUUGUAACUUUAUUUCACUGGACAGAGAAUUGUUUUUGUUAUGUUUUGAAAAAUCAUACAAUUAAAGUUUUUAUUUUUAUUUUUUUAAAAAUACUAUAAAAAAACUAUUUCUCUUGAAAAUUUUCCAGUUGACAUGAAUGUUACUCCUGCCAACAACCUUGGCUUCAACAGGAUCAUUCCUAAGUAGGCUGGACAAAUCUCGACAGUUUUGGAUUUCUUAUUUUUCUAGUCUUAAGUUCAGUUUGCAUUUUUUUUUAAAAAAAAACUUAUUAAAAUUAGUCAGCGUUUUAGUGCAAAAUUAUAUUAAAUACAUAUUUUUGCGAACAAAAUGAGUCUAAUGUAUGCAUUUUCUGUUAUUUUCACCAUAUAUACAUUUUUAAGGCACACUUUCCUCUUCAUAUACACAUUUUGGCACACAUUAUUUGGUUGGAAGGAUGCAUCACAAAAUUCACAGAAGUGCAAAUUUCAAAGUAUCGCUGUGCUUCGGUUCUCAUAUUGUUUCAGAAAGUGCGAGUUGGGCAGUUUUGCAUUAGAAUUUGAACCAAACCAAAUUUCUGGACGGUCAGAAGCCUUCAGUUCACAGACUUCCAAUGUGCUUGAGGAUUAACUCAUUCAACGCUGUCCCAGUAUUGCUGCCGUAGUCAGUACGGUUUCAGAGGAGGUGUCUUGAGCACCAUCUAAGCAUGCUGUAGGAGAACUGUUUUGGCCAUUGUGGCCCCCAUACUGACUAUGGACAAGACCAUGAAGAAUAAUUCUCUAUUCCUGAGAACAAACUCUCACUCACAUAUAGAAGAAAGAAUGCUAAGGUUCUGUUGGCAUAAAUAUAAAGUAUAAAUUAGGGGCAUUGGUCAGCUGCCACCUGUAUUGGGGAGGGGGCACACCAAGCUUUUUCUUCCCCAGUGCUACAAAUCCCUUAACAUUAGGGAAUGGGCCAUAGCUCAGUGGUAAAGCAUCUAUUCUGCAUAUAAAAGGUUCCAGGUACUAUUCCUGGCAUCUCCAGGCACAGCUGGGAAAGACCUCUGUCUGACAUCCUGGAGAGCUGUAGAUCACCCUUCCCCAAUCUGGUGCUCUCCAAAUGCUUGGGACUGCAACUCCCACCAAGAUGGCCAAUGGUCAGGGAUGAUGGCGGUGUAGACAGUAUUGAGUUGGAUGGAUAAUUGGCCUGACUCAACAUAGAACAAAUUCCUAUGUACCACCACAAAUUAUUUAUAUGCCAUCCAUGUAACUGGGUUGUCCCAGCCACUCUGGGCAGCUUCCAACAAAUUAUAAAACAUCAAACUGAAAAAACAUCUCUAUACAGGGCUGGCUUCAGACGUCUUCUCAAAAUCAUGUCAUUGUUUAUCUCCUUGGCAACUGAUGGCAGGGCAUUUCACAGGGUGGGUGCCACCACUGCAAAGGCCCCCUCUGCCUGGUUCCUUGUAAGCUCACUUACAAAGGGAAUCACCAGAAGGUUCUCGCUGCUGGACCUCAGUGUCCAGGCUGAAUAAUGGGAGUAGAGAUGCUCUUUCAGGUAUACUGGGCCGAGGCCGUUUAGGGCUUUAAAGCUCAGCACCAACAGUCCCCUGUGCAACUCAUAACAUGAUGAAAAUGUUAAAGCUGCCCUUGGUUUUUGUUUUACAUAAGAGGAGCAUAACACUUAGUGUCAGAGAAAUGUAGAAAAAUAUCCAGCUCUCCAUCUAUUCCUCCACAAACGUUCCCUAGGAGAGAUCUUGAAAUCUGGGCAUCAGGCACACGUGAGAAGGAAACUGGGUCUUCAUGCUGUUUGCUGCAUAGUUUGUACUUUUGUUCUUUGUUCUGCCAAACACUGAUACUUUCUGUGGAGUCUGCAUUUUGAUUUGAGGAGAAGCUCUCUUUGAGCCAAACUCCAAACCUGCUGUCCAGAUGUGAAUUUGGGUUGUCUCUAUCGUGGCUCCCCCCUCCCCUAACUGCAUGCGCAUGCCUGUAUUUUAAUAGACUUUUUGACAGUGUGAUAUGUUCUUCUCUGGAUACAUAUGUGUACGAGGGAGUGAGUGCAUUUUGAAAUUUUUCCUUGUGUACAUACGUCAUCGUCGUAUUGGCUUGUUACACAAAUAAGGACAGAUAGACUUAAAUUUAGUAGGUAGCCCAAAGUGCACUCAGCACAGUUACAACACACGUAGCGAUAAUGUUUUAAUCAGGUGAUCAUACCAGGUGACUGAAGAGGAAAGAAACACACCAAAAUAAAGCCACAUGUCUUCAAACAUUUUUUCCACCCCUCUCUUACACACAGAGCUUCCAUUAUCUUCCUGUCUGGAGCCAGGUAUGUAAAACUUUGGGACGCGGGUGGUGCUGUGGUGUAAACCACAGAACCUAGGGCUUGCCGAUCGGAAGGUCGACAGUUCAAAUCCCCACGACGGGGUGAGCUCCCAUUGCUCAGUCCCUGCUCCUGCCAACCUAGCAGUUCGAAAGCACGUCAAAGUGCAAGUAGAUAAAUAGGUACCACUCUGGCAGGAAGGUAAACGGCGUUUCCGUGUGCUGCUCUGGUUGGCCAGCAGUGGCUUAAUCAUGCUGGCCACAUGACCCGGAAGCUGUCUGCGGACAAAUGUCAGCUCCCUCGGCCUAUAGAGCGAGAUGAGCGCACAACCCCAGAGCUGUUUGCGACUGCACUUUACUGUCAGGGGUCCUUUACCUUUACCUUUUAUGUUAAGCUUUGGAGAAGCAGGGUUGGCUGAGCAGCAGACCCCUGCUACUGUUUCUCUCUUAGUCUGUCACUGACUUAAAGCUGAAUUUGAUCUGUGCAUAUUGAUAACAUCCCAAAACCUGGAGACCAAGUCCUGUGAGGAACAGCUGAGGCAGCUGAGUCCUAUGAGGAGAAGAGGCAAUUCAGAGGUGAUGGGAUAACCAUCUCCAGAGAUUUGAAGGGCUGUCACAUAAAUGGUAGAAUGAAAUUGGGGGGGGGGUUGCUGCUUCAGAGGAAAACCUGAACCAACGGGUUCAAAUGACAAGAAAGAGGAUUCUGACAAAACGUCAGAAAGAACUUUGUGAUGCUCUUCAACGGCAGAAGAGACAGCCUCAGAAGGUCACUACUUCUCCUUUGUUAGAGUCCUUUAAGCAGAACAAUGUCAGAUAAGCCCUGGCAGAUCAAACCAGUGGCCCGGCUAUUCCAGCAUCCUGUUCUCAUAGUGACCAACCAGAUGCCUGUGGGAAGCUUGCAAGCAGGACCCGAGUGCAACAGGACUCUCUCCCUCCUGUAGUUUCCAGCAACUGGUAUUCAGAAGCAAACUUCCUAUGGCAGUAUGAGGCAAGGGCUGAAUGGUCACCUGGCAGGGAUACAGUAAUAGCAGAUUUCCUGCAUUGGAAGCGGGUUUGUCUGGGUGACCUUUGAGGAACCUGCCAGCUCAUUCCCGGAUACUUUAAAGUUUAAGGAACAUACAGUGAGGGGGGAAAGUAUUUGAUCCCCUGCUAAAUUUGUCCGUUUGUCCUCUGACGAAGAAAUGACCAGUCCAUAAUUUUAAUGGUAGGUUUAUUGUAGCUGUGAGAGACAGAAUAACAACAGGAAAACCCUCAGAAACCCAAAAGACAAAAGUCAGAGAUUGAUGUGCAUUAUAAUGAGUGAAAUAAGUAUUUGACCCCUUUGCAAAAGAUGACUUAGUGUUGUUGUUGUUGUUGUUUAGUCGUUUAGUCAUGUCCGACUCUUCGUGACCCCAUGGACCAGAACACGCCAAGCACUCCUGUCUUCGAUGACUUAGUACUUGGUGGCAAAACUUCUUGGCAAUUAUAGAGGUCAGAAGUUUCUUGUAGGUGGCCACCAGGUUUGCACACAUCUCAGGAGGUAUUUUGUCCCACUCCUCUUUGCAGAUCCUCUCCAAGUCAGUAAGAUUUUGAGGCUGAUGUAUACAAUAAACCUACCAUUAAAAUUAUGGACUGGCCAUUUCUUCAUCAGAGGGCAAACGGGCAAAUUUAGCAGGGGAUCAAAUACUUUCCCCCCUCACUGUAGCUCAGUCAGUAGAGCAUAGAAUCAUAGCAUCGUAGAGUUAGAGGGGACCUAAAGGUCAUGAGACUCUUAAUCUUAGAGUCGUGAGUUUGAGCCCCAUGUUGGGCAAACAAAUCCUGCAUUGCUGGAGUUGGGGCUAGAUGAUGCUCUUAGUCCCUUCCAGCUUUACAAUUCUGUGCUUCUAGGAGUGACAGGCCCAAGUCCACCCAGUGAGCAUCAUGGCUGAGUGGGGAUUUGAACUUGGGUCUCCCAGGUCCUAGUCCGAAACUCUAACCCAAACAUCAAAUGAUUGCUCUAGUAGCUUGGCGUUUCUUUGGCUUCUCUUUUAUUUAAUAUUUAAACUAAUAUUUUCUUGCAUAUUUGGGUUUCUAUCAGAUAUACAGAACACCCUCCUCCCCCAUGCUUGCGAGGCCACUUUUGCCACCUCGCUGGUCACCAUGGUGCCACCCGCUUCACUGUUAGAAGGAACGCUAUGUGAUGAGCAAAAUGUCCAGGCAAAUGAGUCCUUAUUUAUAGAACGUAGCAGGCUGCAAAUAGUGGCAUAUACUGAAAUAAGCACGGUCUGUAGGCGUAGACUGCGGUAGAUGCUGGCAUACGUGCAAAAUAUCUCUGUAAGUUCAUAUAUGUGGCUUUCUUCUUGCUGGGCAAAAAACAAAAAACAAAACCUGGCUUGGCUGUUUGAGCUUUUAAUAAACUGAAAUUGUCUAGCUUGAGUGUUUGCUAAAGUUGGAGGCUCAGGAUAGUUUUAGGCAUUCUGGCACGCUAAGCUGGGCUUUCUGUGAGCCAGGGUUCCCUGCAGUUCAUUCCUGGUAACUGUAUUUGUGCUGCGGAACAAUGCUAAACCAAUAAAGAGAGUGCAUCUGAGCAUACAAUCAUAGAAUUGUAGAGUUGAAAAAAACCCCUGAGGGUCAUCUGGCCCAACCUCCCUGCAAUGCAGGGAUCUCAACUAAAGCAUCCAUGCACAAGAUUUUAUUAUAUACACUCUCUCUCUCUCUCUCUCUCUCUCUCUCUCUCUCUCCUAGCCCCAUUUGCAUAUCUUUUGCCUGGAAGGGGACAAAAUGUAUGCACAAUAUGCAUAUUCAAAAGCUACAAAUAUUUAUAUGACUAUGUAGGUGUGAUUGAAUGUGAACUAAGUAAUGCAUUAUAAUAAGUGACAAGUUUUAUUUGCAGUAUUUGGUCUUUACUUUCUGCUGCAUUAAGAGGCACCCACUUUUAAAAAAUGUGCCGCUAAGCAGCCACCUACAUUUGCCUUGUACUGAGGGCAGCCCUCAGAAGGCAAAUGUGAGGAUAAGUUAUUUGGAAAGAAAAUUAUCUGCAAGGCUGAAGUUCAUAAAAAUUAACCUGUACGCAUAAAAAAAAUUACAUCAGUUAGGCAGCAUCUAGGCAUACCUUCAAACAGAAGCAAUGCAGAUUUAUGGUGUGGACUGACCUUUGCUUAUCCCUGCUCCUGUAACACACAAUACCUGCAAACCCACCCAAACUAUCCUCCAUCUGAUCUUCUCAUUCUUCAUCCUGCCUUUCCACUUUGUCUUACGUUUUUCAGUAUCUUUCUUUCUUUCCUACUCAACAUUACCACCACCACCACCACCACUACUACUACUGUACUACUACUACUUUACUUAGCUGAGAAGGUGGCAGCAGGGUGGUAGUUGCAUAUGUAACUGACAAGGGUCGGCCAAUUAGCACUGUCCACAGCCUUGCUCUGAAAAAGGGGGAGGUGGCUUUGUGACUCACACUAGGAGCAGCCAAUCAGUGCUGUGUGAAGCCAGCUUCUGCCGAAAGCUGGAAGCACGGGUUUCCCUUGUGGGUUGUACGUCUGCUUGAAAUACGGUAGUUGUGUUUCCACAGUAGCCUUCUGGCUAAAAUUAUGUGCAUCUGCCUGCCCUCUUAGCGCAUCAGAACACCUGUUAUCCCCUGAUGUACACAGAGCAGUAUGCCUGGUCACCUGGAUGGACUGGCCCAAGGCAAUCAGAGAUGUACAGCUAUUUACAGGCCCGCUAUAAUUAGUGCAUGAGAAGAACUGCUUGGCGAUAUUCAGAGAUAUCAGGCAUUGAGUUUUGGGGAGUGGGGACUUCAGCGCUUUUCUCAAUCUCCACAGGUGCAUGAAAUCCAUCCUUCAGUCUUUGCAGAGCGGCAGAGAACAAGAAUCUAUAACAGCCUCUUUCCCUCCCUCCACCCGCCCCCCUUGUCUUUAGCUAACAUCUCCUCUGGAGAUUCAGCAAUUUGGUUACCUCAAAGGGAAAACUGACAAGCCCUGUCAAUCAGAGCCAUGUAUUAACACUGAUAUCACGGGGAGCGGAAGCCAUAUGUUUGCUCUUGUUCCUUUGCUGUCCGUUCUCGUCUGAGAUUAUGUUUUCAUUAUUUCCUCAAUCUGCUGCUUGUUUCCUGGGAGCUGUGGCUUAUUGUCGCUGCAGCUGAACAUUCGUGGUGCUAUCACAGCUCUCGGCUUUGUUUCUGCAUUUCCUUUAGCAAACUUAAAACAACAGAAACAACAACACCACAAAACGUUUCACUCUGCUGCAUAUCCUGUUUUACAUUUCCCCUCUGCAGUCCUUGCGUGAGGCACGCAUCUCGUUGUAAUGCACUGGGCCCCCUUCUCCUCUUCCCAGGCUGCUAAACAAAUCACAUGUUUUCGGCGGCAUAUUCUCCAAAUCAGAUUUUACAAGGAUACAUUUUUUCAAAGGGAAGGCAUUUCCACCCCGAUCUUUUCAACGGUUUCUUACAGCAGAUACAUGCUGAGUUGGGGUGGGUGGGUGGGUGUGUAUUCUGGAGCAUGUAGUAUAUUUCAGCUGUAAAAAGUACAGACGUCGUAGAUGAGUGAAGGCAGAUACAUGAGGCAAAGUAGUAAUGGAAUACUUUGUGGCCUGAUUUCAUUCUCCAGCCUAGACUUCAAAGCGAUUCAUGGUUUUACCCUGGAGAGCCUGCAAAUGCAACUUAUUUUUAUUUAUCACUAUUAUUAUCAGUGUGGAGUGUCUGGCACUGCCUGUGAAUUUCUAGAAACCAACACCCCCCCCCCCAACAUUGUGAUUUUGAAAUGGAUAGUGUGUCAUUUGUGAGCCAAAAAAUUAGGUGAAAUCACACCAAAGUCAUGUUUGGGUCUGCCAUAUUGAUUCAAAAUGGCUCUCGGAACCCACACAGCGAUGUGUACCCUCACCCCCAGUUCAGCAUCCCUCAUUCUGAAUACGGUGACAAUAUCUCAAGAGGCAGCAGAACCUUUGCUAAAAAACUGGUGGAGUCACACCAAAGUCAUGUUUUGGUCUGCCACUGUGAUUCAAAAUGGCUCCUGGCACCCAAAUGUCAAUAGCUACCUCCUCGCCUUCACUUGAACAUGAUUUGAAGCCUGGCACAAUCAGGAAGGUCCAUAGCUCAGUGACAGAGCAGUUGCUUUGCAUUCAGAAGAUCCAGGCUCUGUCCUUCUCGUCUCCAGGUAAGGCGGGGAGAUAACCCUGCCUGAAAUACCAGAGAGUUGCUGCAAGUCAGGGUAGACAAUACUGAGCUAGAUGGGCCAAUGGUUUGAAUCAGUAUAAAGCAGCUUCCUGUGUUUCUAUGAACCCUGGUAAAACAGAGGCUUCUACUUGCGCUCAACAGAAACAUGAAUGGAAACUCCUGUGUAGCUUCCCAGAAUGAACACCGGAAGAUUGGGGACUGAGCAGACAGGGACAUGCCUGGUGGUGUGUGCAGCCCUAUGCUUCCUACUUGUACAGUGGUACCUCGGGUUACAGAUGCUUCAGGUUACAGGCGCUUCAGGUUACAGACUCCACUAACCCAGAAAUAGUACCUCGGGUUAAGAACUUUGCUUCAGGAUGAGAACAGAAAUCACGAGGCGGCAGCGGGAGGCCCCAUUAGCUAAAGUGGUACCUCAGGUUAAGAACAGUUUCAGAUUAAGAACGGACCUCCAGAACGAAUUAAGUUCUUAACCCGAGGUACCACUGUAUUCAUAUUUCCUGUUCAGGUAUAGUACCCAUGUUAUCGGCCAUGAGCUGGCAACCUGCACAGAACUUUGCUUAACGGUUGCCAUUAAUUUGAUUUUAAUUAUUUUUUAUAAUGAAAUGUUUUAGAAUGUUGGAUUAUUUGAUUGUUUGAUUAUUUGAUUGUUGUUAGCCGCCCUGAGCCCGGCUUUGGCUGGGGAGGGCGGGAUAUAAAUAAAAUUUAUUAUUAUUAUUAUUAUUAUUAUUAUUAUUAUUAUUAGGAACCCAGUCAGUGAUGUGACUAUUCCCGUUAUUCUGAAACCUGUUUUAAAAUAACAAAUCUAUACAAUAUUCACUGGUACUUUUAGCACAGUAACUUCCUCUUCUCCAGGGUAGCUGCACUUUACUGUUGCCAAACACUCUAUCUCCUUUUUCUUCCACAACCCCUGCCCCCCCUCUCCGUUCUCUGUUAUUUUGCAUUUUCCUUGGCAAUUAAUAGCCUAUUGAUGCAAAAGUUAGAAAGGAUUAGCAUAAAGAAAAUGUAAAACUGUUCUGCACUUCAUUAAAAAAAAAAGCAGCCAUUUAGUUUUCAUAUUUAACUGACUAAAACUCCCCAUAAUGAACUCAGCAUAAAUGCAUCAGAUUUUCCAGACUGCUAAGCCUGCCAUUGGGGAAUUGCUUUGCAGAUGUUUUCUUUAAACAGGGUCCAGCAUGAAGUGGAAUGCAAAGAUUCUCAUCUGCAGAUUUGGUCUGAGAGCCAUCUAAGGGCCCAAGUGAAAGGGAUGCAAGAGAACCUUCAAUGGAUCUCCCCAUUCCAUGAAACAAGCGUUUUAUCAGUUCAGAAGAUACUGUAUUCUGUGGUUCCUGAGCAACUUGUAUUAUAUCAUGCCAACAUCGCCCCCCCCCCCAACAUUAAAUGGAUGUCUUGGCUCAGUAAAUAAAUAUUUAGUAGUUGGUCUCCACAGUCCAGUUAAGAUGGAAUUCUCUGCCAAGAUGGAUGGAUUUGCCAAUUUAAUGAAAACAAAUUAGGUAUUCCAACUUGACUGGGUUAUGGAACAAGCUGCAUGGGAAUUCAAGUUAUGUGGGUGCUAUGAUCAUUUGCUGCCAAGAGCUGCUUUUUUCCAUUAUUAUAUGCCCCAAAUUACUGCUUGCAUGUGCGCUGUAUGAGCAGUUUCCACCGUGAGCAGCCUUCCCCAACAUGGUGCCCUGCAUGCAUCAAGCAAGACUGACACAGAACAGUGCAUGAGUCUGCUCUGAGGCCACCUCCAGAUGGCCUGCUUAUUGAGUGGUCCUUCUUUUUUGUUUUCAAGGACAUUGGGCAAUGUUGACUAUGCCAAUGAGUGUUCAUUCUGAUUUGUUUGUGCAGAGGUUAGAUGGCAUUUUGUCAAAGCAAGUGUCAUCACACACUUUCUAGUGACUUUCCCCAUCACUUUCCUUAUUUUGGGGGGAAACGGAUUAGUUGCAUCAAAGCUCCUAAUUAUCUAUAAUUGCUCAACCUGAAUUUGCUAGCGUGUGAUUGAAUCCCACCCCAAAACACCCUUAGUCACCAAAUGUGUUGAAACUUUGCAAUGGAUUCUUGAAUAAGGGGCUCUUGAGUUCCAAAUCCAAUGGACGAGUAGCCCACCACUCUGUUAAUUCUGCAGCAGCACACACAGAGAUGAUGGUAUUUAAGUUACUGACCUUAGCUGUUUUUAAUAACAAUUGAAAUGUUCCUUUUCACUAGCAGCUAUAUUAAAAGAUGUUUUCCUUUCUUGGGCACCCCACUGUAUGAAAUAACAAGGAAUGGCAAUUUGUGAAGUGGGGAAUGUUGAUUUAAAGCAGAGUCUGUCGUGGCCAGCGGAAGGAUGAGGAAAAUGUGCUGCAUACUCAAUAUUGCUUUAUUUACAGUUCAAAGCUGGUAUAUUACAGAAAGACAUCUUGCCUCUGCAAGAGCAGAAAAAUGCAUCCUCUCUCCUCGACAGCUUGGAGAGAAACACACAGUGAAAAAACAGGAAACCAGUGUACGUCACAUCCAGUCUCCCUUUCCCGUGAGAAACUCCAACAGUACAGACUGUGGAAUGUAAACACCUGUCUUGUGACUGCAGUUGCUGCUCAGUGAAGGAAAUAGAAACCAACAUCCUCCCCUUUCUGUGAACAUCACUGGGCAGCGUGUUCGUACAAUAUCAGUACAAACCCAACUUCUGCACAUAGGUACAGUGUUGAUCCCUUGAUACAAUCUUGGACAAUACAUCAGCAGGAAUUUCAUUACCUGGCAUAUAGGACACCGUUACGAGUCCCUUCUGAAUACAUUCCCUAGCAUGCUGCAACUUUAAUUGCAAGUGCUUUGUGCUUUGCUUACAACCUUCAGACUUCAGCAAAGCCAAACAUGCUUUGUUGUCCUGGUAAACCUGGAUUGGACAUUUGACAGGAAUUUUCAUAUCUUUGCACAAUUGUACUAACCAUUCACAAUCCUUAAGUGAAUAAGACAGUGCAUUCAGUUCAGCUUCACAAGUACUUAAGCUAACUGUUGUUUGCUUCUUGCAUGACCAAUCAAACAGACUCUGAUUGUACAUGUAGCAAACUCCAGACGUACUUUUCCUGUCUGUAGUGUCACUUCCAAAACUUGCAUCUGCAAAUAUCUCAAGACCACCAGACUUCUGAUUGUUAAAUCUCAGUCUGUAAUGCAUAGUGCCUUUCAAAUACCGCGCUAUGCGUUUCAGAGCUUUCCAAUCCUUGACACUAGGAUUGUUGACUUGUCUGCUUAGCAAAUUACAGCUAACAGCAAUGUCUGGUCUUGAACAUCUGGCAAUGAAGUUUAGCUUGCCUAGCACACUCCUGUACAGUGUAGUGUCAGAAAAUGCUUCUUCAGUGUCAUCUACCUGAUAACCUGUUGUCAUCGGUGUGUCUACAGGGUUAGCAUCCAUCAGAUUUAGUUUGCUUAACACAUCAGCAAUUUUCCGUGACUGGUGUACUAGAAUGUUACCAUCUUGAUCUCUCUCUAUUUCCAGAGAUAGGUAGUUGUUUACCUCACCAAGAUCUUUCAUGUCAAAGUGCUCUUUCAGUUGAGCUAGGGCGCUAUUGUACAUUGCAACAUCUUUCCAAAAGAAUAAUAAAUCAUCAACAUAAAACAAACAGUACAGUUUCUUUUGCCCCUCCUCUUUGACAAAUACACAUGGAUCAGCUUUCCCUUGCUGAAAACCUAGAGAAAACAAUACUUCAGUGAGUUUUGUGUGCCAACACCGUGCACUUUGUUUGAGACCAUAAAGGGAUUUCUUCAGAGCACAAACAAAUCCCUGUUUUACCUGUACGCCAUCAGGUGGAAGCAUAUAAAGUGAUUCAUCUAGAGAUCCGUACAGAAAAGCUGUAUUAAUAUCAUGGUGACUAAUGUGUAGAUUUUCCUCUGCAGCUAGCUUGAGCAUAAGCCUAAUGCUUUCAUAUCUCACUGUGGGUGAAUAGGUCUCGUGAUAGUCUUCACCUGGUACCUGUGCAAAACCUCUGGCUACCAAUCUGGCUUUGUGUCUGACUAUCUUGCCAUUUUGAUCUGUCUUCGCUUUGAAGACCCAUUUGCUUCCAAGCAGUUUCAUUCCUGGAACUACUGGAACUAGCUCCCAUGUUUUGUUCCUUUCUAAGGAAUCAAGCUCAGCCUUCAUGGCAUUUAACCAUGGCUCAGCUUCCUUCGAAUCCAAACCCUGGAUUUCUUGGAAACUUGAAGGUUCAAAUACCUUCUUGGAGCUUUUAACAGCUGUUACUGCUAUCUUAGCAAACUCAUCAGCAAAUCUCUUUGGAGGUUUGCUUUUGUGGCUCUCUGUGACCUACGAAUUAGCCUUAAGUCUUCAACACUCUCCUCUUCCUUCUUAGGAGAAAAACGACCUAUUGUGAACAAUGGUUCCUCCAAUUCUUGAUCAGAGCUUUCAGAGGGUCGCAUAGAGGCUUUCGCACUCUUGAAAUCCUCUGAAUCACCUGAUUCAGUUUCAGAUUCAGACUCAGAACCUUCAUCAGUGGGUGUGGGCUGUUGUGGUUGCUUUUGACUAUCCUCAGUCUCAUCACCGUCAUCAGGAUAACAUUGGAAAAUUCCCACAUUCUCCCCCAACUUUGCAUUGUACUCAACACUUCUCGUGAGCUUAAUUGUCUUAGAGUCAGUCAUCAUUAUUCUGUAAGACCCUUUCUGAUAACCUAGAAAGAUACCAUGCAAUCCACGCUUGUCUAACUUGGAGUUUUGUGGUGAGCGAACCCACAUGUCAGAACCAAACAUCUUCAUGUGUUUGAUGUAUGGCUUCUUGCCAAACAUCUUCUCAUAGGGGGUACAUCCAAUCGCUGAAGAUAGCCUGCGAUUGUAACUGUAAACAAAACACGAGAGAGAUUCGGCCCAAUAACUCUCUGGAAGAUUGGCAUCAUGCAGCAAGGUUUUUAACCCUUGAAGCAAUGUCUGAUUUGCCUGCUCCGCAAGUCCAUUCUGCCAUGGCGAGCGAGGACUAGACAAAUCGUGUUGAAUUCCUUUCUCAGUCAGAAAAGCUUCAAACUGCUGAGAAGUGAAUUCCCCCGCGAUCACUGAAAAGAGUCUUUAUCUUCUUACCAUGCACAUUUUCCAACCAAGCACAGAAUUCCUUGAACCUAGGAAAAGCCUCCGAUUUCUGCUUGAGAUUGUACACAAAAAUAUAUCUAGAAAAUGCAUCAAUGAGAACCAUGAAGUAUCUAUUUCCACCCAAAGAGGGCGCAUAGUGGUCCAACCAAAUCAGCAUGAACAACCUGGUAUGGUUCUGUAGCUUUCCUACUAGACACCUUACCUUUCGCAGCCAUUUUCACCUUGUUUGCUGCGCAUGCUUUGCACUUCAUGUGGUACCUGCAGGGUUUAAUAGUCAUACCUUCAACCAAGGCAGGCAUUUUAGAUACUGCCUCAAAAUGCAAAUGACCAAAUUUGCGAUGAAAAUCGUGAAUACAUUCUGCAUGCAAACUUUUGUUAGAACCUGCAAUGCAACAAGUGUCAUCCUGCACCACAUCAUCAUAAUACAAAACAAACAAAUGAUCAACAUAUUCUGCAUGCAAUACAUAAUCAUUUUUCUUUGUGAUGAUGCACUUCUUGUUCUUGAAGGAAACGUCAAUGUUCCGCUCAUUCAGCUGUCCAACGCUGAGCAGAUUAUGUUUGGCGUCUGGCACGUAAAGCACAUUCUGUAUCGAUAAGUCCAAACUGUGAAGAACAACAGUUCCGUAGCCUUUACUGGGAAUAGUGUGGUCAUCCGCCUGGUGAAUCGCACCUUCCUGCGGUGUAAAAGACACAAACAGUUUCUUAUCGUUGCACAUGUGGUGGGUGGCCGCUGAAUCAACAACGAAGAAAGAUCUAGACGUCUUCUGGACCUCUGCAACCUUUGGAGUGAAGCGUGAAACCAUAGCCUUGUGCUGCGUUGUCCUAGACACCGGACCUUUGCCUUUGCCUCGGCCUUUUCCGCGCGAUGAGCUUCGCUGCGCUGCUCUGUCUUGGCCCUGGGAUGUCUGCAUUCCCUCUUCAUAUGGCCUAGACGUCCACACGAGUAGCAUUUCACUGCCUUCAAAGCUUUGGCGCCAUCUGGUGGUUCCACUGCACUAUGGGAUGACGUCUGUGAAGACUCUCCUUGCCCAUGCAGCUAGCACCCCGGCGAUCUGCUUCAUUUAAAAUCACGGCAGUAACAAAGUCCACUGUCAGCUGAGCAGUUGGUUGCACAGCAAUCUGGGUUGCAACAGACUCCCAACCUGAACCCAAAGAUUGUAGUAUCAUGAAAGAAUACACAGCCUCUGGAAAGUUGAGUCCUCUCUGUUGCAGCUCAUGUCUCAGAUUUUGCAUCUGCAUCAGAUGUAAACGCACAUCUCCACCUUCAGCAAGAGCCAUAUUAUGCAGCUUGUUAAAAUAAAACAUAGUGGAUCCAGCUUCUGUCCUUAAGUGAGCCUCUCUCAGAGCGUCCCAAAUUUCUCUGGCUGAGGUCUUAUCACGCAAUAGACAGAGCUCUUCUGGGGAUACUAUCAAUGUAAGAGUUCCCUUGCUUUGGAAUCCUUAGCUUCCCAUGCAUCUGUAACUGGAACUGGGGGUUUCUGUAAUCACCUCAAACAAACCCUCUUUCCGCAGAAUUGCCUCUGCAUACUGAACCCAGUCGCUGUAAUUUUUCUUGUUGAGCUUAGGAAUCCCACAAGCAUCCUGAAGGGCCAUCAUGACUCUGGCAUUAGCCUUCAGCGUCAUUAUAUGCUGCUUUAAAUCUUGCUGCGUCACUGCUGCAGCUGCCUUAUCACAAAGGCACACUUAAAAGUUACUUUCGAUUUCCCAGCAUAGUGACUUGUGCCUGGGAGCCUUUUGCCUAUUCCCGCAAAACCGGCUUUAAAAGUUCAAAGUCCAGCCAUAAAGCCAUUAACUUGAAGCUGGCAGGCUGCCCGGAGCAGUAGCACAUACCUCAUCAAUCACUUCUACGCGCAGAGCAGAUUCCUUUCCGAUCCGUCCCUCUGCAUUCCGAUCCUUUGCCGGCACUCCGAUUCGACCUCUGGAGUCCAUAACCACGUGUUGAUUUAAAGCAGAGUCUGUCGUGGCCAGCGGAAGGAUGAGGAAAAUGUGCUGCAUACUCAAUAUUGCUUUAUUUACAGUUCAAAGCUGGUAUAUUACAGAAAGACAUCUUGCCUCUGCAAGAGCAGAAAAAUGCAUCCUCUCUCCUCGACAGCUUGGAGAGAAACACACAGUGAAAAACAGGAAACCAGUGUACGUCACAUCCAGUCUCCCUUUCCCGUGAGAAACUCCAACAGUACAGACUGUGGAAUGUAAACACCUGUCUUGUGACUGCAGUUGCUGCUCAGUGAAGGAAAUAGAAACCAACAGGGAAUUCCAGUGUUCCUGAUGGGAGAGGCUGGCCAUCGUCCUCGUAUUUCACUUUUAUUCUCAAUUUAAGGGAAAUAAAUGGUACAGCAGCUAUUUAAAUGUGGCGCGGCUUCAAAGACUUGAGCCGUGGUCAAUGUGUCAUGCUUCACAAACUUGUUUGGGACUUCCACCAAAACACACACACACACACACGAAUUUCAGGCAAACAAUGUGAGUUGCCUGCACCACCCUCCCCUCCCAAUUAGUCCUGGAUUUGUUUUCUUCUCUGCUGUAAUGUGAUCCUGGGCAUGCCUGCAUCUAAUACAGAGAGUUCAGAGGCUCCUUUGGAGAUGCUUUGUUAUAUACACCAUGCUCUGCAGAGGCAAGAGGGGAGGCAGGCAGGAGGAAUGUCUGUCCUGCUGUUGGAUUCUCAGCUGCCUGCUGAGGCUCAGAAUUCUGCCUUUGCAUCUGAGCAGAGUUCACUUUCAUUCAUCCUCAGCUGCCCCCCCCCAAAUACCACGCAACUGCCCUCCUCCCCUCUCUCACUCCUUGGCCUCUUCCAUGUUCAAGGCUGAGCAGCUCCAGCCGUCUUCGGAGAUACCGUUAUCCAAUAUGGUGUUUCAGGCCAGCAGCAUCUGUCGGACUUCUCAACGGAAUCAGGGAGUUUUAUCCGUUGUCUUUAAAUAAUACAUGCACGUUAAAACAACAACAACCAGACAAAAAUUACUUUUUAGUCCUUGGGCUAAGUCGCUGCUCUCCCAGUUAUGACUCCGUCAGUCGAAGUGUUUUGGGAGCAGGGCUGCCCCUGUGAUAGAAUCCUCGAAGGGACCCCGAGGAAAUCUAGUCCAACCCCUGUUCUGGAGGGGAAAUCUAGGCAGGAUGCUGACACUCAGCCACAAAAGUACAGUGGUACCUUGGUUCCUGAACGGCUUAGCUGUUGAACAAAUCGGCUCCCGAAUGCCACAGACCCAGAAGUAAGUGUUCUGGUUUGUGAACGCUUUUCGGAAGCUGAACAUCCGACUUGGUUUCCAGUUGAGGUCAGGAAGCUACUGCAGCCAGCUGGAAGCCACGCCUUGGUUUUUGAAUGGUUUCGGGAGUCAAAUGGACUCCCGGAACUGAUUAAGUUCUGUAGUUGUAUAGUAGGAUUAGGGGUCUUUUCAGGUUAUCAUUCCUUAGCACAACAAACAUGCUGGUCAUUUUGUAUGUUGGGGGGAUCUGAAAUGAGCACCCCUUUAGUGAAAAUCUGAAGGAAAAUUGGAACCUCUCACUUGGGAGAAACACCCAAGGAAUCUUGGAAGAUACUGUCCCCAGACAUUCCCUCUGAAGAGGCAUCUGGAAAUUGCAGUUUUCUGAGGAAAAUAAGGGGUUUCCUAACAACUUUCAGAACCCUUAAAAACCCGCAGCUCCCAGAAUUCUUUGGGGGAAGCCAUGGCUGUUUAAAGUGAGGGAAUCAUAAUGCUUUAGAUGCAUUGUAUGAAUGUGGCCUUAGUUAUCAUGUUUCACAAUGGGCAUGUUUCACUUGUACUUUCAUGGUUUAAACAUUUUUUUUAAAAAAGAAAUACUGAAGUUUUGCCUAAGAGUGAUAUUUACCUGACCAAGUGAUAAAGAGGUGUUGCGCAAGACAUCUGUUCAAAAUAACACUGAUAAUUAAAAGCUCCAACCUAACUGGGUUGUUAAAAUUUGAGUGUGCAACUGUUGGAAAUAGAAGAAGAAGAAGAAGAAGAGUUUGGAUUUGAUAUCCCGCCUUUCACUCCCUUUUAAGGAGUCUCAAAGCGGCUAACAUUCUCCUUUCCCUUCCUCCCCCACAACAAACACUCUGUGAGGUGAGUGGGGCUGAGAGACUCCAAAGAAAUGUGACUGGCCCAAGGUCACCCAGCAGCUGCAUGUGGAGGAGCGGAGACGCGAACCCGGUUCCCCAGAUUACGAGACUACCACUCUUAACCACUACACCACGCUGGCUCUGGCUGCCAGAAACAAAAUGGCUAGGCUGUGCUUAGGUAAGGAGAUGAUGGAAGUAGAUGUCAGAACCUGCCCAGUGAAACAUCACCACAUGUGACAAACCACCAACCAGAAAAGAUGUGCUUAUGAGCUUACACACCAACUGAGAUUGCAGAUGCAUAACAGGCUAGUUCUACUUAACCGGGUUUUCUGCAGUAUGAGGAUAACUGGGUUAAAUGUUCAAAAAGUAUGGGCUGGCAUUUUGAUGAUGAUAUCAUGAGGAUGUAACACACCGUGAGUUGUCCUGAUUCCAAACUAAACUCCUGUCUGGAAGCACCAGAAGCCAAAGUUUUCCCAAGAAUUGCAGUGGCUCAAGAAACAGAGCUUCAGCUCAGCUCUUGGAGCCCAUAAUUCUCAUGCAUCCACCCAGUGAUUGGUGACCUUGAUGUCUUUGCCAUCACAAGAGCACAAUAUUUUUUCCUCUUCUGCAGGUUGGAAACUGAAGCCAGAUAACAUUUAUUGGAGUGUAAAGUGUCUCAGAGCGAGAGACAAAAUGGUUUGAUGAGGCAUUGAAAGAGGGAUAGAAAAUCAGCCUGAUCAUUAGAAGACGAGAGGUCAUUUCAAACACGGGGCAGAUGUAAAAAGAAGACAUGAAUUCCAAAUGUGCUGAUUCUGACAGGAAUCUUUUUGAAUGCUGUCGAAUACACCCACCCACCCCUAAUACAUAAUUUCUCCUUCCUGAGGCUUCUGUUUUCAUCUCAGUACAAUUACUGACCAGGUCAAAUCUUCUGCGAGGUUCUUGUGCCAAGGGCAGAUCUAACUGGAGAAAUGAGAGGGAUGGGUUGACUGUGUCAAUGUCUGCUGCUGUCAUUUUCUGAGGAAUCAGGUGCCUGCCAGAGACUGUUUUAUUGUUUAUGUAUGUGCUGUCUGGAGAUGAAAGAGCAAGAUAUACGAGGUGUGGGAUUUGGAUGAGGAGACUCAAGACAGCAGAGACAGGUUUCAGUAUGGACUCUCGAAGCUAGGACCGAGCAGCGGGCUUUUCCAUCCAGGCCGCAUUGCUUUGGAUAAAGCCUCAUCACUUCGCAUUGCCAGUGGAAACAGCGACCUCAAAUGGCAGCCAGCCCCCUCCUUGACACUAUCAAUUAGGUAGCUUCAAAGGAGGAGAAGGAGCUAUCUAAUCUGCAGACAGGAAGGUGGCGAAUUCUAAUUAGGUCUAAAUUUUGUCCCACUUAAAUAGCAGGCUGCCACUCACUCUGUCAGAAGAAUCAGCAUAAGGGAGAUUAAUGACCCCACUCCAACAUGCACACACAAAGAUGGCAGUGCCGUAAUCUGGAGGCUAUGAAGCGAGCAGCACUAGUUAUACAAGCCACGGCUGGUUGGUCCUUGGAUGGGUGUUCUCUAAGGAAAAGCAGGAAAUAGGAUGUUGAUGACUCAGAAUCUUUCUCCUUAGCAUAAUGAGAGCAUUCGGAGGUGAGAAUGUCCCUUUGCUGUAGUCUGGAGGGAAAACUCUAAUAAGCAUUUGCAAUCAAUUAAACAAACUCUCCGAAAGUAUGUCUUUCAAUAAUGUUUUUUCUGAUAAGCUUCUGGUAAGCUUUAAAAUCUUUAUAAUUAUUUGUAAGGGCAAACAGAAAUAAUUAACAAGAAAGAGAUUAGUCCUAAUAUGUUUUCUCUUCCUUACGGCCCACCCACCCCUCUGCUGCACAUUUCAUCCUCCUUCUAAGACAGCUAUCAGUAGUGUGAUAUCCAGACUGAUAGAAAGGGAAAGAGAUAAAACGAAUGGAAAAGAAAAUGACAGUAUGGGAAAAGGGAAGAGUGGUAAGUAAAACAGCAAGGGGAGCUGGCAAUAAGGUCCGCAGGCAACUAGUCCUUAAGAAUUAGGUUCCAAAAUGCUUCGUGGAUCUGUAUCUGAAGAUUUGGGAGUGAAAUUCUCUAAAUCUAUGGAUGAUCCCAGUAGUAUGAAAGGAAAUGCAGGGUUAUCCAGCCCAUUCAGUGCUAGCUGGUGCCCAGUGGAUUUGGUAGGGUGGAAGACAGGGAGACCUACAGUAGAUGGAGCCAGAGCCAGUGAUAGGUGGAGCCACCCAGUUCAUUUUCUCCUUAUCUUCUUUCCUGCUGAGUUCUACAAGGGCAACACUUAGACCAGAGUUUCCCACACUUGGAUCUCCAGCUGAUUUUUGGACUACAACUCCCAUCAUCCCAAACUACCAGGACCAGUGGUCAGGGAUGGUGGGAACUGUAGUUCGAAAACAGCUGGAGACCCAAGUGUGGGAAAACCUGACUUAGACUAAUGAGGAGGAACCUGAUAGGCAGUGCCACCCCUAAGGUGGUGGUAAGUAAGAAGGAGGAGGGAGGUGGGGAGUGACUUAGAGCAGACUUAGAGCCCCCUGUGCCCUAAUGGACCAGUCUCCACUGGGUCCAUUGCAAGCAAGCAACAUUUUCAUGGGUAUUUAUUUAUCCAAGCAAAAACGGACAAAAGCCAAGGCAUCUGUUGCAACUGAACCCAGUGUUCAUCAUGGGAAUGAUAUUGCUGGAAUUAUAACGAAGCAGCUAAUCGAUUCAGCUAUAAAUUAAGAACCCCGUAAUUCAAAUCUUACCUCCAGGAUGGACUCACAGAGUGGCUUUAGCCAUGGCACUGUUAAGUAUAAUUGUUUAAUUGCACACUGAAAUGGAGAAUGCCUGUAUGUACGUAUAUUACUUGGGGUUUAACUGGAAAUUUCCACUGAAGCUAAAGAAGAGCAAAAAGAGUUCUCUUUAACUGAGUUGAUACUUAACUGUUGUUGCCCUCUGCUAGCACACAUGUGAGUGUUUCACCUUAGAUAAUGUGAGGGUAUUCAAUUGCAGAUCGCCAUCUUGAAGGGAGUUGCCUCUUGAGUGUUUCUCAAGCAGCUAAGACAAAGGAUGCGAUAAUGAGGUCUCUCCUAAAGGGAAAACUUCUCCAGGCUGUAAUGGAGGCUGUGGCGAAAGGCAGACCUCUGAUUUUAGAUCUGUUUGGAGUAUUUUAUAAGAAGCUGAGCCUGGGCUGGACAUGCACAUGAUUGUAUGGAAUUAUUUGGAUGUAUCAUUGAUGUUUUGUAUCUGUUUUUUUGAAAAAGUUCUGGGUAGUAAAGCUUUGAACAAUACUAAUGGUUCUGGACAACGUUUUAUUCCAAGAGGAGUCAGUCUUUAUGCAUCCAAUUGCUUCAAGCUGUGCAAUAUUAAUAUCUGUAAUAGGCACUCUCUCAGUCCCCACCCUGUCUGCAAUAUGGGGAUGAUAAUAAUAUCACAAUCUACCUUUACAGUGUUUGCUGCCUGCUGGGGUACUGUGCGCUAAACAUUUUUGACACUCAGAAAAGCACUACAUAAAUGUGAAGUACUGUAUUGUUAGCUAUUAAUUUCUGUAGCCCGGCCUGUGAAGUGCUUUCCAUCUCUCCACUUCCAAAAUUCACGUUCUGAUUGUAGGAGCCAGUUAACAUGCUUAUGCUGUUUCUUGCCCCAUUUUGGUGAGGAAGCAGAUCAAGCCCAGUGAGACUAAAUGAAUGAGAAAUGCUUCGAGGGAGAUGAAACUGCAAGGCUUAUAGAUUUGCCAAGAAAAGUUUGAAAAUGAAAUUAAUACCGGCAUAGAUAGACAUAAUGACUUGGUUCAGAAAUAAUUAGAAUGAGCUUUGUGCUCCUCUGUGUCCUCCCCUCCCCCUCCAAAGGGAUAGUUGUGGUUCGAGGACCCGAUCCCCGCGUAGUGGAAUGAAAACACGAGGACACAUGAUAUAAGUUUAAUGGGCAAGAAAAGGCCACAACUUUAUUGAUUACAGCAAGUGAAAAGGUAUUGGCUUAGGCAUUGGAUUACGUCAGCUGACUCCACCCCCUCAGAGAGGGGUGAGUCUAAAACAGGGGGGUUUAUUCACCAGUAGGUGGAGCCUAUUGAUGCUAAUCCAACUAUAAGCUCUCCCCUGAUGUCACUGAGGGUCGUGCCAUGGCCUCCCGCAACACAGGCAUCAGACAGAAUACACGACCGCCGGAUUCCUUUAACGGAAUACCCAAAAUUGAAGGUGCAGGCAAUGGCCACACCUAGCCCUUCGACACACCACAAACACAUUAUUCCAAUGCCUAACCUACCCACCAACACCACGAAAGUUGUGACGAUUGCUACGAGGUAGGCGAAAAAACCAAAAAGCCUAAUGCUAAAUGGAAAAAUUCCUACCAGGCCCCCCGGACAACCAGGGCGACCAACCUAAGGUCCAUAGCAAGGCCAAAAGAAAACUGAGACCCUGAGCUCUAAGGGAGUGGAGGGUGGGUGACUCGCGACGGUACGACGAAAAGUGAGGCCGGAAGGCUGGUGCCACAGCAAUUUAGGCUGCUAAACACGCCCCCUCACAGGCACCUGGUUGGGUGCCUGCCUGUGGGCGUGGGCGCCAGCCAGGUUAGUGGUAGGCAGGGGGCUAACGCCCCCUGCUUGAGGUGGAGUCCAGCUCCCGACCACAACCACUCCCCUCUCUUGCAGGAGGAGAGUCUUUGUGAUGCAGCAAAAAGAACAGGGAAUAUUAUGGCACCUUAAAAGACUAACCAAUUUAUUCUGGCAUAAGCUAUCAUAUGCAUGAAGCUACAUCAGAUGCAUGAAGGGUUACACUGAAUUAUAGAUAUCUAGUCAUAGUGAGGUCAGAGGGAAAUGCAAUCCAGAAAAGUACAGACAGUAAUUAAUAGAGAGUUAUAUCCAAUGAAGGCAUCCCAUUAGCACAAAGACUUCUGCCUGUGCAAUGGGACUUCCUUUCCCGCUCCCCUCUCCUUCUGCUCCCCAAUCUUUUAUGAGGUUUUCCCAGUGAUACUUCACAGAACAGUUCUUGGUAACACAGACAUUCUGGCACUGGUAAGCAAAUGAACACAUACAGUAAAAAUACUUUGUCUUGGUUCAGUUCACAGUUGAUAGCACUGAACUUGAUGUCUCGUAGUUCAGCACUUUAACAUCGCAGUCUCACUUUGCCAGAAAAUUUGAAAUGGCAAUUUUCACAAGGCCAGCAGUGAAAGAUUUCAAGCUCACAGGCAACUCUUAUCCAAAUUUACCUUUCCUCCACUCUUCGCAGGCAUGGCUUGAGAUUUAAAGCUCCAUGUCAGAGCACUCCCUUUCUUUUGCCCCAAGUUUCCCCCACAAAAACUCACCCUUUAAAGCUGAAUCGGAGCGAAUGUCUCCAUUUGCUCCAAUUCAGCUUUAAAGAGCUGCCUUUCAUGGGAAAAGCUCAGGGCAAAAAACCCACGCUUGGACCCAGAGCAUCAAAAGUGUGGAAAGAGCAGGGCAAAAGAUAAGUUAGUAGUCAGACUGGAGCAAAGGAAUUACAGCAUGGAACUGCUGGACUAUAUUGUACCAAAGGGGUUUGAUGCUUUUGUUUGUGGACUGAACCUGGAUGAAGGAUUCUCUGCAUGCUGAGUUUUGGGGAAAGGCAGAAACAGUGAGAAAUGGUCUCUUUGCAGCAGAAAUUGAGGGAGGGUCAAAAAAGCAGCGAGAGGUACUUGCAUUGCUACUGACAUUUUCCAAAGUUCACACCAAGUGAGAGGCCAACGCUCCACCCACCCAACCCUUUACCCUCUGCAGAAGUUGAUGAAAUAUAUAUAUAAUGAUUGGAUCAUAAGUCGAGCAAAAGUCUGUGCGGCCUUUGGUGAAUUUGCUGUGGAUUUUGAGUGCCGGGCUUCUGGCUAGCAAAUCAGAUGCCUCUGAAGCAGAGAAAUAGAGCAUGUUUCAUAGCAGCAUUCCUUUUGCAGCAUCAACAGGAGCUCUGGUUACAUGUAUAAUCCCUCUCUUUAUUAUCUGGAAAAGGGAGGAGAUAGGGCCUUCUCUGACCUGCUCCUUCCUUUAGCGGUUUGCAUGUUAAUUAGCUCAGCUCUACGGCAGGAGCACGCAGACCUACAGAGCGUCAAUUCAGUAACUAAACAAUGUCCAAUUAUCCCAGCUUAGGGAGCAAGGAGCAGGCUGCUGGCGCGUGGACACUGCAAACGCAGCCAAAUGGCUCCUUGAACUCACUUGGCUUGGGCCAGCAAUGCCGCUUGGGGGGAAUUUAAGACGUGUCAGCAAUUUCAGCUGAGCCCCCUUGCCCCAGCUACCAAAAGCAGAAUUGCCAGACAUGUUAGGAGCAUCUUCACUCCCAGCUAAAGCACAGCUACCUCUGAGAACUGAGCCAAAGUGAUGGAAGGGGUAGCAACAAACUUGGAUCAGACCUCCAGCCAACAGCAGUUGGGAUUUUAAGCCUAUGCUAAGUUUGAGAAGAUAACCCCCAACUGCACUAUGCACUUAAAGCAGCAUGGUGCCACUUUGAACAGCCAUGGCUUCCCUCAAAGAAUCCUGGGAACUGUAGUUUAAGAGUGCUGAGCGUUCUUAGAAGACCCUCGUUCCCCUCACAGAACUACAAUUCCCAGAGUCCCUGUGAAGACGGAUUGAUUGUUAAACCACCCUAGGAAUGGCAGUUCUGCAAGGGGGGUAGGGGUCUCCCAACAACUCUCAGACCCUUUACAAACUAUGCUUCCCAGGAAUCCAUGACUGUUUAAAGUGGUAUGAUACUGCUUUAAAUGUAUAGUGCAGAUGAAGUCUUGAUACUGGUAUGGAUGGGGUUCUGACAUUCAGGUUGCUUCCAGGUGACCUAAGCAUUCAUUCUGAUUUGUUUGUGGGGAGUUGAUAGGAUGUUGCAUCAAGCAAGUGUUACGCCAUACUUUAUGGUGCAUUCUCCUGACACUUUCCAUAUCAUAGUCCCCACUUCCCCUGAUUUUUUAAAUUUUUUUUAGGGGGAAAUGGGUUUGUUGCACAGGAGUAGCACAUCUGAAUUUGCUGGUAUCCCUGAAAACUGAAUCCCUCCUGAAAACAGUGACAGCCUAGAAGUUGCAAACUCUUUGCAGUCGAUUUUUAUCUGUGCAGACUCCCACAUCUCUUAAACUGGUCCCUUUCUAAGCUUUUUCUGCCAUCAGGGAAUACCUCCCUUUUCAAAACACCAGUGGUAGCACAAGAGAAAGAAAAAGAAUGGGGCAGCCAAGGGGAAACUUGCAUUAGAUUUUCUGAAAGAGAAAUAACGGUAUUUUUUCAAAUUAACUUUCCCACAUAAGCACACAUUUCUCUCAAUGAAGUCCUGUUGAUUCAGAUUGCGUUAACUAAGCAAGCACACUUAGGAAACCGUAGUCUUGUUUUAAUUUCCAGCUGAUGAUUCAUCUAUAAUGUAAACAUGAAAAGUGCUUUUUCGAGUAACUCGAGGGCUCCAGCAACUGGGGUGGGUUGGGAGCUACUUGUCUGAGGCAGAGGGAGUCUUUCUGCCCCCUCAGGGACUGCCUGUGCCCCCCCUCUUAAAAUGGCCUUCUGUUUAUUUGGGGGGAGAGUGGAGAAACCUCCUGACCAUGGUGUGAACCCUGCCGUUCCAUGUGAGAGGAAUUCUGAAAUGAGGCAAAUGGAUAUUAAAGUUUAUUUUUGUGCCAAUUUAGCAGGAAGGCGGGAGUGGAUUAAAAGUUAAGUAAUUAAAUAAUUCAAGUGUGAGUGCUACCUCAUUCCUCUCGUCGCCCUCCUCUCUGUUGCUGGGCAACAGGGCCUCCCAGCAGCUGAUCGUCCCCACAAUCCCACAAUUCAUGACUGCCCAGCUUAGCCAAAAGGCAGCCCAUGACUGAGGCAGAAAGUCCUAAUGGAUCCCGGCAUGGCUGUAAACAUCUAAUUAAAAAGUAAAUAAUUGAGAAUUUGUUUCCAUUCAACAAUAUACUGAAAUACCGUUGCUUUGAGACUAGGGAGGAUCUCGCCAUACCUUAUAAGAAGGACCAGUCAUGGCUUUAAAAUAAAGUUUUUAAGAACGUAAGACGAGCCUGCUGAAUCAGGCCAGUAGCCUAUCGAGUUCAGCAUCCUUUUCUCACAGUGGCCAACCAGAUGCCUGGGGGAAACCCACAAAGCAAGAGCUGACUGCAACAGUACUCUCUCCUUCCUGGGGUUUCCAGCGACUUGUAUUCAGAAACAUACUGUCUCGAACAGUGCAGGUAGAACAUAUCCAUCAGGUUUCGUAGCCAUAAAUUGUCUAGUCCUCUUUUAAAGCUCUUAUCACUAGCAUCUAGUAGCAUCUAGCGCUCUCCCCUCGAAUUCUCAGAUUCACUCUCCUUUUACAUUCAGCAUUCUAGAGGAGCUUAUGGGAAGCCAACUGGGACAGACUUAAUAAAGACCUCCUAAUGGAAUCCUUUUUCACCUUCUGGCAGUCAGUGACUGCUCUGAAGCAUGACAAAGACAGAGCAUAUUUUAACUCAAAGAACUGUGAGAUGCUUCACAGCAACCUGGCCCAUAACGUUAAAAAGAAAACCCUCCCAAGUGUCUUAAGUGAAAUAGCAGAAGGAAAUUCCUGAAAUUGGGUUGAGGUGCUUAUUUAUUUAUUAUUUUAAACUCUAGUUAUAAGUCACCCAUCAUUACGUAGUAAUGACACUGAACUUUCCAACAACAGAGUUUCUAUGCUUUAUCCUCCCCUCUCUCUCUUUUUAACAUGCUCACCACUUCAGUGCCUUUAUACUGUGAAGCUGUCAAUGAAUUUGUUUUUUUUAAAAUGAAAUAAAAAUAACACGCUAAGCCAACCACAGAGUUCCAAAAACCAGUACACACAAUUGCAGUAAACGAACAACAACAGGUGGGCAGACAAAGCCUUUGACCAUUUACAACCAACCAACCAACCAACCAACCAAAAGCCUGAGACGUUUUAACCAGGCGUCAGACACUUAAGAAAGUUGUAGCCAUCCGAGCCUCCAAGAAAAGUGCCUUCCACAGCCAGGGUGCCACUGGAGGGAAGGCCCUGCCUUGUGUCACUGCAUAGGGAGCCACACCUGCAAGUGAUCAAGACCCUGCUUGCUCAGGGUGGCCUAUAUAGAAACAAGUAUUUUUUUUUUUAAGCCUAAAAUAACACCUUAAAUUGGGCCUGGUGACAUUUAGGCAGCCAGGACAGAUCCUGCUGAACACAAGUGUGUGCCAAAAUAUUCACCAGCACUGUCAAGGCAGCAUUCUGUUUGCCUCGCCUCUUGCGAAUAGGAAAGGCUUUCAGUGAACAGUAUCUGGUUUUUGUCCACUUUACAAUACUAAGGGCUCCGUAGUGACAUAGUGAUAAAGGGCUGUGGUUCAGUGACUCAUCCAGAUGGGUUGGAGCUGCUGAGUCACCCAGAGCAGUUCCUGGAUUUUUCUUCGAAAUCCCCCGCCUAACCACUAGGACCAAGUUAAGUCAUUAGUGGCAAAAGCGGAUGAAAUCCCAAACAGUCAAGCAAGCAGGGCUGAUGGAGAGGGGAGAGAAAUCUGAAGACUGGUUGAAUAAGAAAUGAAAGUAGGAAGAAACAGAGCGUGAACAAUCUGGCCAGACAAAAUGCUAGAGAAAGGGUUGCGAACCAACCAGAUGGUGUUGUGCGGUGGCGGAGAGCAAGAACCAGAUUUUGUCUUGUUUUAAAGCGAGGCAUGGAAGGCCUCGUGUUAGAUUUGCAAAGUUUGUAGAUCAAAUCCCUGAAAAUAGGCUCUGAUCUGUUUAAGAAUAUGGAGAAGAUCAGAUCUUAGUUGCUUGCAACUAUUUUGCAGUGCUGUGUCUGGAACUUGCACUGAUAAAAUAUUAUUAUUAUUAUUAUUAUUAUUAUUAUUAAUUUAAUUUCUAUAUUGCCCUAUACCUGAAGGUCUAUACUGCCUCUAAGCAUAUAAAAAUCACCAUUCAAUCAUAGCCAUCCCACUUACACAUAAACAUGGGUGAGAGAGGGAGGGCCAGCCCACUGUUAUGCAUGGUCUGAUAGUGUUCUAUUACUGUCCAUAGAGUUUGUCAUAUUUUAAAAGGCCUCACUGAACAACCACACCACACUUGUCCCUAUGCUCAUUAUUAUUAUUAUUAUUAUUAUUAUUAUUAUUAUUAUUAUUAUUAUUUGCUUGUUAUGCAAAGGUCUCCAAGCGACUUACAAUGUAUUAUUAAACAUAGAUACAUUGUACCAUUAAAGAAAAAUACAAAACAUCUACCACACACACACGCGCACACACACACACACACACACACAAUCACCUCACCACACCUUUCCUCCCACUUCAGAAAAUGUCAAAUUUCAUGGACAAACUCUUUAUGUGGCAUUGCCUUUGUUGAUCAUGCAGAUACUAUGUUUGGUUCUGCAGGCAACAUCCCAGUUAAUGGCCGCAGAAUGUGCUUUACAUCUGUGCCGUGAAAGUUUCACUGCCUCCCAGUGAAUUUCUACAUGCAGUUCAAAGCACUGGUUUUUAUUGUUCUCAGCUCUCAGCGGUCUUGGACCGGAAUAUCUUAAGGAACCUUACCCCCACUGGUGGAGGAACGGGAGUGCGGAGGGAGCAGACUGCCCCUGGCACCACUAUUCCGGUAGGGUGGCAUCGCGGCGGGCCCCCUGGACACACGCCGCACACCUCCGUGUGCUGGGCGCCACGCUCCCACAGGUGGUGCGUCACGCCCCCAAAACACGAGCCAAGCCCCUGUGGGUGGCGUGCCAUGCCCUUGCGGGUGGUGUACCACACCCCGGGGGCGCACCAUGCCCCCGGGGGGCGCCAGCCACACCCCUACCUGUUCUCUGCCCCCCAGUAGUGGAGCAUGCAGCUUCGCCACUGCUUCCCCCAACACUUCGAUCAUGGGCACAGUCUCUGCUCCAAGCAUAUCAGUCUUCAGAAACCAGAAGAGUGGUUCCAAGGAACAGGGCCUUCUCAGUAAUGGCACCCUCCCCGUGGAAUUCUGUUAGCUGUUUGAGCACUGGAAAACCAUGAUUUGCACUCGGCGAGACUGCUUCCCGGGAGAACACCUAGGCAGAUUAGUGACCGUUGCGUGUAUAAUUUUGGGUUAUGGACUUUUAAGAAUGGACAGGAGUAAUAUUUUGAGUUGCACAUGCUCAGUGAGGUUUUUGUCUUCAGAGGGCUUCUGGAGUUUUAUUUGCUGUUGUUGUUGUUGACAUCAGGCCUAGCUGAGGUGUAGGCUUAAUCCAUAAGGGGUGCUGUUGGUCAGUGAGGAGCUGUGCGCCUGUAUAAUGCUGCCCCUGUCACUAUCCGCCAGUCAGUACGUGAGCAUGAGACCUCCCUUUCCCUCAUUUGCUGUUCAGAAGCUGCAGAUGAGUACUGUUCCCACUGCCUGUCUCUAGAAAAAUGGCUGUUUUCCAACGAAUAGAUAAAAAUAAUAAAUUGCUGUUUACAUGCAACAGAGAAGUAAAGGCCUAGCUUUUAUUGCAGCAAAAUCCAUCAUUUGAAAUAGCUGUCGAAUUUUAAAUAUGAUUCUGGAUCCAAGACUCCUUAAAAGUUUGACAUUGUUUUGAAUGCUGGAAGUGUGCAGUGCUGUGGAAUUUCUUUCAUUAAAUGCAUCAAGUGUAAAUCUUUCAACAUAUGAGGAAGCUUAAGUGAGAUCUUUGCAUUUUUCUGCAACAUCUUCUCUCUCUCUCUCUCUCUCUCUCUCUCUCUCUCUCUCUCUCUCUCUCAACUGCAAUAGUUUUUAAUGUGUCUAUGAUGCUGACAAUCAAAUGAAAAAGGUGGGGUUUUUUCCAGUUGCAGGACACACACCAGAGAUCUGUUUAGAGUAGGCAAAAUAGACUCCCCCCUCCCCCCCCGCCAACCACGACAUGCGCUCCAGGGCAUAGAAAACCAUGUGUUUCUGGAUUAGCAGAGGAUCUGCGUGGUUUCAAGGUCGUAACCUUUUCUUUUCUUUUAGCAGCUAUCCCGCCCUUACCCAAAGUGUCUGUGCAUUUUUAGGUCUUAAUAAGAGACAGGAAAAAGAUCUCCAAACAGUUGGCCUUUAAUCAGAGAAAAUGCAUCAGUCAGCCUCUGUCAGCUGGGGCCUUUCCAGAGUUCAGAAAACAGCGCACACAACAGAUGCUUCUUUCACUUUGUAAUGGAGAGGACAAGCCCAGAUCUGCCUGCACCAAAGCAGUUUUCUUGUAUUCUGCUGGCAGCAUAAUGACCCAAAGUACAGAGGCAGCCAUGUGAGAGAGACUGUUUAUUUGUGGAUGUUGAAGCAGUUGGCAAUCUAUCCGGUUUCAGAAGCGUUGAAGACAGUGUGCAACCUUUCCUGUACAACACAGCUCUCCAAACUGUAUGUCGCGACACGUUAGUGUGUCAGCUGCAGUGUGUAGGUGUGUCAUGCGAAUGCUCCCCACACUCCUCCCGGGGCUGGAAAGGUGUUAGUUUAACCUCCAGUUUGCUAGUAAAACUGAAUUACUGUGUCACAAAAUAAUGCAAAACUGAAUUACCGUGUCGCAAAAUGAUGCAUGUCUAAAAGGUGUGUCACCAACGUGAAAAGUUUGGAAAGCUCUGCCGUAAAAGAAAAUAGCACUGCUUUGAAGAGCGCCUUGGAAAUGUUUGUUUCUGAAGACUUUCAUACUACUUGCUAGUACUACUACUAGUACUACAACCUGCCACGGUUUUACUUUUCACACAGCACUGUAGCAUCUUACUAGGUUUGGCACCAGAGUACCUUGAGAGGUAGAUCCCUAUUAUUCCCACUCAACUUGGUGAGGACUGGAGGAAAGACCCAGAUUUGGCCAAGACUUUCUAUGUGUAUUGAACUUAGGUUUCACGCAGUCCUCUAGGAUAUCGCUGUUGUUAUUAUUCAUUUCUCAUCAUGAAUUAUUUUUAAAUUAUUUGUGAGAAUUUUAUAACCCACCAUUCUUGUAAAAGACAACCCCAAAAGGCAGUCAAGGUAAAAUAGUACAACAAAAUUGCUAAAGCUGCAGCCCUGAAUUCACUUACAAUAACAUCAAAAUGUACUCUAUGUGCAGAUGGUAGGUGAGCAUGUUACUAGCAUGGACAUUAUCCAAUGGGUGCUUGCAACUGUCACAUUAAAAUAUACACAUGUGUAUGGCAAUGCUGGGAGGUAAUUUUGGCUUUUCUCAGGUAUUAUAGUAAGUGCCACAGUGAAGGCAAAGGCAGUUGGACCAAAAUGUAUCAGAGAGCCAAGUUACAGGGCCUUCUUGGCAGUGGCGCCCGCCCUGUGGAAUGCCCUCCCAUCAGAUGUCAAAGAAAUAAACAACUAUCUGACGUUUAGAAGACAUCUGAAGGCAACCCUGUUUGGUAAAGGUAAAGGUACCCCUGCCCGUAUGGGCCAGUCUUGACAGACUCUAGGGUUGUGUGCCCAUCUCACUUAAGAGGCCGGGGGCAGCGCUGUCCGGAGACACUUCCGGGUCACGUGGCCAGCGUGACAAAACUGCAUCUGGUGAGCCAGCGCAGCACAUGGAAACGCUGUUUACCUUCCCACCAGUAAGCGGUCCCUAUUUAUCUACUUGCACCCGGGGGUGCUUUCAAACUGCUAGGUUGGCAGGCGCUGGGACCGAGCAACGGGAGCGCACCCCGCUGCGGGGAUUCGAACCGCCGACCUUUCGAUCGGCAAGCCCUAGGCGCUGAGGCUUUUACCCACAGCGCCACCCGCGUCCCUAUACCCUGUUUAGGGAAGUCUUUAAUGACUGAUGUUUUAAUGUAUUUUUAAUCCUUGUUGGAAGCCACCCAGAGUGGCUGGGGUAUAAAUAAUAAAUUAUUAUAAUAAUAGAUGGGGGGCUGGGGUGGGGGGACAAGCUGUGUAUGGCAAGCAGUGACAACUCUAAUAUCACCUGAAUGCUCCAGUUAAAUAUAACAAUGGACACAUGGACACCACAAACACACACUCACCUGAGCCUGCUCUGACUUCUACUAGAUUCAUGCCUGGGCCACAGAUAGCUGCAGAUAUACAAACCAGUGCACAGAGUAAGAAUAUUUUAGACCUGGUGCCGGCCAUAUGGGCAGCCAACAUCUGCAAGAGCUUUUUCUGUGUGGAUGUUAUUUAUAAACUGGUCCUUAGUCCUUAGUCUCUAAGGUGCCAUAGUGUUGAUGUUUCCAACACAUCUGGACUCUUCUGGAGUUUUGCAGUUUUCUUCAGCGUCUGAAGCACUGGCGUUCCUUCCCAGAAAUAAAGACAACAAAGAAAGAGUCCUGGGAUUCUCCUGCUGCCUCAUCUGGCUGUGUUUCCUGAUGUCUUUGGCAAUCUGUUGGAAUGAACCAACUGCCAAUUUCAUCUGAAAGUCGAUUUUGAAAAACUUUAAAUUCUCGUCUUGUCCUUUCUUUUCUUUUCUAAAUGUACUCAGCCAAAGUACUCAAGUGCUUUCAUAUAAGACUUCACCAUACCAGGGACUUCCCCCUUAUACUCCUCGUAAAUGUCAAUACAGGUGAAAAGGGAGGAGGAGGACAGGCGUGUAGCAGAACGACCUGUGAAUCAGGAAGUCCCCUGGUCAUAUCACAGAAUCAUAGAAUUGUUGGAAGGGACUCUGAGGGUCAUCUAGUUUAACCCCCUCUGUGCACUAGGCAAAAGUCUUUCUCUUUAACCAGGCCUUUGGCUGAUUGACAUCCAAUGCCUUUUUAAAAUCUGUUAGGGGUGUGUGUUAUUGGGUUGUUUUUGUUUUUAUUUUGAUCAUAUAUUUUGUGUUUUUAUAUUGUGAUUUUAUCAUGUGAAGGGCCCUGAGACCUGUGGUAUAGGAUGAUAUGCAAGUUUAAUAAAUAACAAUAAUAACAAACCCCUGCAAUGCAGGAAUCUCCGCUAAAGCAUCCAUGACAGGUGGCCAUCCAACCUCUUCUUAAAAACCUCCAAGGAAGGAGAGCCCAUUACUUCUGAGGGAGUCCAUUCCACUGUCAAAUAGCUCUGACCACCAGAAAGUUUGUCCUGGUGCUUAGAUAAAAUCUCACUCUUUUAUAAAUGAACUAAUUGGUAUUCAUCAAGCAGGCCACACGCUGGAUCUGAUCUUUGGGGCUGGCAUAGAUGUGAUCAUGCUCCCCCCUGUGGAAGUGCCAUGGUCUGAUCACUACGCUCUGAAAGCCAAGAUUGACUUCCCGCUCCUCCCCUGCUCGGGUGGCGAACCUAUUUCCCUAUCCGCGAAAACUGAUGGAUCCUGAUAGAUUCCGACAAGCCUUGCGGGACCCUGCUCCUCCUGGCGACUCGUUAGAUGACCUUGUUGAGGACUGGAAUUACCGGCUCUUGGCAGCCAUUGAUGAGAUCGCGCCUAAGCGCCCUCUGCGACCCCGUCGUAACCGGGCCCCUUGGUUUACUGAGGAGCUCCGGAAAAUGAAGCAGGAUCUCAAAUGGCUAGAGCGAGUAUGGCGACAGACUCGUGACGGAGCCUCAAGAACAUCUUAUAGGACGCUUAUGAAAGCCUAUGAGAUGGCUAUGAAAGCUGCUAAGAAAUCUUACUUUGCAGCUUCCAUUGCUUCCGCUAGCUCUCGCCCGGCACAACUUUUUAGAAUAAUUAGAUCAAUAACGUCCUUAGGAGGACAACCAAAUUUAAGCACAAAUUCGACCCACAGCUGUGAGGCAUUCACGAGCUUUUUUGCAGAGAAAGUCCUGUUGCUCCACCGUGACCUCCCUGCCAAUUUAGAUACAGUGACUGAACUGGAGGCCCCUCGACUGACUUCAGGUCCAGUGUUGGACCAUUUCGAUCGAAUACUCCCUGCUGAUGUGGAUUGAUUCCUCCAAGUUAGUAGGCCCACCACCUGCCUCCUUGAUCCGUGCCCGUCUUGGCUGAUUAGGGAGUGUCCAGAUGUUGCGCGGACCCCCCUGGUUGAAAUUAUCAAUUUGUCCCUUGACACGGGGACAUUCCCAGGGGAACUGAAGGAAGCAGUGGUAUGUCCACUCUUAAAGAAAACUUCAUUAGAUCCCUUAGACCUAUCCAAUUACCGCCCAGUUUCAAAUCUUCCAUAUCUGGGUAAGGUAAUUGAGAGAGCGGUUGCUGAACAGCUUGGUAGGUUUCUGGAGGAAACAUCGGCUUUAGAUCCAUUUCAGUCCGGUUUCCGUCCUGGUUUUGGGACCGAGACGGCUCUGGUUGCCCUAACAGACGAUCUCCGUAGACAGCUGGAUCGAGGCGGGUCAGGACUGGUGAUCCUUUUAGAUUUGUCAGCAGCCUUUGACAUGGUUGAUCAUGAUCUUCUGGACCACCGCCUCGCAGACGUGGGGAUACAGGGCAUAGCCCGUAACUGGCUGUGCUCUUUUAUCUCUGGUCGGGGACAGAGGGUGGCACUAGGGAGGGAAAUGUCGUUGCGCCACUCCUUGGUGUGUGGAGUGCCGCAGGGUGCAAUCCUUUCCCCAAUGCUUUUUAACAUCUUUAUGCGCCCCCUUGCCCAGAUUAUCUGGAGCUUUGGGCUGGGCUGUCACCAAUAUGCUGAUGACACUCAGCUCUAUCUGCUGAUGGAUGGCCACACUGACUCGGCCCCGAACACACUGACCAGAUGCUUGGAAGCUGUGGCUGGAUGGUUUCGUGGGAGCUGAUUGAAACUAAAUCCUUCGAAGACAGAGGUCCUAUGGCUGGGUCGGGAUGGCAUGGGGAUGAGGGACCAACUCCCUUCUCUUGCGGGGGCCCAAUUAGUGCCAUUGCCUUCCGUUAAGAGUUUGGGUGUAAUCCUUGACGCCUCCCUUUCCAUGGAGGCACAAGUUACAGCAACAGCCAAGGCGACAUUUUUCCACCUUCGCCGCAUCAAUCAGUUGGUCCCUUACCUUUCCCGCCCCGCCCUGGCCACAGUGAUCCAUGCAACGGUCAUCUCCAGGCUUGACUACUGUAAUUCGCUCUACGCGGGGCUGCCCUUGAAGCUGUCCCAGAAACUCCAGCGGGUGCAGAAUGCUGCAGCGAGACUCCUCACGGGGUCUCUGCCAUGGGAGCAUAUCCCCCCCGUGCUUUUCAAGCUGCACUGGCUCCCGUGGAGUACAGGAUCAGAUUUAAGGUGCUGCUUUUGACCUUUAAAGCCCUUCAUGGCCUAGGACCCUCGUACCUACGGGACCGCCUCUCCCGGUAUGCCCCACGGAGAGCCUCAAGGUCCAUAAAUAGCAACACCCUUGUGGUCCCGGGCCCUAAGGAAGUUAGAUUGGCUUCAACCAGAGCCAGGGCCUUUUAAACUCUGGCUCCGGUCUGGUGGAACGCUCUGCCUCACGAGACCAGGGCCCUGCAGGAUCUGAUUUCUUUCCGCAGGGCCUGUAAGACAGAGUUGUUCCGCCUGGCCUUUGGCUUGGAGCCAAUUUGAUUCCCUCCCUCUCUUUCUUUUUUCUUUUCCUUCUCCUUCUGCGAUGAGGCUACAUUUUAAUAUUUUUAUGUUUCAAUAUUUUAAUGUUGUAUUUUUUAAAUUUUGUUUUUAAGUUGUAAUCAUUUAACUUGUUUUUAUUAUUGCUUGUAAGCCGCUCUGAGCCCGGCCUUGGCUGGGGAGGGCGGGGUAUAAAUAAAAAUUAUUAUUAUUAUUAUUAUUAUUUGCUGUAGGCAAGCUGCUGUCUCACGGCAUCAACUCCCAUCUCAUUUCUUAAGAGAGGGGUAAUAAUACUGACCUGCCUUAUAAGGUUGUUGUGAGAACAGGAACACAUGAGAGAGAAUCUCAAAGGAGCACUCAAUCUGUGGUUUGCUGAGUGCUAAACAUUUUGAUUCAGUUGCUGCUCUACACAUACAGUCUUCCCUGGAACCUGGGAUCUACACAUAGAUCUUCGCUGCUGUAGACACCCAUUCUAAUGCAUGGAUGUUAGGAUUGGGGCCGGGGGAAGCUGUGCAGCCCACAUGAGCCCUUCGUCACUUGAGUACCAUAUGAAGGGGACUAAUAUCAGUAGGACUACUGGCACCAUCAGCCCUGAAAGAAAAUGUUAUGUAUUGAAGUUCUCACCCUGGCCACCAGGGGUAUUGUGUAUAUAGUUUUCACUCAGGUCCACGUAAGUUAAUUUAGGCGGAAAACCCUGGGCUGUUGUUGUUACAAUGUUGACAGCCGGCUGCCUAUAAAAGCAGGGAGCAAGACCUACUAAGCACACCGGUCCUAGGAGGUUCUUGAGAUCUUGCAAGGUAUUCUGAGCUUGCACGAAGAUUCAGCUGGCUGAGCUGUUUGUAGUUCAGUUCAGUUCAGUUCAGUUCCAGCUUACUUAUAAAGAACUACUUGGAGAAAUCUCUGUGUCGUCUGCUAUGUCCACCCACUACUUAAUAGAAAAGUAGUUGGAUGUUUUCUAACAUUAGAUUUUAUGGGGAGAGGGAAGGAAUCACAGGGAUGCAGUUUAGGUGACAGCAAUGACCCUUUAUGUGUAAAACCAGGUGGGUUCCAAAACACCCCCCCCUUUUUUUUGCACUGCGAUUAAUUGCAAGGCUUGUUGGGGGCUGCUGUUCUUUUGGAGGGGAGGAAUGUCCAGAAUAUUGAAAAAAUUCUUCACCAACUGUGCCUGUAAAACUGUGGCACUCUUCGUCUUCUAUGGUGGGGAAAGAGAAAAUUCCUGACCUAACUUCCCCUAAGAGGUGAAGUACACACAGCGUACUUUCUUCUUGAGCAUUGCCUUCAGGCAUAUGUUCUGAAUGCACAAAGUUGAUGUAUAAAAUGUAAAACUUUACUGGCUUUAAAUGUCACCCACUAAGCAUAUAAUAGAUGUUCUCUGGAUUUUUAUUAGCUGUUGUAUUCUCUCAGCCAGCGUGGCUUCUUUGAGGUGAUUUAUGGUGCAGUCUUGGGUCACAGGCAGUAAUGCCAGAUCCAUAAAUUCCUGGGAUUUCCUCAACUAUUGUGUUGUCUUUUACAAUCUCAGGGUUCGUUUCUUGGUCCACUUCUGCGCUUAUUUGUUGUAUUUAUUCAGCAGUUGGGAAGCGCCACCAAUAGCAGCACCUGUCAGGGUCAAUUCAAGAAGAGCAGAUGGAUAGCUAGCUCCUUCCUUUUGAAUCCUCUAGUUCCUAAUCUGGUAUUCCUUGCCUUGAUUUCCAGCACUGUUUUACUUUUUGAAAAAAAGAGAAAGGGGCCCUCCCGUCUUCAAAAAACAUUUAGACACCUUGUGUACCAACUUCUGAAAGAAAACACUGCUUCGUUCCAAGAUACUGUGAUGGCUUCUAGGAUAGAUUUAGUUAUGUCCCCAAAUUUUCGCAGUUUUCUGAUUUGGUUUACCAAUUACUGGGACACACAAGUGGGGAGACUGCUGUUGCCAUCAGGUCCCUGACAGGAUUCAAGGCAGCUUACUGAUGAAAAUAAGAACUGCUUAAAAAGUAGGGGGGGAAAUAAUUAAAAAAAUUAAACGUUGAUAAAAUUUAAACUAUAGACACAUAUAAAAUAUAUUAAAACUUCCUAUAGGCUUCCUAUUGGGAUGUGGUUGGCAAUUCUGAUAAUAGGAUAUAGGACUAGAUGAGCCUUUCAUCUUAUCCAGAGGGUCUCUUCUUAGGUUCAGUCCAGCUUGUAAUGCUCACAUGUAUUACAAAUUGAAUACCGAUAUCUGUGGGAUAACCAGCCUCAUCUAACCAAUGUGCUGAAGUCUAAUUUAUGCAUGAAGGAGUUAAUACCAUAGAAUAAGCUGUCCUGCUGGGCUUAGCUAUGUCCACAUCCCCUGACCUGGGGAGGAACUAGGUAAUCAAGCCUUUGGUCUCCUUCAUGUCUACCUGAGACUGUGAACUAUGUGACCAAGACCACCUGACACAAAUAGCCCUUUGUUCAGUGAAUAUCUUCUCUGGUUGGGCCAGCUAGUUGCCUUGAUUGCUUCUUGCUGCAGUUAGAAGAGUUAAAUUUCCAGCUGGAUCUUCUUCUUAGCUGAUGUCAUGUGGUGGAUACAGAGUCUAGGAACAAUGAAUGAAGAUCUGGAGUAGAUUAACAGCCAGAUAAAACCUUGACAAGAAACAGUCAAGGCAAUUGAUCAGCCCAAAGACAGCGGAUACUAAAUACAUAAAAGACUGGUGGACUGGGUACUCUGGUUGCAUAGCCAACAGCAAUUAACAAUACUUUCAUCAAAAGUAAGGGUGCAUACAUCUGCAACACAGGUUUGGGUGCCUGUUCUGGAGGGAAUUAGUUUCCUCUUCAGUAUUCAAUAUGACUUUUUAAAAGGACUAGACAAAUGCUUGGAAGCUAGGCCUAUCAGUGGCAAUUUUCUGUGACAGCUAAAAUGUCCAGUUAAUAUCUAGGAAGGCUUUGGGUCCUGAUGCAAUUCCUGAUGAAGUUUCUUAAAGCUGUUCUGGACUAGUGAGCCAUCUCUUGGCAGCUCUGUUUACAAUAAUUGAUAAAACUGGCUUAAUGCUGGGCUCUUGGACCAAUGCAAUGCUGGUACCAUUAUUUAAGAAGGCAUCCACUCACUACCGAGCAAUUAUCGCCCUAUCAGCCUCCUCUCUAUUAUAGGAAAACUCUAUGCCAGACAUUUGGUCAAUAAACUUAUAAUAUGGAUGUCUGAGCACAGUAUUUUGCGGCCCGAGCAGAUAGGUUUCUGCAAUGGGACAGCUAAAAUGCAAGUCUGUAUUCAGCAGAAGUAUACCCCUGAUUUCUCAGAGCUGGGGGCCAGCUCAAAGGGAUGGCUGUCCCCACCCUGGUUUGCUGGUGUGCUUCUAGUUUGGCCACCUGGAGACUAGACUAGGUUGCUGUAAGUUCUUAUCCCACACUGAAAUCUAAAGUUUUCUCUUGUUCCCGUGUGUCCAUAUUUGUGUAGCAGAUAAAUUUCUCCUUAACUAAUUCUAUCCAGCAGAUACAGGGCAAAUACCUACAAAAAAUGCAAAUAGUACACCCACAAAACAUUUCCUACAAACACAUGGCCUGUGUGCAUACCAUACAUUUUAAGCCCAUGACCAAAGCUGUCAACAUUUCCCUUUUUUAAAGGGAAAUUCCCUUAUUCCGAAUAGGAUUCCUCGCAAGAAAAGGGAAAAGUUGACAGCUAUGCAUGACUGUCCCCAAAGAAUCCUGGGAACAGUAGUUUGUCAAGGGAUCUGGGGAUUGCAGCUCUGUGAUGGGUAAACUAUAGUUCUCAGGAAUCUAUAGAAAUCUUAGGAAUCUCAGGAAUUGGGGUAAGUCAUGUGCUUUCAGUUUAUGUUGUAUACACAGCCUAAGUCUCCUUCUCCUCCUUUUUCUAUUGCACACCUAUUUUUGCAUUUACUUUUGUUGCUCCUUUAAGUUUUAGGUCUUCACAGCUCCAGCCCUCUGCAUAAACAGCUUGGUAUCCUGUUUUGCUUUUCUCCCCAUAACUGCAACUAGACAGAACACUGGGUUAAAGGAUUCAAGGAUUUUUCCAUUAAUAAUCCUCACACCCGUUUCCUGGCCAGUAUGCUGUUUAAGAAGGGAUAGAGGUAAUUCAUUCAAGGGUAGGGAACUGUACUAAUAAGUAAGGAGAAAAUCUGAGAGUGCCAGCAAAAGGAAAAACUGAGUUUUUGUGGUAAUUGCUGAUCUAUUUUUGUAGAACAUUUUUUCAAAGCAUAUAUGUACUUUCUCUAACAAGGAACAAGAAUGGCAUGGCUUGCUCGCCUUGAGUGAAGUUUUGUCCUGUAGGAUCUGAAGAUGCUGUCAGGGCCCUGACCAGCAGAAUUCCUUUCUGUACAAAACCUGUUAAGUGGUGUUAUUGAACAUGAAACGCUCUGAAAUUGUAUCCAGACAAUGUUUUUUCAAAAAGAAAGAAUUUGAACUCUUUUCCACAUGAUGCACUGCUGAGUAGCACUCCAUCUUUCAGCACACCAGUGCUUCCAAUGAAAUGGAGGGAGGGAAGAAUCUUGAUUGGGGAGGAGUGGAACCUUGAUCGGGGGCAAACUUGUUUGCAUCUAUUCUUGGUUUCUGUUCAGAACCAAUGAUAUGUAUUAUACAAUGUUCAGAAAAGAAAAGAAAAAUGCCAAAGGUUCUCGCUCCACAUUCCUUCUGGGAAGAGGGUUGUCUUGUUCAUGUUUGCCCCACAUAACCCCUUUGUUUGUUCUCCUUACACUUCACCAGGUGACUUGCUGGAUUCAGGGAUUAGAAGGGCACUGCAAACUCAUAACAAUAUGAAAUCAUACAAGUGCAGAACAAAACACAAAAAUAUCAAUGGGAGGCUGUCAGUUGUUCAAAAUUAAAUUGCCCUACCUCUUUCCCAGUAUAGCAGAGGAGGAGGGAGGUAUGCAUGUGUGGGAGGGAACACAGUGCAGGAAUUCUAUGUGUGUACCCACAACAAAAUAGCAUAUCCAGGGAUGGAAAUGGAUGGAGACCUUUAAGCAAGCCCACGGGAUCUGAAAUAUCUUCCAAAGGACCAACUAGUGAUGUCAGCAUCUCCUUUCCUCUGGUUUUGUAGACACAAGUGGUUCUCAGGCACGUAUAACUGUAUUUUGGGGCCUAUGUUUUGGUGAUACUUAGGAAAUCAUAGGGCUGUUUACAGCCUUCUUCUUCUUCUUUGGCGAUCACUCUUAGCCGAGUAAAAUUGUCUUCCAUAAACACGGUUUUAACAAUGAGUCUGUAAGUGACUGUGAAGGCCAAUUCUGGACCCACACGUCCUUCCACAGUGGGGACAUUGGUUCCCGGAUGGGAGCUGAUCACAGUGUGGAUUUGCCAAGCAUGCCUUCCUCUUAGUACGUUUCUCCCUUGCGUUCUGAGUUUGAGUGUCUUCAAAGUCCAUGACACCUUUGGUAAAGGCUGUUCUCCAACUGGAGCACUCGCAGGUCAGUGUUUCCCAGUUGUCAGUGUUUAUACUACUUUUUUAAGAUUUGCCUUGAGGCAGUCUUUAAACCUCUUUUGUUGACCACCAGCAUUAUGCUUUCCAUUUUUAAGUUCGGAAUAGAGUAGUUGCUUUGGACGAUGAUAAUCAGGCAUCUGCACAAAAUGACCAGUCCAAUGAAGUUGAUGCUGAAGAAUCAUUGGUUCAACACUGGUGAUCUUUGCUUCAUUCUGUACACUGAUAUUAGUUUGCCUGUCUUCCGAAGUGAUGUGUAAGAUUUUUUCGGAGACACCGUUGAUGAAAUCCUUCAAGAAGUUGGAGAUGGCAUUUGUAAGUGGUCCAGGUUUCACAAGCAUGCAGUAAGGUUGGUAGCACAAUAGCUUUGUAAAUACCGUAUUUUUCGUUCUAUAGGACGCACAUUUCCCCCUCCAAAAACUAAGGGGAAAUGUGUGUGCGUCCUAUAGAGCGAAUGCAGCCUGCGCCGCUAAGCCCAAAGCCAGAACAGGAAGACGGAGCACUGCGGAGCGCUCCGUCUCGCUGUUCUGGCUUGGGAACAGCCUUGCUAGCUUCUGCAGGACAGCGGGGUGAAGGCACCCCGCUGCCCUGCAGAGGUUUGCGCGCGGCCCUCCCCAAGCUAGAGCAGCGAGACGGAGCCCUCCGUCUCGCUGUUCUGGCUUGGGAACAGCCUUGCUAGCUUCUGCAGGACAGCGGGGUGAAGGCACCCCGCUGCCCUGCAGAGGUUUGCGCGCAGCCCUCCCCAAGCUAGAGCAGCGAGACGGAGCCCUCCGACGCGCUGUUCUGGCUUGGAAACCGCCUUGCCAGCUUCUGCAGGACCGCGGGGUGACGGCACCCCGCUGCCCUGCAGAGGUUUGCGCGCAGCCCUCCCCUCGCUAGAGCAGCGAGACGGAGCCCUCCGUCUCGCUGUUCUGGCUUGGGAACAGCCUGCUAGCUUCUGCAGGACAGCGGGGUGAAGGCACCCCGCUGCCCUGCAGAGGUUUGCGCGCAGCCCUCCCAAGCUAGAGCAGCGAGACGGAGCCCUCCGUCUCGCUGUUCUGGCUUGGGAACAGCCUUGCUAGCUUCUGCAGGACAGACGGCUGCGCGCAAACCUCUGCAGGGCAGCGGGGUGCCUUCACCCCGCUGUCCUGCAGAAGCUAGCAAGGCUUUUCCGAAGCCAGAACAGCGAGACGGAGGGCUCCGUCUCGCUGCUCUAGCUGGGGACGGCUGCGCGCAAACCUCUGCAGGGCAGCGGGGCGCUGCGCUCCAAAGGCUUCAGGGAUCUUUGAGGCUGGCGGUGGGGGAAAGCAGCGCUUCCCCCCACCGCCAGCCUCACAAGCUCUGGUGAAUGUACCUUGAACGCACCUUGUUUUGGAGGGGGAGAACAAGAAAAAAAAUCUUUUUCCCUGUUCUCCUCCUCCUAUGAUCCGGUGCGUCCUAUGGUCCGGUGCGUCCAAUGGAGCGAAAAAUACGGUAAGCAUUUUGGUUUCCCUGCGAAUGUCCUGGUCCUCAAACACUCUGCACUUCAAUCGGGAGAAAGCCACACUCGCAGAACUCAGGCAAUACUGGAUUUCGGCAUCAAUGUUGACCCUUGUGGAAAGAUAACUGCCUAGGUAGGAGAAGUGAUUGACAUUUUCCAACAUUACACCAUUGAGUUGGAUUUGUGGCACUGCAGAGGGGUUAUUUUGUACUUGUUGGUGCAGCACUUUGGCUUUUUGGAUGUUGAGCAACAGGCCAACCUUUUCGUAAGCUUCUGGAAAGAUAUUUAGGAUGUUUUGAAGGUCAUCCUCUGAGAGUGGACACACUACGUUGUCAUCAGCAUACUGAAGCUCUAUGAUGGAAGUUACGGUAGCCUUACUCUUUGCUUUUAGCCUGCUCAGAUUGAAGAGCUUCCAUCUGUUUGAUAUAUGAUUUCUACCUCAGUGUUUGCAUCUAUUCUUAUAGUUGUAUUAGCAUCAGCAGGCUCCACCUUCUGGUGAAUAAACCCCCCUUUGGGCUCACCCCUCUUUGAGUGGGUGGAGUCAAUCUGUCGUGGUCCAAUGCCUAAGCCAAUACCUUCUCACUUGCUGUAAUCAAUAAAGUUGUGGCCUUUCCUUGCCCAUUAACCUUAUACUCUGUGUCUGUGUGUCUUUAUUCCACAAGCGGGGAUCGGGUCCUCGAACCACAACCAUUGUUAUCUGUGAUCGUUGCUGUCAUAUUAUCAUGGAGGAGCCGAAUGAUGUUUAAAAAUUUAUUUGGGCAGCCAAUUUUCAGAAGGACAGUCCACAGGGCAUUACGAUUUACAGUGUCAAAAGCCUUAGUCAGGUUGAUAAACGCCAUAUACAGAGGUUGGUUUUGCUCUCUGCAUUUUUCCUGAAGCUGUUGAGCGGUGAAAAUAAUGUCCACUAUCCGCCUAGAAGGCCGAAAACCAUUUUGGGAUUCAGGAAGGGUCACCUCGGAUAUUGUUAAGAGACAGUUUGCUAAGAUUCUUGCAAGAAUUUUGCCGGCCGCAGCUAAUAGAGAGAUGCCUUGAUAGUUUCCGCAAUCAGUUCUGUCACCUUUUAAAAAGAGAUUGAUAAAUUUGGCAUCCCAGUCUGCUGGGAUCACUUCUCUUUCCCAGAUUUUUUUGAUGAGCUUGUGAAGUUGUUGUGUAAGUUCAAUUCCACCCACUUUGAAGAUUUCGGCAGGUAUCCCAUCAGGUCCACUGGCUUUGUUGUUUUUCAUUUGGUUAAUAGCUGUACACAACUCUCCCAGAUUUGGAGAUACUGCAUGCAGCUGGGAAAGCAGAGGCUAACUUGUUUUUGCAGAAUUUGUGAGAGGACCUCAGCAGUUACGGGGGAGUUGUGGCUAAGGAGAUGUUGGUAGUGUUCUUUCCAGUGCAGUGCAAUAGCUUCUUUAUCUUUUAGAAGUGUGGUACCAUCUGCUGAGCGUAGGGGACAUAUGCCAUGAUUUAUUGGCCCAUAGAUGGUCUUUGUGGCUUUAAAGAAACUCUGUGCAUCAUGAGUGUCGGCUAAGUGCUGGAUCUCUUGAGCUUUUUUAAUCCACCAGGUGUUUUUUAGUUCUCUGGUUCUUCUUUGAACCUUGCCUUAGCGUUGGCAUAGGUUUUUUCUUAGUGGCACAGUUUCUAUCUCUUUGCCAGAUCUAAAAGGCCUUCCUUUUCUUGUCACUCAUGCGUUCAAUCUCACUGUCAUUCUCAUCAAACCAGUCCUGGUGUUUCUUGGUUUGGUAUCCAAUAGUUUGUCCGCAGGCUGCAAUAAUGGAUGUUUUUAGCUUGGUCCAGUGUUCCUCAAUGUUAUCAGGGAAUUCUGAAAGCAGAUGGUCCUUAAGAGUCGUUUGGAAGCAAUCCCACUUAAUGGGAUCUUGAAGGGCUUGAGUGUUCAUUUUGCGCCUUGGUUUCCUUCCUUGAAGCCUGUGUUGAGGUAUGUAGACAUUAAAGAAAAAUUUUACUCUCAGCUGGGUACUGUCCUAUCAGAGACGCCUAAGGAAGAUAAAAUUAUCUUCCUGGGUGAUUUUAAUGCAAAAGUUGGGCGAGAUUUUGGUCUGUGGCCUGGGACUAUUGGGAAAGAAGGAAUUGGCAAUAGCAACCAGAACGGAAUCUUACUUUUGACGACAUGUGCAGCGCACAACCUUGUUAUUACCAACACACUCUUUCAACAGAAAAAUAAAUUUAAAACUUCAUGGAGGCAUCCUCUGUCAAACCACUGGCACCUCUUAGACUAUGUUAUUGUCUGUGCUAAAGAUCGACAUGAUGUGCUCCUUACCAGAGCUAUGACGAGCGCCGACGACUGUUUACAGUAGUUGGCAUCAUGUUAGAGAGCAGACAAAUUUAGCUUCUUUUUAAAAUUCUCCUCAAAAUGGUUACAAAUUAUUUUUGUUUUUCCAGCAUUUAUAAUUUCUGUAUCUAUAUAUCAGUAAGAUUUUAUAGUCAUCCUGAAUUUUAAAAAAUAAUAAUUGGAGGUGCCAAUUUCAAAAUAAUGAAAAGCAAGACAGGGCUGGGUAGCUGGCUGCCUAUGAAUGUGAUUUUUCCAGUGAAGAAUUUUGAUCUGGUCGGUGGUAACCCUGGCAAAUGAAAUUUUGCCAUAGCUUCAUGCAUAAUGGAAAUAAAAGUUUUCAAAAGUUAUAUGAGAGAGAGAGAUCCUCUUUUAGCUUUGUAAUACUGUCGUUGGUACCUACUAGAAGCAAUAAGACAUUGAUUCUGCCUAGAUGUUAUGGGAAACCUUGGUUUUCUGGGAUGAAUGAGCAAUGGCAGGAUUAUCCCCUGCCUCCCAAUUCUACAAGAAGACUGAAAGCUUUUUCUUUCAGUUUAAACUAACCAUAGUUUAAAACUAUGGUUCAAAAAGCAGUUCAAAAGCAUACCAGUGCAAGUAGAUAAAUAUGUACUGCCGUGGCGAGAAGGUAAACGGCAUUUCUGUGCACUCUGGCUUCCGUCACAGUGUUUUGUUGUGUGAGAAGCAAUUUAGUCAUGCUGGACACAUGACCCAGAAAGCUGUCUGUGGACAAAAGCCGGCUCCCUCAGCCUGAAGCGAGAUGCAUGCCGUACCCCAUAGUUGCCUUUGACUGGACUUAACCAUCCAGGGGUCUUUUACCUUUACCUAGUUCUCUUGAGAACAAGUCAACAUGAAACCACGGUUUUAGAUCUUAGCUUGUUCUGAAACCGUUGUUUUAACAAUCCACAGUUCUUCAAGCUCAGAUAUUGUGGGCAACUGUGGAUAGUUUGAAACCAAAAGCUUGUCUGCUUCAUGAAAGGAGAGAGGAACCAGCAAACCUGAAGCCUCACCAUGGCUGUUCUCAUAUUGGGAAGCCAUCAUUUCCUGUUGUGUAUGAACCAAGCAAUUGUAUGUGUUUCAUAUACUUUUAUCAUAUCGCUUUCACGAUGAGGGAUAGUUCAGUUGGUUGAACAUGAGACUCUUAAUCUCAGGGUUGUGAGUUUGAGCCCACAUUAGGCAAAAGAUUCCUGCACUGAACGGGGUUGGACUAGAUGGUACUUGUGGUCCCUUCCAACUUUACAAUUCUAUGAUUAGGUGUGGUUGGAAAGCUGGAUGGAGAAUAUGGUUGUUACAUAAAAUAAUGAUCCAGCUCUGUGAGCCAAUGUAAAUCCAUCGUUGUCAAAUGCCGGGUCUGUUAGAGCAAUUUACUAGCAGAUUGGUAGAGUUAGAAACUCAUAAACCCCUUGCACAACAUCUAGUGGGCUUUCUGUCUCACAGUUUUGCUUGAUAAGCAUAGUAAUGCAUCUCCUGCCGAGAAGGGCAAAUCAGCGCUUGUAAUGUCAUAGUUUAAAAGGUUCCUGAGUUGGCAGCCUGGCAAAAAUUAAGAGUUGCUUUGCUGGAGCAUAUAGAGUUCAUUGAGUUCAGCAUUCUGUUUCUAAUAGCAACCAACAAGAAGCUUAAAAACCCCUGGAAGCUUAAAAGCAAUGAAGGUGAUUCCAUUCCCUGUUGUUUAUCUCUAGUUGCUUUUUUGUAGUGUUGACGCAUAAGUCCUGCCUAUUGUACAUAGAUUUAUUGACAUAGUAGAUCUCUCUCUUGCUGAAGUUUGUCUUCAGCCUUGGCAUCAAAAGCUGGCAUGAUUGGGCACAUGUUGAUGUUCCUGGGACUUGGAAGGAGACAUCAGGUGAGGCCCUGGGGUGGCUGAGCAGUCAAGUCCAGCCCCACUCACCCAAACACUGUGGACCACCGCCUGGCAUUGCAAAGGCCAUUGGGACCAUACCAUGUGCUGCUGCUUGCUACCACCAGCCAUUCACCCAUUAGAGCUGAGUGGUGGCUUUGUUUCCUCCCAUCCAAAAGCACCACUACCCUCACUUCCAGGCAUAGCAGCUGAGUGACUGGCAGUGGCAGCAAGCCGCAGUGCUACCUGGGGAUCUUGAGGGUUGCAGUCAUUCACCUUAUCCUGUUGGACAGGCAACCAUAGAGCUUUUGGAUGGGAACUGAGCUGCUGGUGGGCUCUGCUGUAGGCAGUUCCUUCUUAGGUUGCCCAAAAUGCCGUGCCCAGCCCCAAGCGCAGCAGUUUGGGCAAUCUAAGAUGAUGACAGCUCACAACAGAUCAAAGCAAAGGCCUGGCUCCCAUUCAAACAAUGUCAUUACAGCUGCCAACCAGAUAAAUACAUCUCAAAGAAGUGUGUGACAAGCUGUAGCAGAGGACCAGAGGUCUAGAGAGGCAUCUGCAGUACCAUGCCAAGGACCUAUUGAAGUUUGGCACCAGACAUGUCUUUGUUUUACAGUGUCUGGUUUGAGGGAUGGAAAAAAAAACAAUAGAACCUGCAGCAUCAUGGGGAACUGUUCUUCAGGUUUCCAGCCACUCUGUUUGAGUUCCUCCUCCACCUUUUCUCUUCCAACAGUCAUUCAGCAUUCCAGAGCUACUAAGCAUGCUCAGUCACCACUGGCAGUUUUUGAGGUUCCCUCUCCACUUAGGUUUCCCCCUCUAAAGAUGUGCCAUGCAUCUGCAAACCUUGGGGCUCUCCCAAGUCUGCUGAUCCCAGCCUCUUGUGGAUAGCGGGCAGUGAUGGAUGAAUCUGUCUAUUUCUGUUUUGCUCAGUUUCUCAUUUUUCCAGUCUUUAGUUCAGUUCUCCAUAUUUCCACAUCAGUUUGCAUUUUGUAAAGCAAAAAAUUUUCACCAGGAGCCUGGACAGCUGAGUUGGUUAGAGCAUGGUGCUGAUAAUGCCAAGGUUGCAGGUUCAGUCCCUGUAUGGGAUGUCUGUAUAUUCCUGCAUUGCAGUGGGUUGGACUGCAUGAUCCUCAGGGUCUCUUCCAACUCUUUUAUGAUUCAUCAGCAUUCUUGUACAGAUUCUCCUAAUAUGCGUAUGUUCAUAUGCAACUUGGCCUAAUAUGCAAUUUUCACAAAGUGAAAUAUUGCAGUUCCAUAUAUUACUUUCACAGAUAUAUGCAAUCUCUGCACAGUUUAACCCCAAUGCGUGCAUUUUUGUACAUAUCACUUGGCUGGAGAACUGCUCUGCAAAAUUCAGAGAAAUGCAAAUUUCAAAGGAUGCCUUGUUUUGGUCCUCAUAUUCUUUUGAAAAGUGCAAAUGAGGUAGAUUUGCCUGCAAAUGCAAACUGAUUCACUUCUCUCCCCCAACCCUACUGGGUGGUGCCAUGUUGGAUAGAUAAGAUACAGCACUCACAGCUUGAACAUCAGUAAUAGGUGAAAUAAUAGGUGACUCUUCCACGUUGGCAUCAAUCUUUUUUAGGACCUGCUUUUAAUAACCGCAGGAGCUUUAGAAUUCAGUAUUUCCCAAACUUGGAUCGCCAACUGUUUUGGACUAUAACUCCCAUCAUCCCAUGCUAGCAAGACCAGCGGUCAGGGAUUGUAGUCCGAAAACAGCUGGAGACCCAAGUUUGGGAAACAUUGGCUUAGAUGAUAGACAGGGUUGUUUGGGGGAUAAAAAGGGGGGGGAGGAGAACUAUGUACGCCACCUUGAGUUGCUUGGAGGAGAGGUGGGAUUUAGAUGUAUGUAUGUAGAAUUAAUAAAUAAAAAUAGCUUCAGGUCCUCUGGCUUAGAUGCCUGGUGUCCCAAGCCUCACCAAAGUAAGGGGGAAAUUAGAUGUUGGUGGAGGUGUGUGGCAAGCUCUGAAAAUGCUUCUGCUCUUAAGUUUUCAACCAAUGCAAUAGAACAACUGGAUAAUAACUUUGUGCGUCAUUUAAAGUCUAGCCAGGUUGGAGUACUGCAGUCAAUUUUACCUUUCUACCAUAUAUCAGGAGUAAUACAGUACUUCAAGCACCUGUUAGGGAAGCUAAAGAAAUGCAGGGCAUUUUGACAUGGGGCCGAAGAUGAUGAAGAAACUUGCAAUGGGUUUUAUCAAGUGCUUGUGCCUUUUCAGCCUUAGAAGCCUUCAGAACCACUUCUAAUUCAGUUAGUGUGAAGAUUGAUGUAUCGUUUGCAUCCACACUUGGCAUCCCAAUUGCCUCUCUCAAUUUACCUUGCACUUCAUGAUUGAUUUCCUUGUCCGCUUUUGUUCAUGAAAUCAGCAGUAGCCCUAUCACCAGUAAUUGCAUACUCUCGCUUUCCCCAGGCUGGGAUAGACCAUUAGUCAUUUGGAAUUUCUGUUGGGCCUGCUUGCUUGAACAGGUCAUGUCAAUUGUUUUAACAGCUUAAAGCCAUCUCUUUAUUCUGAUGGGACUUAGAUGCUGGAUAUGUGCUUCUGUAAUGACUUUGGAUUCUUCUGGUGUUUUACCAACUAAAUUCGCAGUUGCAUUUUGGGGUUGCGGCAGACCUUAGUUUUUUCAAAGGGUUCAAAGCACUUUGAAAAUGGUGUGUAUAUACACUCAUCCCACUUUUCCCACUUCCCAGCAAAAAAUGGAGAAUCCUGAAUUGUUCCAAAAGUGUAAAGCCAUGGAAUCACAUUUUGCAUGCUUUGAGAUUUCUGAAAUAUUGCUAUUGCAGAUGCAAAAAUGUGUAGGUGAACAUUAUUCUACACCCUUUUCAACAUGGCAACAUGGACACUAAUAGCAUGACAAUGUGUGGCCUUGCUCCCUGAAGAACUGUGCAUGUACUUUUAAAGCCACAGAAUUAACUGGCAGCCUCUAGAAUGGUCAGAUAACCUAUGGCCUUCCAGAUAUCCUUGGACUCCAACUCCCAUCAGCCCUUAGUCAGUAUGACCAAUGAUCAGGAGUGAUGGGAACUGUAACACAACAGCAACUGGGGGGGCACAGAUUCCCCACCAAUACUCUAGAACAGUGGUUCCCAAUUGGUAACCCUCCCAAGUGUCCGUUGCACCAUUCACAUAACAAAAACUACCACAGAGAUAUCAAAAUAUUCAAAAGUAAGGGGGCUAUGGCUUGGCUUUUGAAAAACAAGGGCUAAUUGGGAACCACUAGAGAAUUAGUCAUGCUAGUAAAAAAAACAUUUACAUACAAGUAACACUAACCCUUUGACUGGCAACUCUGUUAUUCCUGCAUUCUGUAAUAAUGAGAAAUUAGUGACUAUAACCAGUUUUGAUGUAGACUCUGCAUCACAGGAAAUCACUCGUAAGCACGGGUAUCACAGAGAUAUAGCUGUUCUGUUCUGGAUAUAUUAUCAUUUUCCCUUAACAGGGGGGAGCCAUCAAUUUCCUGUGAAAAUGUAAGGCAAGUCAAACCUACCUACUAUUUCCACUAUUUUCUUUUAUUAUUUAUUUAUCUCCUCUGCAGGCAAAUGGCUCUCAUGGAAAAGGUUACAUAUGCUAACAGGAAGUUCCAUUGCUUUAAGAGGAAGUGGGACCUGACAUCAACAGGAAGCCCUGGGCAGCCCAACUACUGCUGCUUUAAAGAGAGAGAGCUCUCUGAAACAAUGUCUGCCAGUAAUUUAGAGCUAGCUAGCAGGAAAUGAAUAUACGCUGCUGUGUGUGGUAGAGAGGAAAUGAUAAGCGCUACCUGGUCUGACAUGGAGCAGAGAUAGCGGGGAGAGAAAAGGCCUUGUUUUCCCUUAUGAUAGAUUUUGUGCCUGCGGUCUGCGAAAUGGAAAACAAAACAAGGAACAAAUCGCAGAACAUAGCAGUGUCCAGGGGAAAGCAGGGAUUUCAGUGGGAGAAAAGCUGGGCUUCAUACUUCCAAGUAUUAGGCAUUCAAAUACUCUAGUGAAAGCUUUAGUAUAGAUAUGUUUCAGAAUGGUAGAUUUAAAGGUCUAGCUAUGCAUGUAAUUGAAUGGGAAAAUCCUGCUUUUCUUAAAUUUCCGGAACUAUAAUUUCCCCUGUUCACUUUUGCUGCUUUGUGUGUGCAUUUCCAAUUUUUGCUACUUCUUUCUGUGAGAGCCUUGGAAGUUUAAAAUGAACUCGUCAAGUAUCAUUCUGAAAUUUUAUCAGAGCAAGCCUUCCUAAGUUCUAUAAUGAUGUAGAUCAAUGGGAUAAUGUGUGUGGGAGAUCAGGUGGGAGGGAGGUACAGCAAUGAUGGGUCUCUAUGGCGACUUAACCGAAAGGAAGCAAUGUACAUGCAAUGAGAAAAAGAGGAAGCGGGUUGUUAAGAGUUCUUGACACAAACAGGUGAUGUAAGCAGUGGCUGAACUUAGGCAAAGGAAUCAAUUAGGACAGAAGCAGACAUUUUGGGGAGAGCGUCCAUAGAGCUCUCCCCAGCACAGUUCCUUAAGGCCUGCUUCAUAGCCUGCCAAUUCUGAUUCUAAUAUAUCUGAAAUGUGCCCCCAGAUGCACCCCAGUGUGAGUGUGAUGUGAUGACCCAAAAUGUAGCAUCCAGGCUAAUGUGUAGCACAGUCAUCAGCAUGUAAAGUAAGCCCCACUGAGCUUGAUGGAGCUGAAACCCCUUGGAAUCGUGCCUGGGGUUGCACUUUCGUGGUAGAAUUUUCUGCUGAUUUAUAUAUUUAUUAUUCGUUUAUGAAAAGCGCAUCAACCACACUCUUUGUUGUGAAUAAUUUCAGAGCAAGUGUCAAGUUAAAAUGUAGAGUGUCUACAUAAAACACUAGAAACACCGGGGGGAAUAAAAAUACAGCCGGAAUAACAACAACAACAAGUGAUUUGACACUAAAUGCCCAUGAAACCCAGUAGGAUGUCACCAGGAGCAAAAUCCAGCACAUCCUGGUUCAGGAUGGGGCAGGGCUAAAAGCAGGUUUACCUUCUUUGCAUACAGAUUAACAGGAGAUAUGUGCACAAUUCAUUAAUGGGUUGCAAAGUGACCUGAGGGAUCCUUCUCCAACUCUGUCUUCCUGGUUCCCUUCAAAAGCAACUGCAGUGGCCUACAAGUGCCUAGCUAGUGCUGCCACCACCACCACAAUCAUUCAAAACGACGUUAUAGCAAGUGCCUCUGGGAACAAGAGGACUUGAUGACAUGCCAUUGUUCCCAGAGGGAGUUGACGGGGAGGACAUGGCUGCCCCUGUGACCUUUCUGCUGGAGAUUCUGAGAAGGAGGUUAAACCCCUGAAUCUCCCGGUCAAGAAAGAGAUGGGUAAAUCUGUCAAACAUGGUCUCUCAUUUUUUCAGUCUUCGGUUCUCCACAUUCGCACAUCACCUUGCUUAAAAAAAAAAAAAAAGUCUUCAUGAAAAUUCACCAGCAUUUUGAUAUAAAUUCUCCUCAUAUAUACAUGUUUGUAUGCAAUUUUGCCAAGCCCCCAUUUGUGCAAAGCCAUUUCCCCUUUUCACAAAUGUAUGCCCUUUCAUACAUACUUUACCCCUGUAUAUGCAUUUUUGUACCCGUUGCUUGCUUGGCGAACAGCGUGGCAAAAUUGGGAGAUGUGCGAAUUUCGAAGAAUGGCUACCUCUGGGUCCUCAGAUUGUUUCGGAAAUUGCAGAUUAGGUAGAUUUGCCUUUGGAUUUGAACGGUGUUGAAUUUCUCCCCUAUUGCUAGGGCAAACCCUGAGAGCUAAUAAAGUACUUGAACAUGUCUGCUGGUCAUUAUUAGACUUGUGCUUUAAAAAAAACCUUGCUGGUGGAGCAGCAGGAAUUCUAACACUUGCCAUCUAAGUAUUGGGAUAAACGGCUCAAUUUCCUUUACAGAAAGCCUCACGGUGUUGUAGCAACUUGUCCAACAAAAUGAAGUGGGAAAGUACAGGCGACUGAUGCAAUAGUACCUGCUACAUAGAUAGUCCAGGAUCACAGCAGUGUCGUCCUGUCUGUUCCUCUUGCAAGCAGAGCGUGGGGCAGCCAGAGUGGAAGUGAACAUGGAAGUUUUAAAAGGGAGAUUCAUUUUUAAAUCCGUUUGAUGUUGGUUAGCUAUCUCCCUGUUCAAACACAGGUGCCUGGGACUUCCAGCAGCCCAGCCACCCUAGCCAAAGUAAACAUUGGCAGAGGAGGGCUGGUCCAUGUUAUCCACCCCCCCUUCUUUUAGAAACUAAAUGCAGUGCUGGUGAAAGGUGUUGGUUUGACAGCUGUAGAGAACGAAGGCCUUUGUCUACAUACGGCACUGUGGAGCAGACAUCCGCUCGCACUGUUUUGUUGAUAUGUCUCAUCCUCUGAUCUCAGUGGGUCUGUCUAAAAGGAAAACGGGACAUAUCCAGUCCUUGGUAGUCUCUCAUCUGCCCCAUAAGGGCCUUUGCUAUGUAUCUUCCUCCCAAGUGUGUGUGAAUCUACAAUAGGUAAACAUUCACCAUAAACAGGCAUACCUUUUAUGGGGCAACUCUGAAGGCCUUUCCAAAUAAUUUGUUCUAGUGCAAAAAGGCAUAGUGGUUUAUAGGUCACCAGUUCCCUGCUUCAUGCCUGAUUUGCCUCAUUAUUGAAUUUGCAUGUUUUAAAUGCAUUACACACUGUGGGGUGUGCUGCCUUAGUGUAAGACCAAAGGUAAAUUUUCAUGACAAUUCUCGGUUAAACUGUCCAAGGACCUCCAAAUUAGGAAGUAAAUAUGUGAAGUUUCCAGCUCUAGUUGAUGCAAUAUUUAUUGCUUGCAACAAAUUCCUGUUUUCUUCUAAAAGAAAGAAAGAAAGAAGCUAUAACAAGGAAGUUGCUACAUGUGCAGUAAAAUGGAUGUAUAUCACCAUGGUGCAGUAAACUGCAUAAGAAAAUGUGGAGAUAACAUUUUGUUUGGACGCCUGCUUCCUAGUUUCUACUAGGUUCUUGUCCCAAGGUUAUCAUCAAUAGGCAAUAAAGGUUUGAUUUAUGUCCUACUGUAAGUGUGGGCGUGUGUGUUUAGAUUUAGGAUUUUGGUUGAGCGAGCUACAAGGACGUAGGCCUGAUUUCUCCAGCAGGUCUUGUUACUGAAAGAUGGCACACCAAUGGUAGUAGUAAGUGGAGGUAUGCUUCAUUACCAAUGAAAGUGUUUUUUUGCACAAAAGCCACAUUGACUCAGAGCACAUUAUAAUAUAAUUUGAAAUGUUAAAGCGGGUGCAAUAUUGCAGAUGAUGAUGAAGAAGAAGAGUUUGGAUUUGAUAUCCCGCUUUAUCACUACCCAAAAGAGUCUCAAAGCGGCUAACAGUCUCCUUUCCCUUCCUCCCCCACAACAAACGCUCUGUGAGGUGAGUGGAGCUGAGAGACUUCAAAGAAGUGUGAAACUAAAAGCUGAUUUAUACAUACAGUGGUACAGUGGUGCCUCGCAAGACGAAAUUAAUCCGUUCCGCAAGAGUCUUCGUCUAGCGGUUUUUUCGUCUUGCGAAGCAAGCCCAUUGACGGAUUAGCGCUAUUAGCGCUAUCAGCUGUUUAGCGGCUAUUAAAGGCUUAAAGGCUUAGGGAUUAGCUGCUAAAAGGCUAUUAAAGGCUAUUAAAGGCUUAGCAGAUUAGAUAAAGGGGGAAAAGCGAAAAAAAUCUCAAGACUCGUAAGGUAUUUUCUGUCUUGCGAGCAAGCCCAUAGGGGAAUUCGUCCUGCGAAGCAACUUCAAAACGGAAAACCCUUUCGUCUAGCGGUUUUUCCGUCUUGCGAGGCAUUCGUCUUGCGGGGCACCACUGUACAUCUAGUUGCAGACACAAUCCGUUCAGGACACCCUGAAAAGUCUGCAACAAGAGCGGCGCUUCUUUCCAUGCUUUGCUGGAAUUGCUUAACAUUAAAUGUAAGAAACCUGGAUCCUAAUGAGAUCAUUCAGCUGCUUAAUAUUUUGCUCAUAGUUUAUAUGCUUAAUAUUUCGCUCAGCUGCCCAGCCAGGGCCUAAUCAAAUGCAAACUCAAAUAGGAAUGUCAGAGAAGUCGGAUGAAAACUGAAAAAGAAGUAAGGGGAAAUUGCUGCAGUUUGUGCACUUCUCUCUCUCUCUCUGUGUGUGUGUGCGUGUCUAGGGUCAGGAUAGAAAUUGGUCCAGCAAAUACGAUCAGUAUUCAUUCAUAGCACCAUCAUUGUUGUUGUUGUUUCUAAGUCCACAAAUGAUAUGUAAUAAAUUACUUUUUUAAACAUUGUUUUGACAUUUCCUUUACACUGAGCUGUGAAAUCCAGCCAGAUGGGCAGAGUAUAAAUAAUAAAAUUAUUGUUAUUAUUAUUAUGCCUACAUUGCAGGGCUUGGACUAAAUGAACUUUGGUAUCACCUCCAAUAUUCUAUUGUUCUAUGACUUACAUUAAAUACGGUAGCAGGCAGCAAGAGGAAUAAUGUAGUAUUUGGCAAGAACCAAACUGCAGCUGAACGGAAGCAGCACCAAUGGUGAUGAAUGGAGUCCAGAACAGAAAUUGCUGCCUCCUUACAUCCCUGUACUCCGAGCUUCUAGAAACUGGCAAUUCAAAACAGAUUUGAGCAGCUUACAGAAAGUGCUUUUAUUUUUUGGAUAUAGGAGGGAAACAAGUGAAAAAUGCUAUCUAACAUUGUUAAGCAGGGGACUGUGGAAUGUUAAAUGCACCCAUGCCACAAAGGAGAUGGGAAGAAGAUUCACAAGAGUGGGAAAUGUUCGGGUUUAACAGGACAUGUUUAUGAUACAUGUGUUAUCACACAAUACCCUAGAUUGGGGGAGAGUUUCUAUGACACUUGGUCAACUUUUUGAUUUUAUUUUUUUAAUAAAAGAAAGAAAUGUUUUCAUUGCAACUCAUUUUCCCCCCUCCCAGCUGAUGCCGGGGGUCCACACUCUCCCUUUCUUCUACAUCUGGUUUCUAUUGUAGUUGUAAAAUGAGGACAUUUUGGCUGCCUGGCACAACUAGCAGAAACUGUGUGACACCAGCUGCCUCUUCCAACUUCCAAGCCUUGAAUAUGGUUUCAAUUAUAGACAUGAGAAGAUUGGGACAUGGAGCUCCAUCCCUUUUCCUCCCUGCUGCCUACAUAUGCUUUCCUCCUUCUCCCCCCCCCCCCCAGAAACAACUGAAAAGUUCUUAUUCAAAGUUCAUGAAUUUUCCAUUUACAUUUCCACACGUAUCAUGUGCGGAUCUUGCUGCAAAUGGAUCUGAGUUUCGUUUUCUUUCCGCACAGGACCUCUGCAGACUAAUCAGAAAUAAAUUAUCUCAGGACCUACCAUGUAGUGAUUACCAUCUUAACCCCACCUCCUGCUAGCACUACCUAAUGUGUCAGAGAGCAAUGCUACUUCUGGAUUUGGGCUCUCCUGAAAGAGAACAUUUUUUGUAUUCUUCGUUCGUACAAUCAAUGCACUGAGGAGCUGGGCUCUGCAGGAAAUUGAUGCAUAGCCCUUUCAUCUCCAGGGACUUGAGGUCAGGACUGUAACUUUUGGUCAGAAGCAAAAAUGAGUCCCUGGUGGAAUUUUUUUUUUUUACAUCACAAAACCACUGCAUAGUCUGACAAAAUAGGCUGUUUUCUGUAGAUUUCAAGGACUGGGAGGGCAGGAAAUGGGGUGUGUGGAGUUAGGGGAGGGAGUUGGCUGCAGUGGUGUGGGAAGUGUAGAGUUGGGAUGCCAAAUUUGGCAUUGCAGGUCAAGGCUGUGGCAAACUAGAAAGAAGAUGGGUAAAGGAUGAUGAAAGCAAAAUAAAUUGGCACCAGAAUAACAAAGAUCUCUCUUGUCGGGUUGGAGGGGAGCAGCAACCAUGAUGUGGAAAGCGUCAAAUUGGGGAAAGGAGAACACAGUUUUUGUGUGUGAUGCCAUUCUAACCCACCCCAAACUUGUGGUUCCAGAAUGCUUCACAUCAGGCAUUUAAAGUGCUAUGAUACCACUUUAAAUGGUCAUGGCUUCCCCCAAAGCAUUCUGGGAGGUGUAGCUACAAUUCUCAGGAUUCCCUGGGGAAAAGGAUUGAUUGUUAAAGCUCUAGAAAUUGUAGCUCUUUGAGAACAGGGAUCUCCUAAACAACUCUCAGCACCCUCAACAAAUGACAGCUCUGAUCAUUCUUUGGGGGCAAGCCAUAACUUGUGGUAUUGUCAGGAUGCUGUUAGCAGCUCCCGGCUCGUUGCCCAGGAAAGUAUAAAGACAAGGAAAAGUUUCUUACAGUCCUUUUUUAUUUCAAUCUUUACAGAGAGAGGCUAUAGAACCUAGCCUCUUGGAUAAUGGUGUUGUCCUAAGUGAAUCUCCAACCCCCCGUCUCUUCCGCUUCCUCAUUCAUCAAUCUCAUCAUCUCUCUUAUGGGUGCUGCUAAGUGCCCUCUGUCUUCAAGCUCUUUGCUCUCCUACUUUUAAGGCUCGCCGGGUUCUGAGAGAUGGUGGGUCUGGAAUAUUUUCUAAUGACAACGUGUCAGCCAGGUGUUGCUCUGGCUCUCCCAUGAUUUCCCAACUUUCCCCCUCAUCUGCCUCUGAGCUGUGACCUUCGGCAAACCACUGUUGUAAAUCUAUACUGUCUUCCUCUUCCUCCUCCCUGGUAGGGUCAGGAUGGGGAGGCGGUCGCCACCAUUCCUCUUCUGCCCAGUCCCUGGCAGGUAUCAUUGCAUUUUAAGUGGUAUCAUAGCAUUUUAAAUAUAUGGUGUGAAUACGGCCAUGGUACCCUUGCCUGCGUAACGAGGCCUAGUGUAGCCUCAGGGUUAUCUAUAGGUUGUGCCAGGCGCCUCCUGCAUCCCUUGAUGCCAAGAUUAGUCCCUGCAAUUUUGCUGCAAAAGCCAAGAUGAUAUCUUUCCCCCAUUCCAUUUACAGAAGGCAACAGGACUGGCAGCUGAAUCUUACUUCAAGCUUGGUGACAGGAUACUUUCCUUCACUGUACCUGAAAGAGCAGGAUAGUUCAGGGCUCCAGACCAGGCUUUGUGGCAUAUUUAAGUGUGUCCUCCUAACAGAGAUCAAGUUAGGAAAUCUGGCUGGUUUUUACUGAACAGGAAAAGGGGGAAAUGCAAGCAUCUGAAAGAAAACUCAAGGAAGCAAUUUGUAUAUUCCACCUGGCUCUUACCUUGGUUCUGUUUGUAGGGUGGAUGAAAAUAGCCUCCUUAAACUGGUUUGUGUGAGGUUCAUUCACAGUGCUUGAGGGUAUUGUUGACCUAAGUUGCUUCUUAAGAGAAUAUGUGUUCUGCAUAAGAUAAAAUAAAGAGGUUUCAGUAUUCAGUGUAAUCCCAUUUCCUGCUGCGAAUUUAUGCUCUCACCGAGUAGUAAGGAAAGAAAUGAUUCGCAACGAUUUCAGAUGUGUGACUGUUAUUUUUCUUUCUUGAUAGCCGCAUUAUUCGGAUGACAGGUUUAUGGACAGUAGAAAACUGUCGCAUGUAGAUCCUGUCAGUUUAUAAAAUGUACUUUUCAGGAUUUCUGAGCUCUUAAACUGUAACUGUUUUAUCUUCAAUGGAGCUGACCUACUCCAUUUGUUUCAUUGAAGCCUGAAAUAAUAAUAAUAAUAAUAAUAAUAAUAAUAAUAAUAAUAAUACGAAGCUAAGGUCUACAGUUGCAAGAAUAUUGUUUACCGGCAGGGUAUAAUCUAAGGAUGAUUUCACCUAGAGGUUCCCCCCCCCGCUUCCAUUUGGGAUAUGUUCAUUCAGCAUAUCCCAAGACCUUUGACUCAAAUGAACAACCUGAACUCAUUUCUUUCCUGCCCGUGGCACAAAUGUGGGAAAACACAGAUUUUAUGCAGACAGCAUAAGCCACAUAGGAGAAGAAACGAUGUGAGCACCCUUUUUGUACCAUCCAUACUUCACGUCAUGCUGGAUCCAAUAUUUGUAGUUGUGUGCCAAAGCAAGGGUGCCAGCACUGUUUGUGGAUUGGGCCCUCUCACCCCCUCACAUACAAUUUGCAUAGGCUUUGUAACAUAAGCAAAUUUGUGUUCUCUUUUGCAGAUGGAGUAGAGGAUCCAAAUAUAAACCAGCAGCCAUGCAUGCAAUAGAAUGCCUAAAUGUGAACGGGUGAAGCUUUCCCCAUAUUUGUAUUUCCUUUUUAGAAAGGCUUAGCCUGUUGAAUUUCUGCCUACCCCACAGCUGCUACAGGCUCAAGAGCUAUGGUUUCCCCAAAUGCCAACUGUAAACCAAAGCCUAGGCUGCCAUUCUGUGUGGCUUCACCUGGUAGCAAGCCCUAAUAAACACAAACAAAAUUACUUCUCAGUGGACAUGUGUACUACUGUACUGCAGGUUAAUUAUACAGGGAAUUCGUAACGAGUGCCUGGAGACAUAAGCCUCUUUGCAAAGUUUUUUCACGUUGAGAGCCAGUGUGGUGUAGUGGUUAAGAGCGGUAGUCUCCUAAUCUGGGGAACCGGGUUCGCGUCUCCGCUCCUCCACAUGCAGCUGCUGGGUGACCUUGGGCCAGUCACACUUCUUUGAAGUCUCUCAGCCCCACUCACCUCACAGAGUGUUUGUUGUGGGGGAGGAAGGGAAAGGAGAUUGUUAGCCGCUUUGAGACUCCUGAAGGGGAGUGAAAGGCGGGAUAUCAAAUCCAAAUUCUUCUUCUUCUUCUUCUUAUUUUGGUAUUAAUUCAUAUUUAUGUAUGUUGGGCAGGUGCAAGUGUGGAGAUCUCCUUAGAUUUUACGGUUGUUGUGCAUGUGUGUAUGGAAUAGUGUAUAAGAUAGACAGUAAGGACUGACACGAUCCGAGACCAGGAAGAAGAGACGUUGGAUGAAGAUUGGAAAAAAUUAUAAAUAAAAACUUUCUAUUUGGGGAAUUAGCUUAAAAUUAAUGAAUAUUAGGGAAAAUGUUGGAAUGAAACUAUAUGACUCUAGCAGAAAUGAUAUCAGGAGUUAUGUAUAUUUGAAAACUAAGAUUUAAGCCUUAAGGUAUUUUAGGGUAAGAUAAGGUUAAACAAACUAAGGUAAUUUGAAUAACAGAAUAUGGGGAAAGAUGGAAAGGAUUUGUUGAGCUAAUUAUUAGGUUAAAUUGUUAAGAUAAAAUUUGUAACAAAAAUUGAGAAAGAUGGAAAGAAUUUGCUGAAAUAACUAGUUGAACUGGAAUGCAAGAAGGGAGGUGUGAGGAGGUCAAUGAAACAAGCAAAUGGAAGUUAUAGAUAUGUAAUUUGGGAUUUGUGGGUUUUUUUCUGUCUUCCUUUUUUCUUUUUUUCUUUUUUCUGUACUGUUGUACUGUUGUACUGGUUUUUGCGUUUUCUUUUUUCUCUUUUUUAUGUAUUAUUGUGUUGUUUUUUAUAUAUUUUUUAUUUUCUAUGAUUUUGAAACUAUUAAUAAAUAUUAUUUUAAAAUAAAUAUAAGAGACAGGGGAACGAGUAGGCUUCCGUAAAUGAAGUAUAUUGUUGGAAGCUUCAGCUGGUUAAUCUGUUUCACAUUGAAUGUUUUCUUCAUUUUUACCUCAGUAUUUGGUUAAAUAGGAAAUAAUAUUUUUGUUGCAGGAUAGUUUUGCUUGUUUACCCCAUGAUAUGAUUGUUUAGUUGUCUAUUGGACCUGCUUAUAUGAUUUUGUUGUUUUGUAUAUUGUUUUUUUCCUGGGUUUAUUUUUAUUACUUUAAUAAGAAAACAUUUAAUGAAGAGUGGGCUAUAAAUACUGCAAAUAAAUACCCCCCCUUUAUUGGAAGCCACUCAGAGAUUGCAAUAUUCUUAGGUGGCAUAUGAAUGCAACAAAUAAUAAUAAAAUAUUCUUUAUUCAUCAGCUUUUGGCCAUUGUAAAUGAUCAUAAAAGGUAAAGGGUCCCCUGACCUUAGGUCCAGUCGCGGACGACUCUGGGGUUGCAGCGCUCAUCUCGCUUUAUUGGCCAAGGGAGCCGGUGUAAGGCUUCCGGGUCAUGUGGCCAGCAUGACUAAGCCGCUUCUGGUGAACCAGAGCAGCGCAUGGAAACACCGUUUACCUUCCCGCCAGAGCCGUACCUAUUUAUCUAUUUGCACUUUGAUGUGCUUUCGAUCUGCUAGGUGGGCAGGAGCUGGGACCAAGCAACGGGAGCUCAUCCCAUUGCGGGGAUUUGAACUGCCGACCUUCCGAUCGGCAAGCCCAAGAGGCUCAGUGGUUUAGACCACAGCGCCACCCUUGUAAAUGAUCAUAUUAUGGCAUAAAAGGCAAUUCAAGCUGAGGACCCCAGGGAAAGACCUCCCUUUUGUGCUUAAUCCUUCCUUUCUUUCUUUCUUUCUUUCUUUCUUUCUUUCUUUCUUUCUUUCUUUCUUUCUUUCUUUCUAGUUCCCCCGGUACUGAAGAGCUGCGCAGAGUUCAUAGAGACACACGGAAUUGUGGACGGAAUCUACCGGCUUUCUGGAGUGACGUCCAACAUCCAGAAACUGAGGUGAGGUGAAUAAGAGAACCAAAUGCAAGAAAGGCCCAGUGUUAACCAUCCAUUGCGUUAGAACAGCAUAUGAACAUGCCUGGAUUGAGGGUGGCUGGCUUUCGGUGGAUAGAUAGCAACCCGGCUAUGGCAAGCCAACUCCAGAGUAGCCUUAAAGCUCACGAUAAACGAGUUUAUAACCAGAGCUAAGUCAUUUGAACUUUACAGGGCAUUUGCAAUGCAGAUUACCAAUGUGUCCAACUACCCUCCUGUGCAGAUGGACUCUGGAUCAUAGAGCACAGGCUUUGAGAAAACUCAUUCCUUUCUUCAAAGCUCAUUUCGUUAUUUUUGAAGAUCUACUUGAGGUUUAUCCUCAUGGCUUCUGUGUUUUAUAGGUGUUAGAUUAUGGGAGUAAAUCCUGCCCUGCUCCUUUCCCCCUUAUAGUAUAACUAAGGCCUAUAUAUGUACGUUACAGGUUAAACCCUCACUCAAGUUUCCUGCUGCAGGAAAGGGGUGAAUGGAUGAUGAUAGACAGUGCUGACUUGCUUAUGAAUAUACUCAGCUAGGUCUCUCUCCAUUCCUAAAAUAAAAAUGGGGGGAGAAAAAACACAAAUUGAACGGGUUGUUCCUGCAAAGGCGCUUGUGUACAGCGUGUGUAAUUGGGCCUUCUGUGAACCAGCCCUAAGACCAUUGCAAAAUUCUGGCCACCAGCUCGGCGGUGGCUUAUCGUAGAUAAUCUUCAUGCAAAUGGCAGUUAAAACAUGGAAAUGAUGUCUAACUAGCAUAUGCAGAAUCCAUACAGCCCUCAAGGUUAUGAUAGGUUUCCAUGGUGAUUCUUGGUGCUGAGCAGGUUCCCCGUCACUGAGGUAAUACAUUAUCAGAUCUUUGCAGCCCAAUCAGUACACCUUUUUUAGCCUUUGUCUGGGCAGAAAUCAAGAUGCAAAUUGAUUCCAUCUCUUGCUCGUUAAACCCACUGUACCUCCUCCAUCUCUGUUGUUUCAGGCAAGAGUUUGGAUCAGAUCAAUGCCCAGACCUGACAAGGGAAGUUUACCUCCAGGACAUUCACUGUGUGGGCUCACUCUGCAAGUUAUACUUCAGGGAGCUACCAAAUCCCCUCCUCACGUAUGAGCUCUACAAGAAAUUCACGGUGAGAUGUUUUCUGCUAUGUCUCCAUUCCUGACAGGCCUCUUCCACUCUUUGACCCACACCAAACUUUUAUCACUGUUGGAGACUUCCAGGUUGGCGCCUCCGGCAAUGGCGGAGCUCCUCCGUUCGGGAGGAACUUGCUCCGUGAAAAACGGUCUGACCGCCACGGCGAAGGUGGAGACCCAUUGAAAUCACAAGCGGGAGAACUUGUGAACCUGGGAUUCGGCUGGCACCUUUUGCGCCUCCCCUACUCGUGGGGAAACCCUGUUUUGGGGUUCCAGAGCGAUGUGGGGUGAGUGGCGCGGUGCUUUGAAUUGACUGCUUUUUUCACGGAGUGAAGCCGCAUUGCUGUUGCCGGAGAGCGCUGACUUUUUCCUGUGGACAAUUGGAUUUUAAACAACUACUCGUGAGUAAAUCGGAAAAUUGGAUUUUUAAAUACUUUAAUUUGGCACUGAAGCGGGAGGUCAUAAACAGGAAGUCCGCCUUCCGUUUUUGUAAAUAGACUGAAGCAAAGACGUUAUAAGUUAAAGUCUUUGAAAGCUUUUGGCAAAGGAUUAAAUUUCCAUCGGUUUAAAAUACAAAACCCCCCUUGGAAGCAGGAGAAGAGGGGGAAAUUUUGGAUCUAGUGAGCCUGCAGGAGAGAGUGAAAAAUCAAAUUACCACUGCUCUGAACCUGGGAACGGACUGCCAGAUGACGUUUGGAGAGAGUGCAUUUGACAGAACGGAUUUGACAGCUAGCUAAAUAAGAGUAAGAUACUGUUUCCAUUGUCCUCCUCUGCGUUUAAAAAAGAGGAAAAGUAACUGAAAAUUUAUCUUUAAAGCUUGAGUUGUGCCUGAAAGAACUGAUACAAGUGGAGACUGUUUCCCUCUAGAGGGAGCUUUUGAAACUGUUACAGGAGUGUAACUGGGGGAUUUCCAGCUGCAGAUAAGGAUUCUGAGAACUAGAGAGUGACCUUGGACCAUUUAAAAAUGUUGACAGGAGAGGCCAUUGUGACUGUUUUAUGUAAGAUAAGCUGUUCGCUGGGACAGCUUCACAAGAAGAUGGAUGACAUGACUUUUAAAGUUGAUAAUUUGGAACAGAAAGUGACUAACUUGAGUCAAAAAGCGAACACCAACACAGAAAUAAUUCAGGACUUGGUACAGGAAUCCAUUUUGGCAGGACAAAUGGUGGAGGAGAAGGAGGAGAAGGAGAAUGCUGCUGUUGUUGAACAUAAAGUAAUACAAGUGAGAUCCGUGGCUUUACAGAAGCAAAUUGAGGACUAUAAGUUGAGGCCUUUUAUGAUUGAAUCUAGGAAAAGUCAGACUCUGAGGAAUGGAUCCCGGCUUGGACUAAAGAAGGAAAGUUGGAAAGAUCCCUCUAUGCAGGGAUUAACUGACUUUUGGGACAUGGACUUGGGCCUGGAGGAGAUUGAAGUUUUGGGGGCCUUUGGACUUGGAGGAAUCUUGAAAUAUGCCCUGAAAUACUUUAUGGACUGUAGCUUUAACUAUGGAAAUUUGGCUGAUCUGUUCAGAAGGAAGAAAAGGAUUGACAGGUUGGAGUUUCCCCGAGAUUUGCUCUUUAGCAUUAAAGAAAAUGAAGAAGACUUGCAGAAGGGACUUGGAAAAGAGUUAAGAGCCUCGGACAUAAAAUCACCAGGUUGAUGGACUUUAUGGAGUUGACGGAAAGGACUGGCAGAAUCCGAAACCAGGGAGAGGAGAUGGUGGAAGAAGAUUGGAAAAUUUAAAGUUUAUAUAUAGACUUAUGGUAAAACUAAUGAGUGAUAGUAAAAUGGUGGAAUGAUUUUUAUGGGCUUAGCAGAAAUGUUAUAAGGAGUUAAGCAUAUAUAAGUAUUUUAGUUUUAAUGGAAAAUAAGGUUAAAAAUACGUUAUUUACAAUAUGAUAGAAAAUGGAGAAAGAUGGAAAGGAUUUGCUGAAACAAUUAAUAGAAGUGGAAUACAAAAAGGGAGGUGAGAGGAGGUCGAGGAAACAAGGGAAUGAAAGAUAGAGUACGGAAAAGAGAUGAUGUAUGUUUUUAAAUUGUUUUUGUUUUGUUUCAUUUAGGGUUAAGGUUAGGGAGUGGGGUUUGUUUAGUUUAGUUUAAUGUGUUUAGUUUUGAGUUUAGGUUGUGUUUUGCAUUGUUUAUAUAUUGUAUUGUAUUGUUUUUUUCUUUUUUCUUUCCUCCUUUGUCUUUUUUCUGGUUUUUUUUCUGUUUUCUCUUUUUGUAAUCUAUAAAAGUAAUAAAUAUUAUUUAAAAAAACAAACAAACAAAUUUUUAUCACUUUUGGGCUUUCCUUAUAGGCUGUACUGCCAUUGUGGAAGUCCAGGGCCACGUUCACGCAAUGCAGUUAAAGCACUAUGAUAUCACUUUAAACAUUCAUGGCCUCCCCAAAGAAUUCUGGGAGCUGUAGUUUGCAUGAGAAAAGUCCUGCCCCCCCCCAAGUUGAAUAAAGACACUUGACACCAGUAUUUUAGGUUAAUGGGCUAAAAAAGGCUACAACUUUAUUGGUUACAGAUUGUGAGCGGUAUUGGCUUAGGCAUUGGAGCUAACCUAUUAUAUCUGACUCCUGCCUGUGUGCAGGGAGUCCUGGAAGUGUGAAAAGGGGAGAGCUCCCACCGGCAUCCUGCUUAAAUUGAGCAGGCCACACCCUUGGAGUGACCUGAUUGGUUGCCUGGGCAGUGACGCAACUGGGAACCCCCCAAUCAUGUGGAACUGUCCACAUCCCCUGCUCCGCGCACAUGGAAGGGUCAUGAGUACCUGCAACCCCACCUCCUCCUUAAGGUGGAAGUGGCCUUGUUAAAGGUGCUGUCAGUUGUCAGGAGAUCCCCAACCACACUCACAGAAUUACAAUUCCCAGAGUUCCUUGGGAAGAGGAAUUGAUUGUUAAAUCACUUUACACAUGUGUCAUAUACAUAAAGCACGUUUAAAGUACAUGGCUUCCUCCAAAGAAUCCAGGGAACUGUAGUUUAUUCCUCAUAGAGCUGCAGUUCCUGGCUCCCUUAACACACUAUAGUUCUCAGGAUUCUUUGGACAGGAUUCUUCUAUAGGAAGAGUAGCUCAGUUGGCAGAGUAUAAGACUCUUAAUCUCAAAGUCGUGGGUUCAAGCCCCACGUUGGGCAAAAGAUUCCCACAUUGCAGGAGGUUGGACUAGAUCAGGGUUUCCCAUACUUGGGUCUCCAGCUGUUUUUGGACUAACGAUAGGUCUUGGAUGUGAAGAAGUUGGAGGCUACUGGAAUAUAGUAGCACACUGAAAUCCUAAUAAAGGACUGCCUGCAAUUUGUUUUUAGGAAUAUUUUAAAAACAAUUUCAGUUAAUUAUAAAGGCCAUACAGUAAUGGUCACAAGAUCAAUGCAAUAUCAAAGAUUUAAAAAUGAAAUAAAAAUUGGGCUCCACACAUUUUUUGCCACCAGAGCCAUUUUCAGUUCUGGGAAUUCAUAAUACACUAUUUCUGUUCAUAAAAAUUUUCCAAGCAGGGCUUGGGUAACUUCUCUUUUUUAAAAAACUUUCUUUCACAAUUCUUAUACCAGUGGAUUCUUAUUAUAAUUUUAUCAGCAGGGGCUUUUACUGUCACUUAAUCCAGUGCAAAAUGGGUGAAAGCAGCAUAUUUUCUGGUGGCACAGCUACUUUCUCCUCCCUGCUUAGGCUGAAGUUAAUGAGUCAAGGUGCACAGCAGUGGAAAAUCAGGUUCAAAAUUGUCAUGCCAUGAAUGCAGAGAGUGGGUGUAGGUGGAAACUGUCCAAGCAGAAAUCUUCAAACAACUUUAAUGCAAAAUGUAAUGACUUGAUUCAGGAGGGGGGAAAUGAGUACAGAUUAGCUCCAAAGUUGUGAGCAGGUUGGAGGAGCCAUAGCAAUAGGCCAGAAGUUCUGUUGUCAAAAUCUGCACUGUGCAGCUGUUCCUUGGUCCUGUAAUAGGGUCAACAAAUGUAAUAAUUAUCAUAAGUAUUACAGAGGCAAGAUGUCAAUUAGCUGAACAGUUAACACCAAUACGGUUGUUUGACCAGAUGUUUUCUCAGCCAGGAACUCACUCAGUAGAGUCCAAAUGCAGUUUGGAUAAUCACCUUCCAAGAGGUCUCAGAGAUAAGGGCAUAAUUUGAACCCUUCUGCCUCCUUCUAUUCUCUACUAUCCUGUCACUGAGAGCAGCAUUCCUUCUUGUCAUGACUGACCAUGCAGCCCAUCGCCAUAACAUCAGUCCCUCGGUGUGACCUUUCCCUUUCAAGGGCCCCUCUCCCAGUGGAGGCUGGUUCAUCACAGGGCAGAUAGGGCACUGCCCCACCAACAUUAGUUUCCCUUCAGCCAGCUCCUACUUGCUUGCUUUCUUCCUUACAUCCAGUCCAGAGAGUGGCACCGCCUGCCUGCCUGCCUGCUUCCUUCCCUCCCCUGAGUCUCAGUAGUGCCUUUGUAGAAGGUGGGGACAAAACUAGAAAUACUUGGCUCUGCCACCUUCUGUUAGUCACUUUCUACCUUGCCAAUCCUAAUGGGCAUCAACCACCACUUCCAUUCACUCGUCACUUCUGAAUUGACCAAGGAACUGUAAGCUCAUACCGCUUUGGACUUCACCUUGUCUUACUGCUACCAACUCUUAAGGCAGCUGUUGCACACCAACCCAAUCUCUGAGAGGUGCAAGAUUCCAGGUGUCCCAGGUGCUUACUUAGGGUUAAGUUUCUUCAGAAUGGUUUAUUUACGCAUAUAUGCAGCCUGUGCCUACGGUGGAGGGACUCACAGCAUUAAUACCCCAAGAAGGUCUUGCUUCUUCCAUAGCCACAGCUUUGCAUUCCAGCAGAAAUCAGGCAUGGCUCUGUCUCACAGGCUUCAGCACACACACCAACUCCAAACUUAGUCUUUCUAACCACCAGUUAGAACAGAGCCACUUCCUUAAUGGCUUAUACUUAGAGGGCUGUUACCAAGAAAUGUGUCUGGCUGUUACGGCAACUUGAAUCCUUCCUUAGAUUUAAACACUUGCUGGAUCCAGAAAUUAGAAGGGUCCCAGGCAUACAGUCUACCCUCAGGCAUAAUCAGAGCAGCCUUUGCCAACCUGGUGCUCUCCAGAUGUGUUGGGCUAAAAACUCCCGUCAGCCCCAGGAAAAACAGGCCGGAGUGUGAUGGGCAUUGUGGAGGGCAUUGGGUUGGCUAAGGCUGCUUUAAGUAGCUUGGUUUUCUACCAUAAUUAUUUAUUUAUUGCAAAAGUGACUAAUGUAUACUGGAUGCCAUACGCAGAUUAAAAACUAAGGCUCACAGUGUUGCAGUCAGGUUCACCUGCGUCUGCAGAAUUACCUCUCUACCAGAGAUGGCUGAUGCCCAUUGAGUUUGUUAGGAUGAAAGGCAGGAAGCCAACAGUAAAGGUAAAGGGACCCCUGACCAUUAGGUCCAGUCGUGACCGAUUCUGGGGUUGCGGAGCUCAUCUCGCUUUAUUGGCCGAGGGAGCCAGCGUACAGCUUCUGGGUCAUGUGGUCAGCAUGACUAAGCCGCUUCUGGCGAACCAGAGCAGCGCACGGAAACACCGUUUAGCUUCCCGCCGGAGCGGUACCUAUUUAUCUACUUGCACUUUGAUGUGCUUUCGAAGUGCUAGGUUGGCAGGAGCAGGGACCGAGCAACAGGAGCUCACCCCGUUGUGGGGAUUCGAACCACCGACCUUCUGAUUGGCAAGUCCUAAGCUCUGUGGUUUAACCCACAGCGCCAGCCAACAGUAGGCGGAGCCAAAGCCAAUGGCAGGCAGAGGCUACUAAUUCUUUUUUUUUUUUUGUCCCCAUCUUCCUCUCAGUCUCCCAGCACUGCUGUGCUUGGCCAAGUCACUGGUUUAUCCCAUGUCAUCACAUCUGUAAAAUGGGAUUAAGGGCUUGCCUUGUGAGAAAACUAUGAGUUUUGUUAAACUCUGGGAAUACUGAGUAAUAUGGGACGCUGGGAGAAGUGUGUGGGAAGCAGAAUGCACCACCUCUGUCAAACUAUACAAUCACGUUCCUAAGGUGCUAUUACAGCAAGUAUCUCCAAUCUUGUGCCAUACAAAUUACACUACCUGUAUACAGCUGCCUAAUUAUGGUAGUGAAUAUUUAAUGCAGCAUAGAUUUCUGCUCCCUUUCAUCCCGACACACUUUAUAAGAGAGCUCAUUGAAAAUACAGAAAAUCAUUGCAGGGUUUUCUUUCCUGCAAUGCUCACAAAGUGAUGCAUUGCUCUCUGUUUGUGCUGUUUCCCCUUCUCCCCGCCUCUCAUUUUAGCAAACAUAACUGGUUUUGAAAAUGACAGGAAACAAAGAGAGAAAGAACUGAUAAAAGAGAGAGGAUUUACAGAAGUGAAUUUUUGCAAAUAAGGGACUGUCUCUGGGCAACCCGUUUCCCCCCACUAAAGUGAAAGGUUCAGUGUGAGCUUCAGUUAAGGAACCAGCAUCUUCUUAUUAGCACCAGGUGGGUGAAUCAUUGGUCUGGCUUGGCACAAACAGCAUUUCCCAUGACUGCGUUGCAAGGGACGUGCUAAUGUGCUAUGAGCAAUUAAUUAGGAAACCCAAAGUAUCCACCCACAGCGGAGCAGUGAUGAGUCAAAUAUGAUGGACCUCUAAUCACAACUGGUGCAGAGAAGCAGCAGAAUUGCAUGCCCUCAGGUGCGUCUGCCACCCAUGUAUCUGCAUGAGUCACUGCUUUGAGUGUGCCUUCUUCCUAGCAGGAGACAUGCUCAGAGAACAGCAAUUCAGGACCCAACUAGGCAGGAUGUGAGAUGGCACCUUUGUCUUUAACGUGCAUAUUCCUUUAAAUGCAAACAGUAUUCACAGGGGAGGGGGUGGUAAGUAUGGGGAACAUGCCUCGAGAAGGGGGGAAAUCCUUCCUCUGAAGCUGCUAUUUGCAUAGCCCCUCUUUAUCCUGGCUUUUGACACCUGAGAUGUGGGUUUUCAGGGACCACACUAUUCGUGUGAGUAAUCUGUUUUAACUGUUAUUAAUUUUAAAUUGCUAUAACCUGUUGUAAUUAUUGGUGAAGGGCAGAAAUAACAACAACAACAACAACAACAACAACAACAACAGAGAAAAUCCCCUAUUGGUACCCUAGGUGGGGGUUCUUGCCACUUCUCUGGAGAACAGCCAUAGCUCAGUAGUAGAGCAAGUGGUUUCAGCAGCAGUCCAUGGCAUCUCUAGUUCAUAAGGUUGAUUGGAAAGAUUUCUGCCUAAGACUAUAGAGAGCUCUGCCAGUUGCAGCAUACAACAGUGAGCUAAGUGAACACAUAAUCCAUUGAGUUUCCUAUAUUUGGUGCUCAGCGGGUCUCCAAACGGAAGGUGCAGUGGGCGGGGGAAGUUGAAGAAGCCAGAAAGAUGUUGACCACGUUUAGGCAAUCAUGUCUCAGCUUAAGAGGCCUUUUGGGUAUGUACCCAAUUCCUGCCCUCCUCCCUUGCUACGAGUGAGCAAAUAAGUUAGGAAGUUUUCCCAUGAACUAUCAUUUGAUUUCAGCAGAAUGAUGGUUAGAAGCCAGCAUAAUAAACCAUGGUUUGAAGAUGGCUUAAUAUCCUGCUGUGUUCUGAAGGCAUUAAUCAUAAUUUCCUGGUUUAGACAUAAUUGACUUGUGAUUUUUGCUUUCGGGAAGUAAUGCACUAAUUAACCCUUGAAGUCUUUUUCAGUCCUACAGGUCUUUGACUUUAUGAUUAUUAUUUUUAUUAUUCAGGAGGCAGUAUCGUGCUUCCCAGAGGAAGAGCAGCUGGCCCAAAUUCAAAAUGCCAUCCAGGAACUUCCGCCAUCUCAUUACAGGUAAAAGAGAAACCUGACCUCUAAGCCUUGGCUUCUAAGGUUUAGGGACAAUCUUAGUAAUGAUUAAUGGCAGUUACCUGAAUUACCUAGGGAUUCAGCUGGUGAGUCAACUACUUUAUUUGCACUAGGCGGACUUGAUUCACAUGUUCAAGGAAAGAUGACCCACAGAAUGCACAUGGCAAAUUGUGAAUGAGUUCUGUGCAGUGGUCUUACCCAUAAUAAAGACUGAUCUUAUGUUUCAGAGCUACUCGGGUGUUAGCAGGUCCUUGUAUCUGCUGGGAGGCUAUUGCUGAUUUCGUCACACCCACUUUAAAAUGCAACAAAGACGUCAGGGACCCUUUUAUUUUUUUGUAUUGUAAAACUGCUUUGUAACCAGGAGCUGUGUUGGUGGGGGAGCCACAGCAAUAGCCUCUGAAUAGCAAUGCCACUGCCACUUACCAAAAAAGGGAGUGGUGAGCUUGGAGCUGCAUGUAUGGUGCACCAGUGGAGCCAGUCCAGCACUCUCACCAGCCCCAACCUUGCCACCCCUUCACUGUCUCAGUGCUACUGCUAGGAGGCUGUUGCUGCAGCUCUGAUCCACUUGUAGACCUGCUUCCGAGUUUCACUACUGUAGACGCUGUGGCGGAUAGCAGCACUAGCAGCUGGCCCCAUGCGACUCCCAAGCAAUUCAGGGUAGAUGAUCUUUGCUUCUUCCCUACCUCCUUUCAAAAAUGCAAUUCGAUGGAAAGAGUCGAGAAUUGUGAGAAGGAGCAACAUGGUCUUGGGGCAACUCGGUGAAGAGGGAGAUAAGGAUUGGUAGGAGGAGAAGCAAGGGAUGAUAGAGGGAAAAUAGGGAUGCAAGUGGGGUGAGGUUAUUGGGCUAGCAUGAGUGUCAUGGGUUGUAGCUCUUAACUCAUUUAAGACAUUUAAUGUGGUGCUUUGGGAUGUUGGGCACCUGUCUUCUCUGAACAGACCCAGUUGGCCAAGACAUAACCGCAUGUGCAAGUCUCAAUGUGGGUGUUUUGUUUUUAUCUUUGUCACACCAUUGCAGGACCUUGGAAUACCUGAGCAAGCACCUAACUCACUUAGCAUCCUUCAGCAGCACGACCAACAUGCAUACCAGGAACCUCGCUUUAGUGUGGGCACCUAAUCUCCUCAGGUACAGUAGACGCUCUGAUUCUUUCACAUCGCAAUGCAGGGAGCACUAAGAAUGUCUGUUAGAGUUUGUGAUAAGUUUAAGAACUGGCUAGAGUGAUCCAGCCAGUGGUAGCUUGCAAGGGUGUAUGGAAGCAGUGGUGUUUUCUCAGUGACAACAGCGCUGCAUUGGUUGGGGCAGGAAGGGGGCAAGGUCAGAGGUGCUUGGGUUGAUGAACUCAUCUGACCUCACCAGCACCUCACCCCAACAAGACAGCACCAGCAGGAUGACACCAUUGCCUCCAACCCUGUGCAUGGGCUACUGCUUAAUUCAGCUACUGCUUAAUUCAGCGGUAAGGUAAAAAGGUAAAGGACCCAUGGACGCUUAAGUCCAGGCAAAGGAGACUAUGGGGUGUAGUGCUCAUCUCACUUUCAGGCCAAGGGAGCCGGCAUUUGUCCACAGUAGGCUUUCUGGGUCAUGUGGCCAGCAUGACUAAACACUGUGACGGAAGCCAGAGUGCACAGAAAUGCUGUUUACCUUCCUGCUGCAGCAGUACCUAUUUAUCUACUUGGACUGGCAUGCUUUCAAACUGCUAGGUUAGCAGUUCAACUGUAAUUCAACUGUAGCUUAAACCGACCAUGGAUUGUCCUGGUUAGGGUGGAAGAAAGAGUGUGAUUGGUUGAAAACAGAACCAAAUGGUUAGCACUAAACUAUGGUUUGAUAUUAUAUCGGAACGCAGCCAGUUCCCACAAUUAAGUUUUGCAAUGUUUUAUGAAAAAUAGAAAUAUCUGAUGGGUUUUUCUACUUAUAACAACCCAACACAAUAAGUGAGAGUCACAUGUCAUAUUUGUUUCAACUGGUCUUAUGGACAUGAAGUUCCUGGUCAAUGAUAUCCAUAGUGUAUGUGUAACAGUCAUUUGUGAGCUACUGCUAAAGACAGCUCAGUUGAGGAAUUCUGGUUCAUUUAUGCGAUAGCCUGGCAACUAGAAUAGCAUAAGAAAAAAUAAGGAGCAUUGUCACCUAGCUGAAUAACCGUAGAUAAACUUCCUCAGCUUUUGUAAACUGCUUAGAGGUGCUUCUUAAAAAAAUCAAGCGGUAUAUAAAUUUUGUUAAUAAAAAUAAAUAGCAAAGAAAACAGCUGGUCCUGGGUGGAUAAACUCUCUCAAUCUUUGCAACUGCAAACCAGGCAGAAAAGGUCCCAUUAUAACUGCAAGAGAUGUUAAAUCUACUGAACACCCACAGCUCAAAAUCUUUCAUUUUAUCUAUUGUCCUCUUUCUUUUUUGAUGGGAGUCUAAUUCCCUUUAUAAAUAUAGGUCCCAAGGAGAACAUGAAAGAAGCGGGAGGCACAGCUGUAGUUUCCUUACAUGGCUAUCCCACUGGCAAAAGCCCCCUCUGUGCUUUAUCUCACACUCCAGCCAUUAACUUUACAAAGGAUUCGCUGCCCAGAGAUAAUGUCUUCAGUAACACUUUGGCUUGUCAUGAUAAGGAACAGUUUGUCUGCUACUCUGUUUGGGGGCGGGAGGGGGGAUGUGGGUGGAAGGAGAGAUUGGUUUGUCCAUACCAGCGAGGCGAUGGAGAACAAGAAACAGGCAUUUGGGAAAAGCACAAGGCCCACAAAAUUCGCCAAGAGGAGUUGCGAUGCUCGCAGUUGAUGCUUUCCCUUCCAUCCCCACUUGAUGUUUUUUUGAUGUGAUGGUUCUACUCAGAGAUAAACUAAAUCCGGAGGAUUAGUUUAAGCUGCCCCAGCCCCAGCUGUAACUAGCACCGCUGCAGCUGAAUCACACCAUGCUCUGUCUGCAAAGUGAAAUGGCGUGCCAGGAAAUCCCUUGGCAAGGUAGGCUAGUUAUGGUGGGAGCUGGUAUCUGCAGCUCCUGUGGACCCAGCCCCUCUGAAAGUCCCUUGUGCCAAUUAGAGACGAGGAGGAAUUCAGUUCAGUUUGUGUUUUAAUGCAGAUAUAUACCGUAUUUUUCGCCCUAUAGGACGCACUGUCCCAUAAGGCGCACCUAGUUUUUUGGGGGGAAAUAAAGGGGGGGAAAUCAUUUUUCCCCCAGGCGUGGGGCUGGGGUGGGGGAAGCCCAAGCUUCCCCCGACCCCAGCCCCCAAACAGGCAGCUCUCUGCAAGCUGUGGGAGCCCAGUGCUGGCUCCCGCUGCUUGCUAAGAGGUGUGCGAAGCCUGGACGUGCUGAGCUCAGCGCGGGCAGGCUUCAGCAUGCAGGCAACUCUCCACAAGCAGCGGGAGCCUAGCGCCAGGCUCCCGCUGCUUGCGCAGAGGUCUGCGAAGCCUGGACGCACUGAGCUCAGCGCGCGCAGGCGUCAGCAUGCAGGCAACUCUCCGCAAGCAGCGGGAGCCCAGUGCCGGGCUCCCGCUGCUUGCGGAGAGGUCCGCAAAGCCUUGACGCGCUGGGCUCCCGCUGCUUGCGGAGAGGUCCGCAAAGCCUGGAUGCACUGGGCUCCCGCUGCUUGCGGAGAGGUGCGCGAAGCCUGGAGAGCGAGAGGGGUUGGUGCGCACUGACCCCUCUCGCUCUCCAGGCUUCAGCGAAAGCCUGCAUUCGCCCCAUAGGACGCACACACAUUUCCCCUUCAUUUUUGGAGGGGAAAAAGUGCGUCCUAUAGGGCGAAAAAUAUGGUACCUAAGUGUGGUGUCGUGGUUAGAGUGCUGGACUAGGAGCUGGGAGAGCUAGGAAGCUCACAGGAUGGGUUUGGGCCAGUCGUUCUCUCUUAGCCUAACCUACCUCACAGGGUUGUCAUAAGGAUAAAAUGGAGAGGGGGGGAAACCAUGCAUGCCACCUUGAGCUCCAUGGAGGAAAGGUUGGACACAAGUAAACUAAAGAAAGCAAAUCAAUCAAUCAAUCAAUCAAUCAAUCAAUCAAUCCAUGAACUGAAAUGCAGUCAUGCUCUGAAAUUUGCACUUCUCUGAAUUUUGCACUUCUCUAAAAUUUGUGUUACAGUUCAUCAAUGACAGAAAUGCAUACGUAACUGCAUUUAUUGUGAGAAAGUAUGCAUUGAAAUGCAGACAUUUGUGAAACUGUCAUACAGAAAUACAGAAUAUCAGGCAAAAUUACACACAAAAAUAUGUAUAGUAAGAGGGAUGUGCAGUAAAAUGCUGGUGAAUAUUCAUGAACUUUAAAAAAAUGAAACAAAUGCACAAACGGUUGCAGAAAUGUAGUGAACUGAAUUUAAUAUUAGAAAAAGAAAUGGACACAUUUGCCCUUCCCUAGUCCCAAUGUCCUAUGUCACAUCAGUGCCUCGGAAAACACCAGGUCUUUUGAGAGUAUAAAAUGCUUCUUAGACAGCUUGCAGCAGUAUCAUUUCCAGACAGAGGCUUCCAUUCCCUGCCCUUCUCGUUUUCCCCUGGGGUUGCUGUCCCACCAAAAUCCAUAGACACUGCUUUGCAACGAGAUUCUCCAGAAAAGUGGGAUAAAACAAGCAAACAAACAAAAAAAUCUAUAAAAUAAUAAAAGAAAUGUGCUGCAGUCUAAAGAGCUCUUCUUUGGUUCAUUGCUGAUAAGUCUGGGCCAUAAAUUUCUGUCUUCAGUCGACAAGUUAAAAGAGUGCUGUUCAGAUAAGCAUUUGAUCAGAAUGCUCUUUGAAGUAAUCUGAAAUGAUUUAGGCCUGUGCAUUUGUUUCUGCUGAUAUGCUGGUGGUUCUUUUUCAUUAGUUUUUUUUGGGGGGGGGGAAUCUUACACUAUUUUAUUUGUUUAGUAUGUUUUAAAAGAACAGCUCUUCUUUGUUUAUUUACUAUAUACUUGUAUCCCACCUUUCCUCUGUGGUGCUCAGUCUGAUAAUUAUUGUCACCCUGAUAACUAUUAGCUGCACACUCACUCACAUACACACAGAGUUUGCAUCUUUAAAAAAACAACCCUGGGUGCUAAAUGAAAGGAUGCAUUUAAUAUCACAUCUAGUUAGUAGGAGAUUGUGUGUGUGUGUGUGUGUGUGUGUGUGUGUACUAGGUACAGGGAAGGCUUAAUGGGGUUGACACUUCACUAGAUGACCCUUGGUGUCCCUUCCAACUCUACAACUCUAGGAUCCUGAGAGUCUAUGAUUCUGUUCCUGACAAGCAAUGGCUUGGGGAUUGCUCUUCCAACCUCCUCCUUUCCUGUGUCACAGGUCCAAGGAGAUUGAGGCUGUAGGCUGCAAUGGAGACGCAGCUUUCCUGGAGGUGCGAGUCCAGCAGCUGGUGUUUGAGUUCAUACUGAACCAUGUGGGCGAAAUCUUCAGUGACAACGUCCCUGCCAAACCGAAGGAAAAUGAGGGUGAGUCCUUCUGAGCUAAUCCUUCCAUGUCAGAAAUGACCAAUUCCACAUCUACAAGAAGCCACCCAGAGAACAUUAUGUUAAUGGAGCAGCAUGCAAACAGUCUUGAUUAAAAAAAUAAUACAGGCAUUUAUUUAUUUAUUUAUUUAUUUAUUUAUUUAUUUAUUUAUUUAUUUAGAUUUCUUACCCACUCUUUCUCAUUGGGUCCCAGGGGGGUUACAACCAUAAAAUACACAAAUAUUUUUUUAAAACCAGAUGAAACAGUUUUUUUUACAGCCAUGAAAUAAGAAAAGUGUAAAGAGCGAUUAAAAAGCAAGUCUACAUAUAAAAAGAGUGGUAUUUAGUUGCAAUGCAGAUGCAGACUGGGAGAAAGAGCUCCACUUAGAAGACUUGUUGAAAGAGGAAAGUCUUCAACAGGCACCAAAAAGGCAAUGGAGAUGACACCCGUCUAAUAUGUAACAUAUUACAUAGUGUGGUGGCACCCAAAGGAGAGCCACAGUUGCCUUGAGUAGCAAAUUAAAAUGUCUUUUGUGUGAUGGGCCUAAUAGCAUCUAAACAGACCCUGAGUAUACUGUAGUUGUUGUUUCCAAUUUAUAGCCCAUCGUUAAAUUUAUAGACCCUGGCAACCUUGGCUUGGUACAGUCUGCUGUUUUCCUCCUAAUUCCAACCGGUCUUUGUUCCCUUAUGUUUUGCUUGUUUCCACUCUUUAUUUUUACUGUAGGGGUGGGAAGCCUCCCCAACAUAUGCCUAUGGCCACACUGACGACUGGCAUGUGCCCCUGCCGCCACCCCCAGAAGCAUCUGAAAAAUGUCCUUCCCCCCGUUUUUCUGCAACGGAAGUUUAGGGAGGGGGGUUGCUUUUCCUAUUUAUCAGUGACUACUGUUGGUGUUAGAAGAGACGUGGGUGGUGCUGUGGGUUAAACCACAGAGCUAGGACUUGCUGAUCAGAAGGUCGGUGGUUCGAAUCCCCACAACGGGGUGAGCUCCCGUUGCUCGGUCCCAGCUCUUGCCCACCUAGCAGUUCGAAAGCACGUCAAAGUGCAAGUAGAUAAAUAGGUGGGAAGGUAAACGGCGUUUCUGUACACUGCUCUGGUUUGCCAGAAGCAGCUUAGUCAUGCUGGCCACAUGACCCGGAAGCUGUACGCUGGCUCCCUUGGCCAAUAAAGCGAGAUGAGCGGUGCAACCCCAGAGUCGGCCACGACUGGACCUUAUGGUUAGGGGUACCUUUACCUUUACCUUUACCUUUACCUUUACUGUUGUUGUUAGUGAGAAGUGCUAAAGUACCAGCUCUGAAAAAUGGCCUCCACAGGACUUUGGCCUUAUUCACACUUCCUCUUGUCGCACUGCUUUCACCCGGGUGAAACUGCUCUUUAGCCCUUAAUCGAAGCAAACAGCAAUUCAGGUUUUCUCUGGAUUGACCUUUGCUCUGAUUUAGCACUAAAGAGCAGGUUUUCCCUGAGAAAUUACUGGGGCAAGGGGGAAACCACAUGGACCCAUGCUUGGAAAGUGCUUUCUAGGCACAAGACAAGCGGAAGUGUGGAUGAGAUACCCCCCCCCCGCCCCCCAGUUCCAGACCUGGCACUUUGACAUUUCCUGCUAACAACAGUUGUCUUUUCUUAAAUAGGAAAAGAGGCAGCAAUUUUCAGAACAAAUCCCCCUGAAGUGAUUGGGAGGGGAGGAGAAAGUUCAUUCAUCUCAAAGGUCGGAGCUGGAGCUGAGCCAUCCUAAAGUUCAGUUCAGCAGGGAUCUUCAGGCCUUGUAUUUAGAAGAUACGUGCCAAAGCACUAUGGAGUCUGGCUCGUGACCAGGGACCUGCUGGGGUGGAAGGCAGGGGCAAUGGAUUAGAUUGCUAUGUAAGAGGAGAAUUCAACCAACAAGCACGCUCCCAAAAGAUGUUUUCACUGGAAGGGUUUAAUCAAAAAGAAAACGCUCGAGGGGCCCACUGAGGACCUUCCGUUCUCCUGCUCUGCUACCCUCAAACCAGGCUGGGCUCCGCAAUUUCCUAUCCCUGUCACUUUCCAGAGAACAAGCCCAUUAUGAAGAGCUUGACGCUGCCCUCCACCUCUCUGCCGAUGAAGCUGGUGAGUCUGGAAGAAGCACAGGCCCGGAGCCUGUCCGCCUGCCAUCCUGCCCGCAAGGAGCGGAGGGAGAACAGUUUGCCAGAAAUCGUUCCAGUCACAGGCUCCUUCUUCCACACCGUCCUUGACCUACCUGACAGCAAGUAAGUGGCUCCAUCUCUCCCUUAUCUGAAAGCUGGACUCAGAAGAUGGACUAGGCUUCCCCUUGUCACGUGAACAUGGGGAGCGGAGACCGAGCCUCUUCUAGCCAAGCAGUGCUCCCUGUGAUCCUCCGUGGCCCUUCCAGUUGUUUUCCCUUCUUUGUUGCUUAUCGGUGGAGACUUGGGGCAUUAUGGAUGCAAAGCAUGUGUGUCACUACUGAGCUAUGGCUCCCCACCAGUGUAAAUGUCUCUUACUAGUCAGGAAAAAAAGAGACGAAUAUAGGCUUGUUUCGGAGAAAUGGCUUUUCCCACUUUCCUUCAUUUACAAGUUUUGAUCAACGUGAGCUGAAUGGCAAUCGGUUCUUGAGACGUCUGUCGUAAGAGAGCCACCUGCUGGUGACCUGCCCCAAUGACACAUGCCGCGUCCAUCUCUCUCUCUCUCUCUCUCUCUCUCUCUCUCUCUCUUCUUACUGUACUUCACAAUUGUUCUUGUAUGUGAAGGACAGCUGAGAGGCCUACUUCUCAUUCCGGGUGCACAAUUAGGAGACUCUUGCAAGAUGGCAGAAGUGCUAACGUGAGCCUUAUGUCAUCCAGCCUCCGUGGAGUUGUCAGCGCUGCUUUCAAGUUACUUAAAUUACUGUGCCUAGGGUAUUCAAUCAAAUCUGUGGUGUGCAAUAACUUACAGCCACUGCAUAACAACAUCUUUGUAAGACCAUCGCAUGAAACUUAUUAAUCCAAAGAAGCAUUAGCUUGAAUGAGAGGAUGUGAUGAAUUUAGUCCUGAGAGGCCUGAGGUCAUUUCACUUUAUUUUGUGUGUUACAUUUCUAUCCCGCCUUUCCUGCAAGUUGCUCAAGGUGGCAAACAUGGUUCUCCCUCUCUCCAGUUUAUCCUCACAAUAACCCCGUGAGGUAGUAUAGGCUGAGAGAAAGUGACUGGCCCUGAAUUGAAGAGACCAGUUGCCCCCAUGGGAAGGAAAAAGAGAGUGAGGCAGGCAGAGAAAACAUCAGGGCCUGCUCCAGUCAGACUCUCCUUCCUCCCACACGGCCAGCUAAGCAUUGUACAGUGGUACCUCAGGUUACAGCCGCUUCAGGUUACAUAUGCUUCAGGUUACAGACUCUGCUAACCCAGAAAUAGUACCUCAGGUUAAGAACUUUGCUUCAGGAUGAGAACAGAAAUCCUGUGGUGGCAGCGGGAGGCCCCAUUAGCUAAAGUGGUACAUCAGGUUAAGAACAGUUUCAGCUUAAGAACGGACCUCUGGAACAAAUUAAGUUCUUAACCAGAGGUACCACUGUAUAUCGAAUUGUAGAGUUGGAAGGGACCCCAAGGGUCAUCUAGUCCAAUGCCCUGCAAUGCAGGAAUCUCAAGUAUCCAUGGCAGAGGCCACCCAAUCUCUGCUUAAAAACCUCCAGUGAAGGAAAGUCCACCACCUUCCGAGGGAGUCUUGGCAACUUGUGAAUAGGGAUUUCAGGAGGUACUGGUUUCUGUUCCGCCCCGUAUUCCUUGCAUGCAGCUGUGUUUCUGUGCCACAGCAAUUUGGCUUCAGACAAAAACUACACUAUUCCAUUCACUGUCCACUGUGCCAAAAUUCUACAUAAUUUGUUGCAUUAUCAUUACCUCAUUCAGCGCCAUUCAUUUCAGUGCAAAGGAAACACAGGGCAAAUGGGGGACAGGAGAAAAUCACCAACAACGUAUCGUUUGCAAACUACAAUUGAUUUUUGUUCCAGACAUGGAAUGAAUAAGUGAACGCCAGCAAUUCCCGCUCCUGUUUUUGUCAGAAUUCUCCAAUAUCUCUGCUGGUGACCCAGCAAACUGAAUGCAGCCCAUCAGCAAUGUGUUCUGUGUGCACAGCCCCUGCAGGCAGCAAAAACAGGAGGGUUAUUGAGAGUUCCUAUGUGCCACUAUUCAAAACUGAUAGGCUGCCUUCAUGUUACAUAGCCCUGCCUUAUGACAAACAGCCCUGCUAUGUCAACUCCAAAUGUUAGAAAAACCUGAAUCCUGGAACUAGAAUAAAAUAUGCUGCCCUGAGCAAUUCUGGAGGAAGGUGCAGGGUGUAAAUCUAAUAAAGAAUAAUAAUAGAUAUAAUAUGCAAAUGUGUGCAAUAUGUGUGUGAGAGACACAUUCUUGAUGCCCUGAUGUAAUAUUAAAGCUUGAAUUUUUAAAGGCUGCUGAUGCCUAUUUCUGAUUGAAAACAAUGGGGCCAGUUGGGCUCUACUCUUCCCUAUAUAAGACAUUGAAUAUAUAUAUAUAUAGAGAGAGAGAGAGCAAAGGUUUGCAUGUUUGAAUGCAAAAAAUAAAAAAUGGAAUGGAGACAGCUGCAAGACAAACACAUUGAGCCUACUUGCUUUUCAUAGAAAUCAUAGUAAAUUUUUCUUCCAGGAGAAAGUUAUCCACAAAAUCCAAGAAGUGGAAGUCAAUAUUCAACCUGGGCCGUUCUGGAUCAGAAGCCAAGACCAAACUGAGUCGAAAUGGGAGUGUGUUUGUCCGAGGACAGAAGCUCUCUGGUAAGGCUUGUUUGUGGCCCUCGCUGGGGGGACUUGUCUUUCCUCCAUUAGCUCAGCCUUGCCUCUCCUUCUUUGUGUAGUACAGAAAUGUUCCACCACAUUGCAAGGGGGCAUUCAUGCUAAUAAAGCUAGAAGGAUUUCAGAGAUGGCUUGAAAGACUUUUGAAGGGAGCAGAGGGGAGAUCGCAUAUUUAACCUCAUGCGUCAUACGGAGUAUCACUUCAGUGGGACAAUGAGAGGCAGUCAUAGCAAAAGACUCUGAAUAUGCCCCAUUAUAGUACUGGGGUGAACAUGCAUCUCUUCAACCAGCUACAUGCAAACAGCUAGAGGGGUCAAAUAUUUAUGCCAGAGCUCUGUUACUAGGAAUAUGUAUCUGCCAGUCAUUUUAGCAAGGAUUGGUCCCAAAAUAUUCUGGGAAAGGUUGGUGGAGUCUGCAGUUUGUAUUGAUUUGUGCUCCUGAUUAGAGAUCUACUUACAGGGAAAUUAACAUCUCAUUAAAGCUAUACAAGGUCCCCUACAUUGUCCCUUGAGAUGAAAUAGCAAAGAGACACAACUGAUAUUAUCUGCAUGUUUGCAGUUACAGAUAUGUGCCUUCAAUAAACAAAAUGUGUCCAAAGAGAAGCUGCCAAACUCUUUGAAUGGCAAACUAUCCACAAUUAUGCAAGUUUGAGAAUUAGUGUUUGGAAAAACCCUAUAAAAAAUUCACGUGUAUUUGGGCAGAUAAACAUGCCAAACAUGUAAUGCCCCUUUUCAGGAAGGUAGGAAAAUAACUGUGGAAAUAAUAGGAAAGAGUUCAUACUUCCCUAGUCUGACAUUCUUAGCUUCAAAUCACAGAUGAAGCUGCUCUGAGUUUUCCCUGGAGAAUAAACCCUUUUCUACAUUGCAGCUGCACUUGGAAAAGUUAGUUUCCAUGUAAUUGCACUGUAUUCUGGAGUUACACUUCAAUCUCCCAAAAACCCAGAGCACUAAAUUAAGUGUGUUAUAACCUUUCUUUCUGCAGAAAAAGUCACCAUUCGGCCAGCUAAAAGCAUGGACUCCUUGUGUUCACUUCCAGUAGAAGGUGAGAUUUUGUUGGCAUGCACGUGAGAGGUUGUUACAGCUGCCUUUGUGGGUUUUUUUUAAUGUAUAUGUUUGUUCACAAUAAUAGGUUUGUUUAUUUAAUAUCCCAAGAGUUUUGCAUGCUCUUGUGUGUAUGCGAAUGUGUUUCUGUUCACAGAAUCAGAGGCUUGGAAGGCCACCAAAAGACAGCCAGUCCAAUCCCAGCCAAAGACAGUGUGGGGCCAACCCCUUGCCUCCCCUCCUGCUUGUCACCCAACCAGCUUGCAGCAAUUAAAAAGCAACACAUUUGUAUAAUAAAAAUACAAGAAAGCAGGACAAAACACAAUUCUAAAAAAUCUUCUGCAAUCUAACAUGCCGGGGCAAAUAGGAAGGCACUAAAUGGUUUGCCAUACCAGUGCUAGAUGAGCCUAGAGGGAGGGCAUUCCAAAAAUGGGGCACAAACGCAGAAAAGGCCCUCUCUUCUGUACAAGUGUAGUGUAAAGGGACCCCUGACCGUUAAGUCCAGUCACGGACGACUCUGGGGUUGCGGUGCUCAUCUUGCUUUACUGGCCGAGGGAGCCGGUGUACAGCUUCUGAGUUAUGUGGCCAGCAUGACUAAGCUGCUUCUGGCAAACCAGAGCAGUGUACGGAAACACCAUUUACCUUCCUGCCAGAGCGGUACCUAUUUAUCUACUUGCACUUUGACGUGCUUUUGAACUUCUAUGUUAGCAGUAUAUGGGACCGAGCAACAGGAGCUCACCCCGUUGUGGGGAUUUGCUGACCUUUCGAUCGGCAAGCCCUAGGCUCUGUGGUUUUAGACCACAGCGCCACCCGCGUCCCAUAGAAGUGUAGUGUACCUGUACUAAAAAGGGAACUAUGAGCAAGGCCUCUUCUAAAGGUCUUAAGGCACGGGCAGGCUGCUAUGGGAAGAGGCACUCCCUGGGGUAUUUAAGUCCUAUGCCAUUUAGGGCUUUUAAAGGUAGCUACCAGCACCUUAACUUGGGCUUGGAAAUAAAGAGUCAGUGCAGAUCUUUCAAAAUAGGUAUCCCCUCAAUCAAUACCAAGGUCUCUGGGCUGUACUACCCAGAAGUAAAAUUCCUCCCUCUUCCAAAUAAUGGAAGGUCCUUUCCUACCAUGGGCAACUGGCCAUUGGCCAUCGUAGGAAAGGGAAUGUUGGUCUUGAUACCCCUUUGAUCUGUUCUGGCUGGGGCCUUAUCUUCUCAGUCACUAUAAACUUGGGAAACUCUUCAUAAGAGAGGCUUCUUCAGUGACUAAACCUUUGAAGAAGCACCCAGAAGAACUCUGGCUUAUGGCUCUUUCCCUGUCUUCCCCAGAUGUGCUUGGAAUAAGAGGGUACCUUUGGCAAUACUCUGUGGCUUUGCUCUCUCUCCCUUCUGCAGGAGAUGGUGAGAAGGGCCACUUCAAGCGCACCGUUGUGGCUGGAGGGUUCUUCGUUCCAGUGAUGAAACCACGGACAGGGGGCCCAAGCAGCUCAUCGGACCUCAGCAAACAGGAGAGCGAAUGGGAUCCAAAGGGUGCUGUGAAAGGAGCAGAAGGAGGUUUAGAGGAUGGUGGGCAGAACGAUGCCACCCGGUCUACUCAUGUCAGACCACUUCCUGAGCAACUGAAAGUGUUCCGUGCCAUAGAAGACCCGGAGAAUGAGCAAACAUCCCCAAAGAUGUGUCGUAUGUUCUACACUUCCAAUGAUGGGACGGCUAAGUCAGGGUUCCAUGGGACCCUCUUCCCCCUGGAAGCCUCCCCGCGCCACCAACGCAAAGCCCUGAACAUUUCAGAGCCGUUUGCUGUGUCGGUGCCCCUUCGGGUGUCUGCCGUCAUCAGUAUCAACAGCACCCCUUGCCGCAUGCCAGCUAAAGAGAAGCCCGCCUUCUCGAGCCUACAGGAGUCUUCUUUCUUGGGGUUGGACAGCGCCACUUCCACAAUCCCAGAAGCAGACAUCCACACCAAGCCAGAGCAUACCACCGUCAAGGAAGAAAAGAAGCCCGAGUCCAAAACAGUAGAAGGUAAGCUUAUAUGAAGGCUGCAGCAAUUUGAGCAGAGAACUUGAUCCUGGAAAGGAACAGCUGGAUGCGACUGAAGGAGCGUCUCCACCCCCAUCGUUCAGCCCAGACACUGAGGUCCAGCUCCAAGGGCCUCCUGGCAGUUCUCUCCCUGCAAGAAGUGAGGUUGCAGGGAACCAGGCAGAGGGCCUUCUCGGUAGUGGCGUCUGCCCUGUGGAACGCCCUCCCAGCAGAUGUCAAAGAAAUAAACAACUAUCCGACUUUUAGAAGACCUCUGAAGGCAACCCUGUUUAGGGAAGUUUUAAAUGUUUGAUGUUUUAUCAUGCUUUUAAUAUUCUGUUGGGAGCUGCCCAGAGUGGCUGGGGAAACCCAGCCAGAUGUGCAGGGUAUUAAUAAUAACAAUAACAAUAUAUUAUUAUUAUUAUUAUUAUUAUUAUUAUUAUUAUUAUUUCCCACAUAGUCAUUAAGGGACUUUGAAAGAAUCACUCCCAAAAGCAUACUAAGAGAAAUGGUUAAACAUACUGAUAUAUCACAAUGUCUGAAAUAAGGAUGGAGCUAUGUAGAGGCAUUGACUGGCUUCAUGGUUUUUUCCACGUCAUGAUUUUUGCUGGUGCCUGCUGUUGUGAUUUCCCUCCUGUAGGAGGCAGGGGAGAGCUUAGCCAGCAGAGUUAACAGGAGCUGCAGAAAUUGAGAGAAGCAUUGGUUGGCUUCACAAUUUUUCCCACAUUGUGAUUUUUGCAUAGCAUGUGCACACACGCACACACAAUGAUUAAGUGAUAUAUUCCCAGGUCAAAAAUUAUGAAAUUGAUAUCGCAAUAUGGACUUCAAACUGGGUUUGGACAAUAUAUCAAUACAUUUCCCAGCCCUAGUGCUUACAGACUGUGUUGUGCAGCACCCACACAACAUUGGCAUCAAAAUGUCAGCCCAUAUUCCCACCCCCACCACAUUUAAUCCAGAUUCUCCCUUUCCAGGGGAAAUCCAGUAAGGAAAACUGAGCCAUUGGCAGUGACCCCCCAAAGCAGCUUGCAAAUUAAUCCCCUGUCUGGAAGAGUCCGUGCUAUGAAUGUACAGAUGUCUCUUGUGAAACACAUCACUGAACAGAACAUUCAGUUCAAAAGAGGUGUAAUAGACCCAACCCACUUAUUUAGGAACACUCACCCAUUGAAAUUAAUGAGAUUUAUUUCUGAAUAGGCAUAAGUGUGCUUAAGCCCAUUGAAAUCAUGGAUAGCUCUCAUGUAGCCAUGUGGUUGCCUUGGCUAUUGCAAAAUUUUAUUUGCAUAAAUCUCUUUUUCUUUUUUUAGUCUAUUUUGAACUUAUUGCAGUAAAAAUAAAGAAAAGAGGGGAAAAGUCAAUGUGGAGCUAUUGAGAGAAGCCCAUGCUGAAAGCUCAGGCCACCUUGUGACCAUUUUCACCUUUUACUUACACCAUUUCUGGGUCCACCACCCCCAUCCCAAUGAAGUUUUUAAAGCUCAUCUUUUUGCUUCUGAUACAGAUUCUAUUACUGAAGAACCAACAAUAGCCAACCAGUUGGAGUCCACAAAUGGCUCUCAGUCAACAAUGAAAACUUGGGAGGCAAAGAGCAAUGACAGCAGCUGCAGCCAAGAUCCAGAAGAUAAGCAGUCACUGGAACCAAAGCAGCAAGUCAAGAUCCCAACAAGCCAGCCACAGGCAGGCCAAGCAAACCAGGAUCAACCAGAGAUGAAGGACAAGCCAGAGCAAGGCUGUUGGACGCAGGAAGAGACAAGGGAUAAAGUGGAGAACACCUCACUUAUAAAGGAGCAGGUAAGAAGAAGGUGUUGAACUUAGGGGUGGGACAGUUUUCAGUUUCAGUUUCCCAUUUUUCUACUCUUAAAUUCAGCUCCUGACAUUUCACAUCCAUUUGUGGCAGGAGAUUUAAGUCCUCCCCAAAAUUCACCAGCAUUUUAAUGCACAUUUCUCUCAUUUUGCCAGUUAUAUGCACAUAUUUGCAGGCAAUUUCCCCUGAUAUGUGCAUCUUUGUGCCCUCUUAGUAUACAGUGGUACCUCUGGUUAUGAACGCUUCUGGUUACACAUGCUUUGGGUUACGAGCUCCACUAAGCCUGAAGUAGCUGCUCCUGGUUGCGAACUUUGCCCUGGGAUGUAAGCAGAAAUCACGCGCCAGAAGCGCGCAUGCGGUGGGAGGCUCCAUUAGCGAAAGCGCGCAUCAGGAUAAGAACGGUUUCAGCUUAAGAACGGACCUCCGGAACGAAUUAACCAGAGGUACCACUGUACACAUUUUAAAGAGACAUUUUGUUGGAGGACAAAAUGUGCAAAAUUUGUACAGUGCAAGAUUCAGAGAACUGCGAAUUUCAAAGGAUAGCUGUGUUUUGGCUCACACAUUUUUGUGGGAAAUAUAAAUUAGAUAGACUUGCCUUAAAAUGCAAGCUAAACCAAAAUCCUCUCCCUCUCCCCUUGCUGAAGCCCACCCCAGCCCCUCCAGCUGGUGGCGCAGCAAUAAAACUACCUGUACAUUCACAAAGCUAAGCAGGAUCUGAUAUGGUUGAAAAUUGGAUGGGGAACUGCGUGUUUGAGAUUCCUGCCUUGCAGGGACUUAUACUAGAUGACCCUUGGGGUCCCAUCCAACCCUAUGAUUGCAUGGUCAUCUGAAUUGGUUGGGAAAUGUCUCACCACUUUGCUAAGAAACUUGUUUUCUCUGCAACUCCCAUUGGCAAUACCUUCUUUUUUGCAUUGUACCACCUUCCACCAAGCGCCUGUCAACUUUAUAGUUCAUUGCUUUGCAUGUACCCCUUACUAAGCAGUCCCAGACCUGUCUCCUUCCAGUUAAAAGCCUCUAUAAGCCUCCUCGGCUUAAAGUCUUCCUCCAGUGCUCCCUGUUACAAUAGCUUUGCUUAUCUGAUGCUGCCUCCACUCUUUGGAUUGCUGUAUUGUCCCCAGAUGUGGCUUAAAGUCCCAUUGAGAAAAGCCUCUGGCUGAACCAAGCAGGUCUGGGUCUGGCCAGUGCUUAGAAACUGUUAGCUCACUUGGUAGAGCAUGAGACUCUUAAUCUCAGGGUUGUGGGUUUGAGCCCCACAUUGGGUAAAAAACAAAUUCCUGCAUUGCAGGGGUUUAGACUACAUGACCCUCAUGGUCCCUUCUAACUCAACAAUUCUAUGAUUUUGCGAAUGCCACUUUUGAGUUCCACGGUGGAAGAAAGGGAGGCUAUAAAUGGAAUUAAUCCAUUUGUCAAUAAUUGUGUCUUUAGGUUUUGUGCUUCCAGCUGAUCAUUUUAUUAUUAUUUGGGAACCAAUGCAUGUUAAUUAUCCAGAUUAGUCAACAAUGCAUGCUAACUGUCAGGUGGUUCACACUGCCCUAGCCUGAUGUUUGUCUGGAAACUGCUGUCUAAAUUCUGGAGCUGGACAGGUUUUGGGAGCCUGCCCACAUUUGGAAGUUAAGGAAAGAACUCUCUAUCACAAAAGAGCAAUUGAAUAUGAUUGGACAAACCAUGUAAGCUCAAACAGAAAAUCUAACAGUGAAAGUCUAACAAUGAAAUGUCUAAUUACGUGCCAAUACUGUCUGACUCUGAACUGCCCUGAGACCUCCAGAUAUAGGGCAGUGUAUAAAUUCAAUGAAUAUUAAUAAGGAAUAAUAAUAUUAGGGUCAGCUCUGUCAGGAUUUGUGUUGGUGUCAUGGCCUGACAUAAAAGACUGCAUGCUUUCUGUCCAUCCUAGGGAUCAUUAGGAAAGUAAUAGAAAACAAAACUGCUGGUAUCAUAAUGCCAUUAUACAAAUCUACGAUACAACUGUACUUUGGGUACUGUGUGCACUUCUGGUCGCCUCACAUCAAAAAUGAUAUUGUGGAUUUGAGAGUUUCAAAAUGGGCAGCCAAAUGAUCCAGCCACUCCCCUUAUGAGGACAGGUUGCAUGGUUUGGGACUUUUUAGUUUAGAAAAGAGGCAGGUGAAAAGUUUUUAACAUCAUAAACAGGUGACUGUGGUGCAACUAUUCUCCCAAGCUGCAGAAAAAGGUAGACCAGAAUCAGUAUAUAUGCAUUUUGGAGGCUGUGGUGCCCUUUGAAGUAAUUUUGGGGGAAAUGAUUUCAGGGGUGUGUGGGUUGCAAAACUUAUUCCUACCUCUCCAGAGCUCCCUAACAUGUCUUGCGUUUUUAACAUUUGGUUCCAAAUAGAGCAGCAUAGACAAGUAAUUAAGAUUUCUACCGUCAGUGGGCAUGAACUUCAAUUUGUCUGUAUUUACUUAAUGUGAUGUUUGAUGCACCAUGUUGUUGUUGUUUUUUAAUGACAGAAAAGGGUAAUGCAAAGCCUGAAGGAAAUUUGUUUUUCUUUCAGCAUGGUACAUGCUUUAACUGCUGUGUUGCUGUAAAUUGCAUUUGAAAAUCCAUAUGUUAAAGAACGUCUAGUUUUAACAAGAUGGUGUGUGUUCAGGGCCGGCCCUACCACUGGGCGACAAAUGCUUGGGGUUGUGGAAUGGUGUUGAAAAUCAGUGCUGUGUAUGCCACACGGCCUACCCUGCACUCCUUAAGCUAGCUUGCUUCCAUUAGGUGCUAUAGAAGAUGCUGCCCUAUCCAGCAUGUUGAAGUAAGAUCCAACUGCCAGUCCAGUCCAGUCAGCUUCUGUACACAGAACAGGCACAAGAUGGGCACCAUCUUGUUUUUCACCCCAGGCAGCAAAAUGUCUUGUGCUGGUCUUGCAUGCAUGAUUUAGUCAGGUAGGUAGGUUUUGUAUAAUGAUUAAAAACAACAGAACUGUACCACAGUGACAACCAUAAUAAGCUUAAGAGACAACCAGCAUUAAAUGAAAAUACCCUAAGGAGCACAUAACUACAUCAAAUACAUAUGUUAAAACCACCAACCACGUCACAGGGACACAAAACCAGAUCUUAAAAGACCUGGGAAAACAAAAAAGUCGUAUGUUGGUGCCAAAAAAGCCAACAAUGUGAAAGCCAGGUGAGUUUCCCAGGAAGGGCAGUUCUAUAGCCAAUGCUAUCACUAACAGACUUCAUCUGAGCUCCAUCUUGAGGGGCACAUGAAGAAGGAUUUCUCUAGUUUGCAUGUGUGUGUGUGUGUGUGUGUGUAAGUAUUCGUGUGCUUCUGUAUAUGCAUGUGCUCAUAUGUGUAGAUUAACUUAUUUAUUACCCAGAAUGCAGCAUGUAGGAAAGAAUGUAAUUGUUUGUGAAGAAAGGGAGAGCAAACUGCCAAGAGAGAGUUUUUCUGAUAACGCUGGUUUUAUUUUUAUUUUUGUUCAGGUUCAUGGCAGUCAUUCGAGUGCCUCAAUGGUACCUCUGUGGCCAGAAAUUCAGCAAGAGCUGAAAAUUGUUGAAUCUGAAGAGGAGCUGCCACUUGCCCUGGAGACAGGCCAGCAACAGCGAGACCUUAAACCCAGUGCUUCACUGAUUUCAUCCUUGGAAGCAAACAAUUUGCCAUGCAGUUCUGGGCUGCCUGUGACACCACCCGAAGAAGGAAGCACGGUGAGAAAUCCACCAGUCGCACCUCACAUUUAUUCGUUUAGUGCUCCCUCCAAAGGAUCAAAGGAUCAAUCACCUGUUUGUGAGUCACCUGUUUGUGAUUCUGAAUUAUCCCCAAAGCAAGAUGGUGCUUCUCCCGCUUCAUUAAAACUGGAAAAUAUCCCUUGUGGGAAACCUUGUCCAAAGGACUGUUUAGAAACAGAGAACAUCAGGUGUGUCCAUCCAUCUCAGCCCGAUGAUUGGAAACUUCCAUCAGAUCCACAAGAAAACAUGGCUCUUUUGAGAGAUGAGUCUUUGUUUGCUGAAGAAAAGCGUCUAGACCAACCAGCGUGGGAAAAUAGUGAAUGGCUUCUUCACAGGGAGAAGGACGGUGCUGCUGUGACCCAGGCAGCAAAAAUUGAUCAAGUGCUUUUAGAGAGCCGAGGCCUACAGAGUUCAGUUACCUUAAGUGGAGUUGGAGCCCACCAGCUCAAGGAAUGUAAACUGAAGAAUCGAGCUCGAGACUCUCUUGACCACCAAGAGGAAGAUACAUGGGUGGACCAUGUUCAGAGCUUAGAGUUGGUGGAGCCGUGGGAAGAGCACCAGUGGGUCACCAGCCCACUCCACUCCCCUACCUUCAAGGACAUCCAAGGAAAGGCGCUUCAUGAGUUUCAGCCACUGAAUCAAGGAGGGACCAGGAGCCAUUUCAAGAAGCCAUGUUUCAAUCGUAGCUUUUCCUUAGACAGUAAAGACUUUGUGAAGAGGCACCGGGCUAUCCAGCUGCCUUUUGAGAGCACAGAUGUGGAGCAUCUUUGUGGUGACAUCCGAUUAGGGAUCAAGCAACCCUCACAAACAGAGUGGAGAGAAAGUGACGGAGGAGAAGCCUGGCUGAAUCGUCCAGAGGAGCUUUCUAAGCCAGAUGAGACAAGCAGGAGACUUCUGAGCCACGAAGCAGGCUUUGCAGCCAGAGAACUGUCAUCCAGCCAUGACAGGGUCUACCCUGUUGCUCACAAAAAGUCAGGUGAGAAGGAAGCAUACGAGGACAAAGAAGACCAGGGAUUUUCAAAGCCCGAGUCUCCUUUGCCACAAUAUAAUACUGAGAACAGUUCCUUGAGUUUAAACAGCCCAGAAAAAGAUGUACCAAGUAUUCAACAGGCUGAUAGUCCUGGAACCUCUGCCACAAAAGAUCUAUGUUCUGUCAAGGAGUCACAGACCGGUAAAGGUGAAGACAUCCCACGAAAAGGGAGGCCAAGGCCUUCUUCUCUUAAUUUGGAUUCCGUCCUACCCGCAACCAACCUUUUUAAUUUUGAAAGUCUUUCUGUGCCCACCCCACCCAGGCACUUCCUGUGUGGGCAAAAAGAAGUUAAGACGAGUGACUCUGUGCCAUCACUCCCUGUGGCCUGUCCGAGCAAAAACAAAGCUGACCUUUGGGGUUCUCAUUUUGACCCCCAAGAUGUAGACCUAGACUACAUAAUGAUGGCUCAUGCUACCACUGGUCGCCGCAACUCUGCUCCAGUGAGCGUCUCGGCAGUGAGAACCUCUUUCAUGGUUAAGAUGUGCCAGGCUAGAGCUGUGCCAGUUAUACCACCUAAGAUUCAAUACACACAGGUCCCGCAGCCCCUGCAGACACAGAACCCCAACUGCAGGACGCCAGAGAAUAAAGAAACAGAAGCCAAUGUCGGUCAACGCAAGUCAACUGAAAAUGCUCAGGGUCAGCUGCAACCUCCAAAGAGUCCACCAGUGGAAAGGAAGGGGAAGGAAAAUAAUAAUGCCGCCUUUAUAGAUUCAACGGCAAGUAGAAAGGCAGAACCACCCUUUGCCAAUCAUAAUUCCACACAGGAUGCACCAGUUUUUCGUCGGAAACGCAGCUCUGAAGGGGAAUCCACAGGGGACAAUCCCCAGUCCUCAAAAAUGGAGAGGUCUUCAGGGGUUUCUAAGCCUUCUUACAGAUCUAGACCAGGAAGACCUCAGAGUCUUAUACUAUUUAGCCCUCCCUUUCCCAUCAUGGACCAUCCUUCCUCCUCUGCUGACUCCAGAGUGUUGCUUUCUCCCAUAAGAAGCCCCUUACAGACCCCUUCUCCAAACCCCAUUGCCAGUGAUUUGUCAGGGACAGCUUCAGAGGGGGUCACACUUCGGAACAAGAUGACCAUUCCAAAGAAUGGCCAAAGACUAGAGACUUCCACAAGCUGCUUCUACCAACCCCAGAGGAGGUCUGUGAUUCUGGAUGGUAGAAGCGGGAGACAGAUAGAAUAAGGCCCAUUCCCUUCACUCUCUUCCCUGGUGGAUGAGAUGGGGUGGCCACACGGAGAACUAUGAUUAUUGUUAAACCCAUACUACUCAAAAAGUACUUCCUUUGCCAUUUCCAACAAUCCCUUAUUUUACUGAUUGUCACUUUGAUGAUUGAUAGAAUGUUUAGUUGAUUUAACCUUGAGUCCACCUUGGCAAAAGGUGUGCCAAUGAAAGCAAAAUUAUGUGGAAAGAAAAUAAGAGAUCAAUCCUUGUUAUGUUAGCCAAAGCUACCCCCUCCAGACUCUUCCUCGUCUUUCAGCUUUCCAGCAACAGAGAACAAUCACAAGAAUCAUCUCAGCAACUAAUGCUCCGUUCCUCACUGUGUUCCUGAAAUGGCUUCCUUGUUGAUCUUGAUUUGUCGUAUUCCUGGGGGUUCCAGUCCACAUCUGUAUUAAAAGCUUAUAGGGUUUCCCUUCCCUUUGUACUUGUUUAUGCACAGACUUACUGUACUGAGAGUUAUGUGCUCAAUGGGCACUCAGCUAAGUGGUUUAAGAGGAAUGGUGAUGCAUUUGAGCUAAAGCUUCCUUCAAUAGGCUGCUAUUGCCAUUAAGCACCUGUUUGUGUCUACAGUCCUAUUCCCCUAGCACCUGUUUCUUCGUAACUUUUGAUAAUUUAGAGCUAACUGCAGAGUUCUUAUAUUAAUUGUCUACAAGGAUUUGUACAAAUAGCCAUGUAAGCUACCUGCUGGCACACAGUGAUUGGCAGAGUUAGCGACGCGGUAGCCGGGACAGUCCCACCAUUGUGCUGUCUCUAUUGACCCUAUCCAAAAAGCACUGCAUUUCCACCCUCCUGCUAGUCUUUCUGCAGAAUCAGGCGCAGGUCUUGGUAGCUGCUGAAGCAAGGGAUGGACAGAGCAGUCACAAAAAGCUGCAACCUAACUGCAUUUCUUGUAUUUUCAUAGUGUGCUGCUCUUUAUUUGAAGACAUCACAGCGUGGUUUUUCUUCUCUCUUUCAAGAAGUGUUGCUGCUGCUUUCUCAAAAUAAGCUUGUUCUUUAAGCUGCCACUCAGUCUGCAUAAUCAGGACUGUAGGUGGCGAGAAACAGUUGUAGGAUCUGAUUAACGAAGAAAUCCCCAUGCUAAUUUGCAAUUGUGAGUCACUAAGUUGGAACUGGGAGCCUUGAAAGCAUCUGAAAGCCGGGCGAAUUAAAAACGUUACAUUUUGUUUUCUCAUAGAUCAGGGCGCAGGUCACAACAUUGCAUUUUCGAGUUACAUUUUCCCAGGGUGCAUUUGGGUUGGAUCUGUGACUUGGCUACAGGCAGUAAAAAUGUAGAUAAGCUAUGUUGUAGUGAGUGUUGGCAUGCAAAAUGGAAGUGGCAGCAUGAUGGAGGAGCCUUGCUUGUAUUGGAGAACGGCACUUUGUGCCAAGAUUCUGUAGUGACAGGGAGAUGCAUGAAUUUCUACUGUGAUUCAUGUGCUUCUUCCUAGAAUUUCCAACCCUGAUGGUGAAGAACUGAAUUUCACAAUGGCUGCUUCAUGAAACACAAUGGGUACCUCUUCUCUGAGGCUCCAGAGAUCUGGAUGUCCUUGGGGGCUACCCUAACUUUGCCUUGCAAUAAAAACUUUGUGGGAGCAUUUGAAAGAUUAUGGUAAGAGUAGAUUUGAGCACCAUCAGUCCCAGAGCAUUGUUUGCCUGUUUCUAAGGAAGGAAAGGUCCGUGCUGCCUUUCCUUUCUGCUUAUUUUUAUUAAAAUGAAAAUGAUCUUCUUGGCUUGACCAUAAAGAAACUCAGCUAAACAAUUACUAGGUAUUGUGGCUUUUUAGAUUGAUCCACAAGGUAACUCAAGUUUGUUUGCGCAUAGAGCAAAAAUGAGGGGGCAUCUGCUAGGGGUUUUGUAUCCUCCAGUUUGGCUGGGCCACACUAUGCUGCUUAUAAGAUCUGGGAAAGAGGGUGAAGAAGAGAUGGAAUUGUUUGGUUUUUGUUGCUGUUGUUUCUUGUAGCUUAAGUAGUAUCAUGAGGUUGUGCUCUUUGGUAGAAAUAAGGAAGGAUCAGUGUAGGAGUGAAACAGGUGGUCUGAACAGAGGGAAGUAGGUUAGUUUAUCAUUCCACUAUCUGAAUAGCGGGAAGAGUUCACUGGUUCAAAUUGUGGCAAAAGAAUUACUUAUCUAAAUGAGAAGGGAGGUAGUGCAAAACUCAUCUGGUUGGAAGGAAUCAUCCCUUCGUCUAAUCCAAAGGUAGCCAGCAUUGUACCCUCCUUAUGUUGUUGGACUCAACUCCCAUCACCCCUGGUUAUUGGCCAUGCUGACAGCGGCUGAUGGGAGUUGUAGUCCAUUAACACCUGCAGUGCACCACCUUGGUUUCCCCUUGGUUUAAACGAAAUCUAGGACUUGCAUAAAACCUAGAGCACUGACUGUUUUGCCAAGAGCAGAGAAGUUUCCCAAAGCAGUGUUUCUGUAUGUUAAAAUGCUUUUGAGUAUUUCGGUUAAGAAAAUGCAGAAGGGUCUGAGCAGCUUCCCACUGACCAAUCCCCCCUCCCCUGCCCCACAAAAGUUGCAACCAAAAGUUAUAGCUAGCUUUUCCUCUCUUCAGAGUUUUGAAAUAGCUGUAUUAAAUAAUAUUGUGCUAAAUUUAUAUAUAAACAGAACGUAUAUAAUUAUAUUAAAGUGUAAUUAAAAACUAAGAAAUUGUCUCUGAGCAGCAUUCAUUACACCUGCGAAUCUUGGGUGGUUCCAAUGUACAGAAAUGACUUUUUUCAUUGAAAACUCCUUAUGUGCAAGUUUUCCAAAACUUUUCUAAAGAAGGCAAGCAAUGGGAUCACAAGACCAGCAUUUCAAUCCCUCUCUCUCUGCUCGUAUCUUCUCCUGCAUUACCCUUAAUAGCAGUUUGAGCCUACCAAGCAGCUGAGCAGUAAUUGAAGUUUAUCAUCUAUUGAAUCGAUCAUCUAUUGAAGUUUAUCAUCAGCAGUUGUGUCCUGGAAGGAGAAGUGCAAGUUAUCACAUGUCUGCACACCAACAUUUCCCCCUCCCAGUGGUUCUCUGCAAUGAAAUGAGAGCACAUUUUUCUUAAUGGUAGGACAGUGUUUGCAAUCCACCCAAAAGCUGCAGCAUAGGUUUUGCUGCCAUUUCUUGCCAAGUUCAGUACUCGAAAAUGAAUAUUUAUUGAUGGCUCAACACAAUACUGCAAUACAUUUGAUAGUUCAGGGUCUUUCUUGCCUUUAGAGCUCUAUAGGAACACAGGAAACUGCUUCCUACCAAGUUAAACCAUAUGUCCAUCCAGUUUAGUAUUGUUUACUCUUGCCUGGCAGCAGUUUUCUAGGCUCCCAGGUUUCACAUCACUGCCUUCCUAACAUUUGAAUGAACACACACACACAUACAAUGGAGUGAGGAGGGGUAAGCUCAAGAGAUAAAUAUAUACCUUUAUUCCAAGAAAAAGGUGCUCAGACCUAUGGCUUAUCCACACUUCCUCUUUUCCCACUGCUUUCCCCUGGGGUGAAAACCUUCUCUUUAGUGCUCAAUCAGAGCAAACAGCAAAUUAGGUUUAUCUGGAUUAACAUUUGCUCUGAUUGAGCACUAAAGAGUGGGUUUUCUCUGGGAAAGGAAUAGGGCAAGGGGAAAACCGGUCUGACCCAUGCUUUCUAGGCACAGGAUAAGUGUAUAGUUCCUGCUAUAUCCUUAAAAUUCAAUGUAGGGAGGGGAAGAGAGAGAGAGAGAGAGAGAGAGAGAGAGAGAGAGAGAGUCCAUCACAGUGCGAUGAGGUCUGGAACAUGCAUGAAUGUGUUGUGUUUUCAUCGGUAGCCCUGGUGGGUAUUGUUUUCAUGGUUCAUUGUUGUUCCUGUAGGCUAUCUGUUUCAGCGCUUUUAUUGCUUUGGAGUUUUGCUAAGUCUCAACCAUGAGAUUAAACUGGAGGUUUGUUUUUUUUAAUUAAAAACAACAACAUAUGAAA